GGGGAAUGGUUUACGAAGAGUCUGGCAACCAGUAUCCCAUCUGUCACUUAUCUGUCAUCGGGCAGGACAGUCACAUUAUUCUAGAAGAGAAGCAUUAUUUCACUGAAGACAAUUAAAAAGCUGUCACUGACAAAACGGGAGGUAUGGGUGCUGGAGAGAGUACGACCAGAAAAGUGUCUUUUGGUGUUGAUGAUGAGGAAAGAGUCCGAAUCCUCCGCGGAGUCAAGGUAAAGCUAAUUUAGCUAGCGUUUGAUAAGCUAACAUUACUUUUAUGUUACGCCCAUCGCCAGGCUAAGCUAGCUGUUAGCAUGUUGGUGCACAUUUAAUGAAGUUGCCAGUGUCUUUUGAAAGGAAAUUAUUGCUAAACGUACAAUGUGUGAGAAGGCUGCUGACAGGGGGAAGAUGUAAAGGGAUGCAGGGGCUGGGGCAGGUCGAGAUGAGACCUGAAACAACCCCUUUUUUGGAUGCGCCAGACUCCAUUCAUAUAAAGCGAUAGAUGUGUAUGUGUCGUGGAUAUCAGUGAAUUCACAUUUCUGAAGGAUAACUUGCAUCGUAAUGAAUACUCUUUGAUGCCAUGUGUAAUUCGGCGUAUAUAUUAUCUUAAAUGAAAGGCAUUUUUUUUUGCAAUUCACCCACAACGCUUGUCAGUGAUGUAGAUAACGCGUCUAGCUAGCUGUCAAUAAGGCGAAUGAAUCGUCAAUGGAAGCAAGCAGUACGAUGAAAAGUAUCAUAGUGAUCGGUUGUUAAAUUUGGGACAUUUUUUUCUUUCAUGUCUCAACAGUAUCCUUUGUGGCUCUAGCUACAAAGAUGUUUGUUACAGCCGGGGUGACACUAAAUUGACCAAAUACUAAAUGGGGUUUGGCUAUCUGUUGUCCUAAUGACACUGCUGACUUCACGUGUUGCUGUAGAUUUUGGAUUUUUGCCCAUUGAAAGCUGUGGAUAUAUAACUAAGGAAUACAAGAGUAUAGCUAAACAAAAUGUCUGUUAGAUCCAGGCUUCAAUUCAUUUCUAAAGUUAUGAUAUAGGGGCGCCAGGAAUGCACGCACUGUAGCUGCACCAUGAAUAAAAACGGGAAUAUUUUGAUGCCCUUGUGCAGUAUGUAGUAAUAGAGAAAAUACAGUUUACUGGAGAAUUGUUCUUCUAACAGCAACUCCCUUGGUGAAGGAUGAGAAUUCAUGUCCUCACAUGAAAACCUGUGUGCAGGUGGGGGCAGUAAAACAAUAGGAUUAUGUGCAGGAGAGUGAAUAGGUUAAAGGAACAGUGUUUGUUAUUCAGCAGCAUUCAGCAGAACAGACUGUAUAGAAAUAGAAUAUAAUAUUUAAAGGUACACCUGAAUAAGUGAGUAAUCCCCUAAAUACACAAAUCAGUUUGUGUUUGUGAACUUAAAAUUAGCCUUUUAGAUCAGGGAAGGAACUGGUCCCUUUGCACAGGGUCCAAGGUAUUGCAGUAACAUGCAGUAACACAGGAUGGACAGUAGUCAGUGAAGAGGAAGACAGUGGUUGUUGUGCACAAAAGAAGUUCUGGUUGAUGAUUUUGAUUGUAAAAACUUGUCAAAUAGAGUUUAUACUUAUUAUGUGUCACAGGAACCUCCUGUCCUUAAAGACCACCAUCACUGCCAAGAGGGGUGAGCAAGGGGGGAUCUGUUAUUGAUAUUCCUUUUUAUAUUUUCUACACAAUACUUAACACAACUUAAAGUUACCUGAGGUGACUUAUUAUACAAAAAUGAAUAUUAUGUUAUCGUAAAUGAACUUGACACAAGCAAUUAUGCCAAAUAUUCCCACCUCUAUGCACUCUAAGCAUCAAACUGAUGAACAGAUGCACUUUGUUGAUUGACAAUAAAUAAAAACCUCAAAAUACUUGACAGGCUGAGAAACCUUUACUACUGCAUAAUUCAUGUGCACAGCCUUUAAUCCUUUAACAUCAUCCUAACAUCCACCAUUAGGUUCUCUUUAGAGCAUGGAUUGGAUAAUAGAGUUCUAUGCAACAGCAUUACCAUAUAUAAUAAAGCUAUGUUUUUCAUAGCAUCUAGCAGCACAGGUUUUGUUUUGGGUUUAUUCAGCUGAGGAGCAAAUUUACUCUAAAUGAAUAAAAAAAAUUCAAACAUUGACUGUGAAGAGAGUAAGUGAAAUCUGCAAGUAAAAAAGACAGGAUAAGUUGAAAAUUCGCCUUGGAGUUGAAAAUAUUACCACAGCAAUUCACGAUCAAAAGCUAAGAGUCAUUUAGAUUCUGUUUUGUAGUUUUAAUCUACUCAGAGGACUUUUUAAUGUUUAGUUUUAGUCGUAUUUUUAUCUUUUAAGGGCAGAGAGAGGCUUCAGUAUGUUCUUACUGUGCUGUAGAGAUGGGAGAAAUUGUGUCAAUGCACCUUUAUUUCACCAGCCUGUUUGAGGGUGAUUCCAGGAAGAGCUCACUCCUGACCACACCCAAACGGUGAUCCAUGGUGUUUGGUGUAAACUAGCUGAGUCUGACAGUAUAAAGGCCCUGAAAGAAUAAAGGAGAUAAACCUGUGCAAUAGCAAUAUAGAAAAGUUUGUAGUUGUGGCACUUGAAUGCAUCGUAGUGAUAAUGAAAUGUCUGUAACACGCAUAUAAGUGUAGAGACUUAUGGAUAUUCUUAUUUUCAUACUCUGCCUGCACAUUCAAAUGUUGUGAGUCAUAGAAACAGUGAGUCAGAGAGAGUGCCGGUCUGCUUUGGGUUUUUCUGGAAGCUAUAUUUAACAAUUUCCCCUGAACACACACACACACUUACACACACAGUCAGAGGAGAUGGGCUGACCCUGAUUUCAGGCAAAGUUUUCAGUUUAAUGUGUUUAACCUUAGAGAAGAUAAAGGAAUAAUUGAUUUAAACAGAGGUGCCAAAUGAUGUGCAUGAUGCUUUGUACUCCAAUAAAAUGUCAUUAACUUUGUAGAAACUUAAAAGCACCCAAACCUUAAAGGUUUACCCUGAAGUCUCAGUUCUUUGUUUUUGUGCUUGUCAAGACUAAAUUGUCUGUUUUGUUUGCACUUUAUCUCUCCGGUUAGCUCUCAGAAGAUGUUCUCCAGAGGAUGAAAGGAGUGGCCAACAUUGCUCCAGAGCGCAAACCUCCAACAAGCUCCAACAGCCAGAAAGAAACGGGUAUCUCACACCAUACAGUGUUGCUCUCUCACCAAGCUUUACCGAUUAGCAAAAGUUCCUGGAUAACAAAGUUAAUUGCAAAAUCUAUUUUGGGGUUUCCUAAUUUUCACCUGCGAUUUCAUCACUGUGGAUCUUUUUCUCCAACAGAACACAAGCCAAUAAUAUUUAUUGUCUCUGUCAGGUCCCUCAAACCCUCGGCCCCAGGCGAACUCCCAGAACCGAGCCCAGCCCAAGCCCCAGUCCACCACCAACCCCACCAGCAACAGCAAACCAACCUCCUAUGCUAAAGAAGAACAGAAAAAGUAGGUUGAAACAAAUUUGGGAAUUUUAUAAUCCACCUCUUGGCAACAUGUUUCACACUUUUCUCAGAGAUCAUUACCCUCUAAACUGAGGUUACAGAGUGCGACCCCAAUUCCAUAAGAGUUCGGAGGCUGUGUAAAAUAUUAUAUGCUGUUAUAUGUGUAAAAUUUGGUUUAGCAUUAUUUUGUUAAAAUGUGCUAGGUCUUUUCUGAGAAAGUCAUUGUCUAGAUGGCAGCAUCGGGUGCUUCAGAACCUGUAUAUAUAUAUUUUUUUUUUUUCAGCGUUAACGGUGCCAUCCCGGAUGUGUAAGCUACUCAUGCCAUGGGCACUAAUGCAUCCCCCAAAACACAAGUGUACUGAUAGCAAGCUUGGUUGUCCCUGUCAUACCUAAACAUCCGGGAUUUACAACUGUGUUCACUGUAGGACUGGGCGAUUAUAUGAUUGUAAUUAAUGAUUGUCAUAAAUUUCAGCUCGAUCACGGUGAUCAGCUGUGAGCAUGUUUAAUCGAACAAACAUGGCGGAAAUGUGCGUCACAAAGGCCAAUCAGAGUCCAGCUUUUCCUGCUCACUUCUGUAAGUUGCUGGAAAGUAAACAGAAUGACCAAACGUGGAGCUAAAUGUGGAACUGAGGGCAGCAAAAUGGAUGUCUGCCAUGACUUUGAGUCAUCCUCUGAAGACGACAUUAUUGAGAAGAAAAGUUAUUUAAUGUUGGUUUCGUGGCGGUGGUUGGGGUAUCUCCAAAGUGGCGUUGAACAAUUAAGCCGAUGUGAAAGGGUAUGUCGGUGCCCUCAAAAACCGGCAACACAACAGAUCCAUUUCAUCAUUUGAAGAAGUACAGCCUGCCACUGCUGACAGCACAAGUAGCAUUAGCAGCUGAGCUACAACUAGCGGUGCAGCCACCAGACCAAAGCAGCAAUCAAUCAUAUCAUCUACGUUUACAUCAUCUAAUGUUUACAUUUUAAGGCAUCUUCAUUAUCCCUGAGGGGGCGAUUUAUUUAUUUUGGGUCUUGCAUACCUGCAAAAACACUCAGGGCUGUAAACUAGUUUACUGUAUUAUUUAGUAUUUAUCUACAUUUAUUGUACUGUUGAGUUAAAAUGGUUUUAUAUUUUUUUUAUUUUUAUCCUAUUUGAUUUGCUUUGUUAUUUACAAUGUAUGAUAGUAAAAUAUUGAACCAAACUCUAGUUUUAGUUUUUAGUACAGAUGCUUUAAAACUGGCAGUUUAAAAAAAACAAUAAAAAAAAAAAUAAAAUCAUGAUAAUAAUCAAGAUCAGAUGAUUUGACAAAAUAUAUUGUGAUCUUUUUUUUUCUUCCAAAUCGCCCAGUCCAAGUUCACAGCCAAAAGUUUCUGGAGGUGAUUUUGAGCCCAUACGGUGACUUCUACAACAGAGUGAUGAUGUCUAUCUUAAUUACCUGCCAGACAUCCCUACAGGUUUUGUUGUGCCCAUUCCAACUUUUUUUUGACACGUUGUUGGCAUCAAAGUUUUCACAAAACAUUGAAAUUUCAAGGUUCAGCAUUUUAUAUAUUGUCCUCGGGCUUAUUUUCAAUGAAAAUAAGGUGUCAAAAUCUGUUUAUAUCAACAUUUUGUACAGAUCUAACCUAGUGUAAGAACUAGGCUUGUACAAACAGAGCCAUAUCGGGCCAAGUCAGUGUUAGGGUCAGGUGUCCUGGGGUUCGACAAUGAUGUAAAUAGACUGUGCAUAGAUGACUAUGUCUUCGAUGGAGGUUGAGCAAAAGAUCAGAGCUAAAUUUAACCCAUAAGCUUGUAGUGAAACAAGUGCCACCUCAGUUAGGUUUACAUUGCACUGUGUUUACUAGUAUCGGUCAUUUUUUAUAGAUGUCCUUAAUACACACAGGAACACACAGAAAACUAACUGCACUGAAAAUGUAGAAAGUUGGUCAAAUUAGUUACAAACUGAAAUUUAAAACAUUCAAAAGUUCGAUAAAGAGUAAAUUACACCUUGUAAACCAUCUUUUUAACUGCUGGAGAUCAAAUUAAAGCCUUAAAAAGAUCAUGUUUGUCCUCACUGUGAGUGCACUUUGCUCAAAUUCAACUCAUUAUUCUACCAAAUAGACUUGACGUCUCAUAAAGUCUGGUAUAUGCUGCCCUCUUCUGGAAAGAUAUGGAAAAAGCACUCUCACUGCAGACUUGGAAAGCAGAAACUGAUGAUGGAAGUGUGUGUUUACGUGUUUCAGGUUUGAACGCCAGCAAACAAAGCUGAAGGAGGAUUUGGCGAGGGCGUCACAAAAAGAUAGUGACGCGGCGAAGGAGGACAUGAUCAAAGCCCUGAGCCGGGAACGACACAACAAACGCCAGGAAACAGAGAGGACCAAACAACUGGUACACACACACACGCACACACUUAACACAUGAUUAAUUUUUUUUCCCCCCAAACUGAAAGCUCACUUGUUUCUGUCUGUGCUCCUUUCUCAUCCCCCUGUUACACAGACCUUGUGUCUUCAGGCGUCUGGUCUGAAAUAGACACCAUCACUUUAAAUGGGCCUCUUUGUUGGUCUCAUAAAAAUUUGGAUUCUUGUUGCAAAACACCAGGCACACAUGGACCCCUUUUACAUGUUAAGUCCUAUUCUGAGUCAAUUUUUGGUCCUCCCUUUCCUGCCAUAUCUUCAACAGUGAAGGAUUAUCAUGGUCCUUUCAGAUGAAGGGGGUGGGGCUUAAUUGUGCAGGUCCAGCAGUAGAGUAGGUAUGGUAUGUGAUAGUGUCUAUUUUUUGGGUUCAUAUCCCUACUUCUAUUAGAAUGUUUGUGCUGUAUAAAAACAACAGUAGAAAAAGGAUACACUGGCAUUUGAGGUAAGAUCAGUAAGGAGUAUAAUGCAGAGAAACUCAAUGUGGACGUCAUUACUCAACCCUGCUUGCUUAUAGUAAAUAUUUCUCUCAAACACUUGCAAUUUUUUACAUAUAAACAUAUAAUUUUUUGUGGCAGUUGAAAUCUACACAAAGCCAGAUCAAACAGGCUUAAGUGUUUGACUUUUCACAUACACCCUUCCUCGACAAAUUCAAGGACUGCAUGUAUGAAAAAGCCUUUAGAUUACAGGCUGAUUGCACACUCUUAUUUGCUGCUGUGUAAUAUUUGGCCAUCUUGUUUGAAAACUUUAUUACAAGUUGAUACAGAAUUUAAUGAUAUGGUUUUCCUCGUAUAUGAGGCAACGUUUGUUGUAAGCACUCGAAACUUAUUCAUGGGUUCUUGUUUCUUUAUUUGUUCACAAUGCAUUGGCAGAUGAAAUCACUGUGUUUUGCAUUUUCACCAUUAGUGAGGAGCAGCUUGACCAUGAUUAGGUGAACAAGCACCUCUGCAAAAUCAUUUAAAAAAGUUUUCACUUCAUUUGAUUUGAGGAAUCGUCUUCCUCCUGUAACAUCCACAGGUGACCUGUUGGUGGGGCUGUUGUCAUCUGUGUCUAAUGUUGAGUUUUGUUCAGCUGUCAUUACAGCACUUUUGACUGAAGUUUUACACGCUGUGAUAAAAGUGUGAAAGCGGAUUAAUAAUUGAGUGUCCCUCUUGAGAUAAGUUUGUGGACGGUCACGUCAUGAUUCAGUCUGGUCAGGUUUUCUCUGGUGUAAUCACGUGUUGGAGCAUUUGCACCGGCACAAAUUGGGUCUCGGGAUUGUAUUUGUAAUUUCCAUGCUUAUACUCCCUCUGCCUCCUCCUCUCACUUCUUAUUCUCCUCCUCCUUUCACCUAUUACAUCCCUGUUCUCUUUCUAUCUCCACCUCUCUUUGCAUUUUCCCUCUCCCUCCUUCCUGUCUCCUCGCCAACCCCCCACCCUCUAUCUCUCUCUGUCUCUCCCUCUUUCUUUUCUAUCCCAGCCCAUCACUCUCUCCCUCCUGCCCUGGAGACAGUAUUAUCAGUGCAGUGCAAGCCGUAAAUUGCACCCUGAGAGUUUCCUGAAGCUGGAGAUAGGAGUACUGCGGGCCCACAGGCUUAAUCGUGGAAAGGGGAGAGCUUGUUUUACACUCGAGCCGGCGCCUGUUUCACGUGAUUCCUCCGCCCCUUCCUCCACCUGCCUCCCCCGUGUCGAGACAUGCUGUAGUUCUCGUCUUAUCUCCACUCCAACACACUCCCACCACUAAUAGAAAGCCGCUGGAGGGACGUUGUGAGCAGAAUGACCGGUCGAGCGGGACCGGACCUCCUGAUGCUGUAGUCUCCUUGUAAUUACUGUUGCAUGUGCGAUGAAUUCAUAUACAUACGUACACAUGUAGAGCAGCAGAUUGCUCGUAUUCUGUUGUCAAAUGAGAUUUUUCCUCCGUGUCAUGAAAUCAAAAACAUAAUCACCUAUCAACUCCUGCAAAAUCACUGUGCAGUCGAGCAUGUAGAGUGACACAUUUUCCUAUCUGCUGAGAACUUGAUAGUUUUAAAACUCAAUCACACUAACAAAUACCACCAGGUUAUGGCACGUGAUUAUGCAUCAUAUUUGGUUGACAACUUUCACAGCGGUUAUUCGCAUAACAUCAUGGUAGACACAGUGGCAGAGAGCUCAUGCUAAGAUGCAGUGUCAGCAUUAAGUUACAAAGCUGCAAAAAAAAAUUUGAAAAAGGGAAAAAGCUGCUGUGCAACAGACUCAACAUAUAAACAAGAAGUUGCAGCUCUCUUUUUGCAGAACUAAAAAGCUUGAGCGAAGCAAAUGGGUCUUUGCAGUUUGGAGAAACAGCUGGAAUCAGGCCACCAUCCCUUUUCACCUUACAAAUCUGCAGCUGAGCCAUAAUGCAGCUCUGCCACCGGCACACUUUUGGAGUAACAUAUCAAUUCUGUGACUGUGAUAUUGGAGUUACAGUGUUUGAAUUCACAUUCUAGGCACAUGAGGUUAAUCAGAGGUAUUAAUGCCUCUGAAGCUGGUGUUAAGUUGGUCCGCCAUCACACCUCUAUGACAUUCACAUUGAAGGUGCAAAGUUCUAUGGGUGUAAAUAAUACACCUUUAAUUGGUAGCAUGAAAAGGGCGGAUGAAAGAUGGAUUCUUUCUUUAACAAGAAUUUGAGGGAGGCAGCCACCGAAUGUUCAUUCUGCUUUAAAAACCCACAUUAUAAACUUAAUGUAACCUUAUGAGUGAAUGUUUUAAAGGUACUUUUUUAAACAUCUUUAAAAUAGACAAAUUGAAUUCAUAUUGAUGUCUUAUUUUUAACACCUUGGAGAGAUCAAAAGAGCUCCAGCAACACUUGUAAUUCAGGAAACAACUUUAUUAGACUGACGCGUUUCAGCUUGUGGCCUUCAUGUGUUCAUCAGAAAUGCAGUAGUUGUUUGUAAUGCAUUUUCGAUGACCCUGAUGAAGGCCACAAGCUGAAACGUGUCAGUCUAAUAAAGUUGUCGCCUGAACUACAAGUGUUAUUGGAGCUCUUUUGAUCUCUCCAAGACCUUUUCUCUCCAAGCACCAUGGAAGUUGGUGAAGUUGUGCCAAAACUUCUGACCUCUAAUUUUAACACCUUAAAAUCAGUGUGAGGGGAUAGGUGUCAACCAUAGACUGUAUAUACUAUGGACAACUUGGUUUCGCCUCCCGCUUGUAUAUGGAUUUGAAGCCAAAAAGCUCUCGGUAAUACAGGGAUUUUUUUUCAUUUCCUGAAACCAGCGCUGCGCAGUAGAGUUGUGCGCAUUCGACAGGAGAGUUGCCGAGAGUCGCUGUGAUGACGCUCAGCUCAAACAGCGUAUCCCCCCGGUGAGCUACACAAUCCCUGAAUGCCAAUAGGCUGUAUCAGGUGUCAAUUAAAGAAAACAUGAACCCCCUAAUAACUUUUAAAAACGGAGCUUCACAGAAAAAAGAGGACUUGAGCACAAACCAGUCUUACUGUAACUACAUGUCAACAUCACCAGCAGGGGGGAGAAAAAUUUAUGUUCUGUGUCAUAAAUUUAUAAAAUUUGUCCACAGCUCCAUAAGCUUUGCUGGUGGAGGCAGGAUUUAUGACCUAUACUGCAGCCCAUCAACAGAGGGUGCUGUUCUCGGAGUGGCUUCACCCAGCGAGGAGGCAGACAGCGUCCAUUCUAUAUACAGUCUAUGGUGUCAACAGAGCAGCUGAAGAAACAGUCCUGCUUACGAUACCUGGUACAUUUCACAGUCAAAAAGUCAACAGAAUGAAUUUUUUUUGUAAGAUGACUCUUUGAACGCGUAGAGGGCUGCUUUGUUCACAGUGGGCGCCAAAAUUGUCACAGAUCAAAAGUCCCUCACAGGCACUUUAAAGAGAAAUGGGAAAGGUUACAUUAUAGCAAUGGAGUGCACUCACACAGUUGCUCUAAAACAAAUAAUGAGGUUUCACUUGUUAAAUUUUGGGAGUAUACAUAGAAAAGUGGUUGCAAGAUUUAAUUGGUAAAAAACAAACAAAAAAACAUAUUGAGUUGGUGACUAAGCAACUUUAAUUUUACUAGAAAAAAAUCUGUUUGAAGUACAUCUAAGCAUCAAAGCUUCUAUUAUACCAUCAGGCUAUUCAUUAUGAAGCCCCUGGCUUUUAACAAGGUAGACAUAAAAGUUAGGAAACCAUAUGCAUUGCCACAUAUCAAUAUCUACAGACCACUGUGUCUCGAGAUAAUUGUGGGGAGACAUAUUGCAGUAUAAAUUUAAUGACAGGGAAGUGACACGUGGGCUUUAUCUCAAUGUGAAUGGUGGCUCUCAUAGUGGCUCUCAUGGGGCUUUUAUUUAGGCAGUUCAAGUUUUUGUUAAUCCUUUUGGUAGUUGUGUAACUUUGCUGUCACUUCCAACAUGUGUAAAGACUAACAUGAGAUAUCUGCUCUGAUGGGAACUUGUACGGCUCAUCAGCUUGAGACAGCCUGUUAAUUCAAUACAAUUUCAGGAUUCAUUUGCAGUGAUGUAAUUUUUGCUCGGAGGAAAAAUGAAGCAGACUAAAUAUAUGUGAAGAUGAAGAAUAAGGAGCGACAGCUGAUGAAGCAAGAAGGAUGUGAGGGGGAAAAAGUGACUAAACAUUUUGUGAAAGGGUUAGUAUGAAGAACGAAGAGGAGCCGAGGAUGAAUGGCAGUGAAAGAGCAGAUGAUACGCAUUUCCUGCAGAAUUGAGCUGAGGGGGAGGGAAUGAACCGGGGGGGGGGAUGUUCACAAGUGAUGAAACAUUUCCAGGAAGAUCAUGAGGAGGUGGAGGAGGAGGAGAAGGAGUGACUGUUGCUAAUUCAACUUCUCCGAUCAUUUAUGAAAGGGGGAAUAAGAAAAGCAGGGGGAAAAUUUGAAAUGAGGGUAGAAAAGGACUAACAUUUGGCACAUUUAGGAGAACUUAGAAAGAAAAGAAAAGAAGGGUGAUGAGGUGAAACGAAUCAUAUGAAUAAAGUAUAUCUUAAAAAUGACUUUCCCUCUGGGGAUUAAUGAAGUGUAUCUUUAGAGGGUAACACAAAAUGUCAACCAUGAUAAAUGAGGGAGACUGGAAAGAAAGGAUGGCCAAUUCAUCAACAAACAGAUAGAUGGAAAACAGAAGAGUGAUAUUGUCAAAGCUUCAUAAUGAAAUAGGAAAAUAAUGUCAUCGCUAGGGCUGGGGGAUAUGGCCUCAAAUCAAUAUCACGAUAUAUUGAGCAGUUCACCUCAAUAACGACAAAUGGACAAUAACUACUCCACAAGCUGCUCAACCCCUCCCACAUUAACUUUGUCAACUUCAGCCGCCUCUCCAGCCGCUACAACUUUUGAACUGUCCUCCAUCUUCUCACCUGUUUUUCCCUCUUUGUUACGGACUGGAUGGGCUGGAGUCACGUCGCAGACAUAGGACAGUUUCUUAAAGGGAAAUGAGACCAUAGCCUACCUACACACAUCCAAAACCAACUUUUAUUCAUUUAUUUUUUUGAUACUGAGUAUAUUGGCAUGGGCAAAAUAAUGUCAGUUAUUUUCGUAAAUUUUGGUAUCUGUAAAUUUUCGGUUUUUCACCUAGCCCAAGUCAUCGCACAAGUGAAAGUUGUUCUUCAUCAGGUCUUUAACAGUAAACAGUAAAUGUACUUUUAGAGUUUGAUAUCCUAACUUGCUUUUUCAAUCAACCCAAACAGGGUAUCUAAAUUGUGUAGCUAAAGUGCAGGCCAUACGGUCUGUCUUGUGGCACAUCACAGGUAGCCAAGAGAUGCCACCUUGGUGAAGUCUUUGAUUGAAAAGUCUAUUUGUUAAAACCAACACAGUAACUUUAGUAUUGGUUUUAUGGUAUCAGCCAAUUGCUUUAAAUGCAUGGUUAUGACUUGAUGAGGGAGAAAAGUCCCAGGAUGCCAAGAGUCCCACAAUGCCUAGAACAAUGAAGUGACUGUUUUCAAUGCACAGCAAAUAGAAGCAAUUCUAAUAUUGAACACAAAAGUAUUUUUCAUUAAUUUUGUGAAACAGUUUGAGAAAUCGCUGAGGUCUUUUUUAAAUUCUGAGCUCCAAGCAGAGGUCCACCCUCCCACUGUGUCUGCAGCCAGGUCCUUCUCGAUCCUUUGGGCCAGUUGAUGGCACAUUGCAAUAACCCACUCUGGCUGACACUUGACAGGCUGCUUCAAAAACAAUCCAGAUACUGUUUGCAGACACUGCAGGCAGUCUUGUGAGUGUGACUGCAGUGAUAAUUAACCAUUUUUCUCGUCCUAAAUGACAGCAUCACUGAUCUAAAACUGGCCAGUGUUUAAUUUGUCUUCUAUAGACUACCUUAACAGGUCCAUUAAUCUCAGAAAAGAUUAGAUUUGAAGCAGAAACUCUUCUUUAAAACUCUGCAACAUUUAGCUGUACCUAGGUAUGAAAGUCUUUCUAUUAGAAAGAUUAAAGAAAUGUGAGGAAAUCAAUCAUUCUGCUCAGUGACUAAGAUUUUUUUUUCAGUGUUGAGGAGGAGUUGGAGAUGUAGGAAUGAAGCCGAGCAUUUUCAGCAUGAAUUUGAGAUCAUUCACUUUGUAAAGAAUCUCCGAGGAGCAGACAGACCCAUGAGUUCAGCCUUGAGAGUGGCACAAAGGUGUGAGCAGGAGGGAGACAGGUGACUAAGUGCUUCCUGUCCUGCAUGCGUGGGCGCAGCUCUGAGUCACUUGUCAGGGAGCCAGACAAUGAUGAGCAGCAUCUGCUAUUUAGUAGUGUUUUUCUCCCCUCUUCCUUUCACUCGCUCACUCAUUUCAUCCUGUCUUUUGUCCUCUUCUCAGUGAACCGCCUGAUCCCACUUUUCCUCUGGCUCUUUCUUCAUCUUGGAGCCAGAGGCCCUCACCCACUGUAUGGCGCUCUGUGAAUAGUCUUUGUUAAUAGCAAAUCUUCUGCAGAUUAAUUUCAGAAUGAGUGUGGGGAACGGGAGAAUGGAAUGAAAGGAAGUUGAACUAAAGGGCUAAAAGGGAUUUUCUCUUUUUAUAAUGUAUUAAUGGCCUUUUGGUUCCUGUUGAAAGCAAAAAAAGGUUAUAAGUCAAAUUAGCAUAUGGUAAAUUUGUCUCCCUCCCUCUGCUCUUGCAGAACAAUUAGAACGUCUAUUUUAUUAGUUGCCCUUUAACUUCCUUUUGUGGGGAUUCAGCUAAUUCAAAAUGCCAUCCACGCUUUUCUUAUUCUUUGAAAACGCCUGUAACACACAAGUAAACCAUUUAGCAUCUCAACCAGGAUGUAAUGGUACAAGGGAAAUAUAAGCCUGUAAAUUGUCAACACAUUCUAUAAGUCUAGUCGCACGUGUUUGGGUGUAAACCAUAGAUUGUAUAUACUAUGGACAACUUGGCUCCGCCUUCUGUCAGUAUACAAAUUUGAUUCGGAAAUACAUUCGAUAUUUCCGGGAUUUUCUCAACUUCCUGGAACCACCACUUGCACAGUUACAUUGUACACAUUUAGUGGGAGGGUCAUUGUGAUGACACUAGUAUCAAACAGUGUAUCCCCCAGGUGAGAUACACAAUCUUCCUAGGCCCAUAGGCUGUAUCAAGUGUCAAUCAAAGAAAACAUGAACCCCCUAAUAACUUUUAAAAAUGGAGCUGUACAGAAAAAAGAGGACUUGAGCACAAACCAAUCUUACAGUAACUACAUGUCAACAUUGCAAGCAGGGGGGAGAAAAAUGUAUGUUCUGUGUAAUAAAUUUCUAAAGUUUGUCCACAACUCCAUAGAGAUUGCUGGAGGAGGUGGGAUUUAUGACCUAUACUGCAGCCCGUCACCAGAGGGUGCUUUUCACACAGUGGCUUCACCCAGUGAAGAGGCGGACAGGAUUCCUUCUUUAUACAGUCUGUGGUUUAAACACUUUGAAAUGAUGUAGUUAGAACAAAGAGGUCAAUUUUCUGCACCCAAAACCUGACUUAAACUUUGGAGACAUUUAAAAAGCUUGAGACAUUAACCAAACCUUCUUUGACUCUUAAAUAGUUAACUCCAAAUGUUUUCAGACAUGAGAACUAGAAAUGGAAACAGCACUGAAAUAUGUAAAAACAUGUUUUAAAAGAGCGGUGAGGAGGCCUUUUCAUCGUAUCAUUCAUCCGUUCAUUGCUCUAAAGUUCUCUGACUAUGGGAGGUAUCAUAGCCUCUGAAUCUGGUGUCCAUGUGGCCCCAUCUAAUCAUUUAAUGUAGCUCUCAAGGGUUUAGCAUUCAUUUACAAAUAUCCCUGCUGAAGAGAGGUGUCCACUUGAUACCUCCAGUGAUGUGCUGGUUUCUCCUGCCAACCCCUGACCCAUCUAUUAGACUGUGGGAGACAUUAGGGGCCAUGCAGUAGGCUACCAAAUUUACCUUACCAGUGGGAUGAGUUUCCUCAGUGAGUGCUCAUCAGUAUUAAAGCACUGGUGGGAUGGGAUUGCAUCUGUUUGCUCUAUAGUUUCAGGCAGGUAGUGAACAGUGGGUCUAAAGUUAUUUUUAGCACACCCAAACCUGUUGAACCUGAGUAUUCUGCUCUCAAAGACCUGAUCCAAACUGUGAAGUUUUGAGCAUGAGAGCUAAUAAACUUAAAGAUACCUUUACACACCUUAACACAAAAGAGCCCUCUUUUUGCAUAAUGUAUCCUCUCAAUCUAAAGGGACGUCUUUUGAUAAGAUAAAUAACUCUGAGGUUGUCAUGAAGAUUAUAUUAGGAUUAGAUUUAGGAUCUCCAGUCUAAGUGGCUUCUCCAGUUUUAUGUGGCAGCAUGAUCACAGUAGAAGUAAAGCCCAGUUGUUUCUGUCAGCUUCCUUUCUUUUGUGAAAUAUCUGCACAAAAGUGUCAGCUGUUGAGUUUCAGCUUUAAGGACCAGGUAUGCUCUAAAUGGCUGAGCCUCCACAAAAAGCACAAUUUACAGGCUUACAAACUCUGGGCACUCUCCAGGGUACUGAAACUUGAGUCAUGUAAACCUCAGGGGGGAUUGCAGUUUGACAGGUGCUGAAAGCAUGGGUUUGCAGACUUUCCAGGGUUAAAGACUGAGGUUAGGUGUUAAUUUGCAAAUGCAGAGGUUCAGGAAAAGGUCCAAUUUGAGUAAAACUCAUAAGUUUUUAUCUAUGUUUAUUCAUGACACACCUGUUUGAAAAGCUGGAGCAGCCUGUUCCUCUAAGUGACACUAGAUGGCAACAAAAGCCUAUCCCAUGUCUCUUAAAGGUGAAUUCAUCUUUUUCUUUUCUUUUUUUUCCCCCCUCUCGCUGUCUUUCUCUUUCAUUCCCUCUGUGACUGUGUCUCUCGGCCCAUUAUGCGUGUUAUUAAGUUAAAUUUGAGGUGUGAAAUUCUCUCAUUGGAAAGCCGGUCACAAAUGUUAUUGUGGAGGUUAAUCUAAUCAAAGUAAUCUGUGCUCGCACUAUGACCUUUUAUCUGUGCUGUUGUUCUUAUUGCUUCAUGAUUGGCAGCACAGCGGCACAGUGACAGAGAGCGUUUGAUUGUAAUGUGUUCAAUUUGUGGUCGUUUUCAAGGACAGUGUCACAUGUUGACCUUCUCAUAAACUAUACGUUGAUAUAUCACUCAAUCUUUCCACAGAAAUAAGCCUAAAUCAAAUUAAUAGCGUGGACUGUCCAUUCCUUUAUGUGUGUUAAUACUUUUUUGGUUUCUCCACAUUUGUGUGAGUCAAAAUAGAAAGAGAUGAGGCAGAGAAGAGGGAGAUUAAAAAGAAGAAGAUGCUAUUUGAAUGCAGAGGUAAACACAAAUCAAAAGUUGUCCUGAGACUAAAUGAGGAGGAUUCUGUUGUUGUUGUGUUUUACUUACCCUUUGUUACAGAAAAUGCGUUCAGACAUACUUUUGAGAGAGGGUCACCUGCCUAUCAGCUGCAGAUGUAACACAAGUAAAACACAAGGUUGCAGCCUGUGUGGACAGCCAGGUUUAUUAGACUCGAGGCAGAUCCUUCCCAUCAGACGUGCAAAGACUAAAGAAUAGAAAACAGCUCUCUGUGCAGACACGUUUUUAACCAGUUCAGAUCAUGAAUGAUACAAACUGGAGUGCGUCUAUGAUUGAACCUCAUUUUUGAAGUCUCAAUGUACCCUAUCUCAGAAAUCAAAGAUGCACUGGAAAUACUGAACACCUCGUUUGCUUGAGUGAAAUACUGCCAGAGUAUGUGUUUGGUUCCUUUGGGUUGUUAUAGUAUCCAUGGCAUUUCUCUCUGUCAGUAAUCAUGAGCAGGUUUUUUACCCUGUGGUAUUGGUCAGUGAUGACAAUAACAGAGAUAUUUCACUUAAAGCUCGACAUAAGUAAUAAUGUAAUAAUAAUACACAAUAAGACUUUUGAUUUAGGAGUAAAGCAUCAUUACUUAAUUUUUCCACUGCGUAAAUUAGACAAUCUAUUUUAAACUUAUUGAGGUACUCUUUAUCAUGUAAUUAUGUAAGUUUAUGGAUAAAGGGUUUCUCAACUUUCACAUGUUCCAUGAAGCCCCUCUAGCAGAGAUGUUAAAACUUUGUCUUAAAGGGACUCAAAACUUUCUUGAAACUAUAUUUCAGUCAGGGGUGGGAGAAAAAAUUGAUUCAGCAUAGUAUUGCGUUAUUUUUGCUGGUGAUAUAUCGUAUCGUCUCAUUUACCAAGUAUAGAUUUUUUCAAAUUAAUUGUUAAUAUGAAUUCAAGUCUAUGAUAAUGGAAAAAUAAAAUCAACAGUGAGUCCAGUGAGGUUGGCAGAGGUGACAUCAUAGAGCAGGAGAAAGUUAGUGCAACAAAUAUAUAUCAGGUUUACAAGAUGUGUUACAUGAAAAUAAAAUACAGUGUAAAUAAGACAAACAUAAAGGAAAGACAAAUGCUAAAUUAGUUAAAUUACAAAAAUUGCAAUUAUAUUAUAUUAUAUUAUUAUAUUAUAUCUCAAUACUCACCCUAUUGCAAAAUGUUAAAAAUCGCAAUAAUAUCACAUCGUGUGGCCACUGGUGAUUCCCACCCCUAAUUUCAGUGGUUUUAUAUUUCAGUGGGGAGUUGUUUUGAGUUCAGACUACACUCCUGUAAAGUUUGGGGGACUUAAAGGGACACCUGAAAAAGUCGAGCAAAUACCAAAAAUAUCCCACCACCAUUCGUGGUUGGCUCUACCCUUCUGAAAGAGCUCACCAAUUAUGUUCCUACAACACUGUUCCCCUUUUUUACAUUUUUUUAUUCACCUUUUGUUUUCAUGCUUUCUUCUCUUUUUAGUUUGGUAUUAAUACUCAUGUAGCAAUGAAGGAGGCAGUCACAAAUUUCUCAGUCAUUCUUCAGCUAUCAUUUGACAUGACAGUUGACCAAAAGUCAUGUAAAAAAGGAUUGGAGCAAGAAAGGUUUCGAAGCCUUGACAUGGACGAUCAAGGAUCAGAGAUGUGUUGGCUCUCAUCAAAGGGCAGUUUGUAUCACAGCCUGCCGAACGACACAACCAUCUCAUUAAAUGUAAACUAUUCAAAAAUAAUGAGCAUCACAAGCAAAAGUUGUAUGUGCGAAAUGUUCAGUGUGGAUGGAAGAACGGUCGCUGACACCAGUUAACGAUUCGGUGGGAGGUUUCCUCUCCUGGAGUUUGGGUCAAGCCCCCAAAGUUAGGAAAGUUUCUGCCUGAAAACACCAGACUAUUUUUACAUUUUUAAUUUGCUUUGGCUUUUUAUGUUAGGUAUUAAGCUUUGACUCUGCAUUGAGUAAUCCUGACGAUAUGGCUCUGGCACCACAUGGGUCAUGUUAUUAUUUUCUGUUAUUAUUUUCCUGUUUUUAUUCUGAUACAUGAUGCAAUUUAGCACAGUGUGUUGCUGCAGAAGCCGUUUUUGGUCGAAGGCAGGUUUAUAGAUGGUUAUAAAGUUUCUUAAACCUUGAGAUCUUUUCUGCAACUUUACGGUGUGUGUGUUUAAACAUUUAUGGGUUCUUAUGCAUCCCUGCCCUGUGGGUCUGUCAGGGUUGAAGUGUAGUAUGUGGACUAAAAAUAAGGCACAGCAUUUGUUUGAAAGUAUACAUAUAUUUUUUAUAUAUCCAACCUGAUGAGUAUUGAAAAUGUAAUCGUAUAUGAUAUGGUAGUUAAAAGUGAGAAAUUCUUGCUGUUUUGUUGCCAUUGCCAAUAAAAUACAUAACAUAAGCACAAGUGCAGUACACCUUAAACAUCUCAGGUCCCUAAGCAACACCGCUACAACUUUACAACAUACCACAGGGCCAAAUGUCACACUAAAUUCAUUCCCAGAUGCUGUUAAGAGGCAGCAGCACCACCACUUCAGAGUGAUAUUGUGCCGGGAUCCCUCUCCUCUCUGUCUCUGUGUUUGUUAAGCAGCCCUAAAAGAUGAGCCAGAUGUUGUCUCUGAUUGGACCAACCUGCCUCUCUUGUUUCUACCUAAACCCUUGUAAUCAGCCGCAGAUUCUCCACUGAUGGAGCGACCGUGUUGUGUCUUACACACUCAGAAAAACUCAUUCAGACUUUGGUUAAGAGAAGCAGCUGUGUUCUUGCACACACGCACAUAAGAGUGGCAGACUGAGGCAGAUGGGGACACGCUUCAUUAUAACCGUACAUAUGAGCUGGUGAGGAGCUUGAUGUUGUAUCAUGUACUCCUCUGACUGCUUAUGUAGUCCGACAUAUGGUUACACACAGCUAUUAUGCCAUUUAGAGGAGUGAAAAGCAGGUUAAAUGAGUUGCUUUGCGUAGCGAACAGGUUUAGGUUUUUGAAUUUCAAAGGCUUUACAUCCUUCAAGCCUUGCAGAGAUUACUACAUGAAUACAAAACACACCUCUGGUUAAAUUAACAGACGUAAGAACACAGACACAGUUUGUCGGCGAGCUUGUUUAAAGAGGAAAAGAAGGAGAAAUGAAGACUGAAAACAGUAAAGGGAAGGAAAUGUUUAAGAAAAGACGUGAGGAAGUGAAGGGAUGAAAGGGAAAGAGGACAAGGGACAAGUUAGACACAGAUGAGCUUUGAUUAUGGUGUGGAGUGACUUCUAUUUAGAUUAUUUAAAUGUCUAUUAUCAUCCUUUAGGUGUUGAUUUUUAAGUAUUUUCUAAAGUAGUAAUAAUGGUGCAUUCCAUUUACCUUGGAAGUCAGAGCUGGAAAUGACAUCACACCCGAGUUAUCAGGGUUUCAGUUUUUCAGUCGGAAAAAAGUAGCCAGUGGCUACGAAACUUAUUCUUGCACUUGCCUUGUCCAAAUAUGAACAACUUCUGGACAAAUAUGCAGUCCUUCGGCAACCUGCAAACAUGGUGGAUGAAGAGGAAACACAAAGGUGCAGGAGUGAGCCUAUUUUUUCUUUCACAGGAGCUUCUACUUACUGUUUACAACCAGCGCCGCCAUCUUUAAAUGUCGACUCUGGGGUUGUGUGGAUCGUCGGAAAUCUGACCUCGGGGGUCAUUUCAGUUGAAAGUUUCGACUCAGAGCUCGGAAAUCCUGACUUCCAAGUACAACUAUAAUGCACUAUAAGUGGCAGUGGAAUUCGGUUGGGUUCUAUUUAUUCUUCCAAACUAAAAACCACAGAAGCUGAGAAUCCAGUAAGUUUUAGUACCUCAAACCAGAGAUCCAUCGACUGGUGCAAAUAAAUGAAACAUGGCAGAGAAAAAAGGGAAAAUAUGUUUUUAGCAGAAUCAGUCUUUUUUCAGAGUGUCAUAUAAAGUGACAUCAGUUUAUGAUGCUGCUGGAUCAGCUCUCCAUCAGCCCAAACUGCUGUUUGUAUCUGCAAACGUACUUUAAUAAGUUUGAUGGAAUCAACACAGUAUUUUUUCUCUGAAUGUUACCUGCACUGCGAUCAUUUAAUAAUGUCCUGGUGUAUCACCCCCAGCUUUCCCUCCGCUCUCCUUGUUCCUCUCUCCUCUAAGCAACAGUAAUAGCUUUAGGAUGCUCCUCAGCAUGGCUGCCCAGGAACUACUUCUGGUUCAAUCAGGGCUGAGGAAAUAUCCUUGAGAGAGCUCUAUGAUUGUUACACUGCUUGUUAAACAUCAAGGAAUCAGUCAUGUUUGCCAUCAUUACAUAAUUCAGUGCAGCAAAGUUAGAGCAAACAUGGUUCCAUUUUAAGUCUCAAAAUAAGUCAAAUCUUUGGUAUGGCCAACUUGCGUAAGGUUGAACCGCCAGCAAAUUUAUAACUGGACUUGCACAACCACCUUGUCCAAGAUAUCUUUGUGUAAGUGGCUCUGGAAAUGGAAGAAGAAGGAGUGGGAAUGUCAGGAAAUGAGGCUGUGGGCUGUGAGAUGGGGAGAUGGCAGAAGUGGCAUUGAGGUAAAUGGAGGGAAAGAGGCGAGGGAGGGAGCAGGUGAAGCACAGAUAAGCCUGCAGUUGUAUCAGUAAUUGUAAUCUGCAGGACGUGACAUGGUUCUGCAUGUAAAGCUAUUAGCUGGCUCUGUGCUCAAAAGCAGGCAUCCCUCACCUUGAUGGGAGAUAGCUGGGCGAGGUAUCCAACAUGUGAGCAUGUGGGCAGAUGGGAAAAUCUUGGCACUUUUAAAACAUCAGGGCCUAGUAAAGAAAGAAUAGUCAUCAGAGUCAUUGCAUUUAUCUCCAUUCUAAGUGACAAUGUGAGGAAUAAAUCGUAGUCUCUGGCUCAGUUACAGGGGUCAGUAAUUGACAGAUUUUCAUAUGAGAGAGAGAGAUACUGUAGCUCCCUGAAGCAGUUAAAAAGUAAUUGUGUGUCAUUAUGCUAACUUAUGUAUUUAAACUGUAGUUAAAUGAUUGAAAGGACUUCAGGACAGUGUUCCUGUGUUCCCCACUCGACUUGGGAUGCUCAGUUUUUCAUUGUACAAUCAAUAUUCUCAACAUUUGAAGUGGAAGGUCCAUGUAUUAACCUCCUGAUUGGUUUUCUGAGUAUCUAAUUCUUAUUGAAAAAUGAUAAUCUGCCUGUCCUUUACAACUGGCCCUCAAACUAAAACACCAAUUUAUGCCUUGGUCAUGAGAACCAUUAGCAGAGAAGAGGACAGGGACACUACAAUAAAGAUAAGCAGAUUUGAGGCUGGCUGAGAUGAAGUAAUUUAAACCUAUUUUUUGUGUCUUUACUUAAAAUUCACGUCAGGAAAACAGUGGGUUACUGCCUCACCUAAGACAGUGAACAUGGAAUAUCAAGUUACCUGUGAAAUACAGAGUAUUAGCAAGUGCUGGAAAAAACAAACAAACAAACAAGCAGAUAGGGUAGUUUUUCAUUUGGGCCUUAUAUAAUACACUGCAGUACAUUUAAACAUAUGCUGUCAGCAGCAAAAUAAAUAACAAAGAAACUUAACAAAUGAAUCCAUCAAAUCCCAGGUUACACGCUUCCUCAUUCUCACACAUAGCAAAGGUUUACCCAAGCACACUGGAUGGACAGUGUUUUCAUCCUAUUUGUUGCUUUUUUUAUAUGUUAAAAACAAAUGUUGAGUCAAAAUUUUGGAUGACAAUGCUUAAUAGGCUAUGAGCAAAGUUUUAAAUUAUGUGGUGAACAGGUGUUGGAGUUAUCCAAGGGUGGACACAAGAUGUACUCAAUCUGUGAUGUCACCAAUUGGCCAUUCUCCGGAAGAGUGUAAAAUAAACAUUAUGCUUACCAAACAGAUAUGUCCAUUUUUGCUGGGGGUCCCAAACUUUGCGAGUCAGUCCAAAAAAUAUGGCUCAUGGAUGACUUCGUAGCAGGGCAACAGUGGAGGAGGCAUCUGGAGAGCAAGUCAAUUAGAAAGAAAAAGUAAAGGUGUGCUGUGCUCUAAAUCACACAAAGCUACUACAGAGGUAUCAGAGGGACGGUUUCAGGCCUGAAAAUGAACAAAAUAGCACAACACUUCCUCUUUAAAAUCAUUUGAAUAUCAAAUCACAAGUUAAUCAGUUAAACUAAAUUCUGAUUUAAAGGAGAUAAUGCAAACAGAUGGGCAUACGGGCAAGAUCUGAAGACAAGAUGGCUCUGGUAGUGGUAAUACAAGUCCAUUACACUACAGUAGAAAAAGGCAUUAACAUGCACUCUGACCACUCAGGAGAUCUGAUACAUGCUGGAUGAGCAAGAGUAAUGAGUUUAACUUUUGUUGAGCUUUAAUAGGGUGCAAAAGUUCCUUUUAAAAUACCACAAAAUGUAAAAAACACAAAUGAUGUUGUGCAUGGUACUGUGUUUGGUCAAGCAGAUGCACAAACAUUAUGAUCAUUAGGAGUGGUUCCAAUUGAAAUGAACUCCUUUUUUUUGUAGAUUUGCUAAUGUGCUUGACCCCAUGUAAAAAUGGGAGUAUUACAUGACAAAAGGAGCAGUCAGAGUGAAAAAGAGUUAACUACAAAUGGAGAAGAAGGGCAAAGAGGAGGAGAGGCGCUAGUGGCCCAUAUUUCAACUCCUUCCACUGCUUAUAGCGGCCCGCCUGUAAUUAUCAGUCAGAUUAUUAUUGAGUGCUAAUUUAUUGCCUCGCUGGGAGCUAUGUGUUAAAUAAACGCAGCGGAGUAAAUAAAGAGAGGGGGAGAACCAGGGAACGGGAGAACAGACUGCUGCUGCUAUCAGAUGGCAACACAGCACACACACUGCCCACAGGGGGAAGAGUGAGAUGCGUGAGUGUAUAUUUAUACGUGUCUGUCCCCGGCACAUUCACAAGCCCAAACACGAGUGCACCAUGCCCAUGUGUUGUGUUGAUGAUCCAUUGGACUGUUAACAUUGGGGCACUGCCCUCAGAUGCGCACUUCAUGUGUUCCUUCUGCACUGGAUCAGGGAGUUGGCCCUCCACGGCUGAUAUCACUAUGGCGUCUACCCGGCAAACACACUGACUAACAGCCGAGACAGACGCCAUCUGUUGUCCCUACAGCUUAGCCUCCAAACCUGCAGUGCAGUAUGACUGCUGAAGAGCAGAGCUGUAGCACUCUAAAAAAUGAUCUUCUGCUUUAACUCAGUCUGACAAGUGAAGAUUUUUAAUGUCUAUAAUACAUCUUGACCAAUAUGUCUUUCUUUUUAGCUCAAUAUGUAACUGCGUUUAUUCAGAAAAAAAUCACUUGUUGUGGUGGUGGCUGAUUUAGUGGAUUUCAGAAAAGGGCCUGCCUAGUUCACUGAUGUCUGUUGAAGCUGUGGCAAGUUUUUGGUCGUAUCGCAUGUUUAACUGGUGGGCUCCACAGCUUGGAAGGUAGUCUUUAUAUUUUAUUCUAUCCUGCAAUUAAUGCAACAGUUGAGCACAUCUCUAUGGUGCCGAACUAUGGAAACCAGAUUACUGACAUUCAAAAUUGGCAUAGAAAACAGAAUCUAGCAUUGUAAUAAAAGUUGAAUCGACAUUGAAACAAGUAUUGGCAUUGAAAAAUGUUGGAACAGAGGCAUAAAAGAUACCAUAUUUCAUUGGGAUAUGUUCAGAUUUCUACCUCAUGUCCCAUCUUUUUUCAGUGUCUUUUUUUAGUGUCAGUCUUUGUUUUUGUUUUGUUCUUUCUCAAAAAAAAAAGGGAGAGGAAGUGCUACAUAGAGUCAAAGUGUUCAAUACUGUAUCGUCAAGAUAGGUUGCUCUUCGGGAAAUGGAUGAUUUUUUUUUUUUUUUUUUCAAAAAAUGAGAGCAAUGACCUGCCAAGUAACUUGCCAUUAAAGUCCAUAAUGGAGACGGCAGUCAAAACUGAAAAUCCAAGGCACUCUGAUGCAAAAAAAAAUCCUUUAUUUAAACAGGGAUGUCAACACAUUUUGCCUUCAAAGAGUCUUCAUCCGGAUGUCCUGAUGUCUUGUUGUGACAGCCUGUUUGUUUCAGGAACACACAUAAACAAGAUUACAUCUUCCCCUAGUAUUAAUGAUACAUAUGUUCCUUAUCAAAUAUAGAUACUCAGUAAAUGUAACUUUUGUACAGCCAACAUGUUGUAAUCAUGCACAUGUAAUUUGUGCAUCAUAUUUUAAACAGAUAAUGAUCUUAGUCAAAUAUCUCCCUAUAGGGGUAUUUCAUCAAUAAUACUGGGCAGUCCUACAAAGGACCUCCUCUUACACAAAGUCAGCCAACACCCUUUUUUUUCAUGGACUUUAUUCCAUUUAGCUCUCUUUUUGUCUGUGAAACUUUCCAAGAGCAAAGGAAAAAUCAGAAGAAUAGAUGCAUAUUAGGACUUAUAUAUGCAGUUGUAUCUUGUUGUUGUAAUGCUUCCAUGUUUGGACUAUGGCCCAUAGUGUAUACUGUUAAUUCAUUUGUUAGAUGCUUUGAUGAACUGUCAUUGUGUGUCAUCAGUGCUGUCUAGACAAAAUGAAUAAAAUCAAACCAGAGGGUUUUUUUUAUUUUUAUUUUUUUUAGUCUGUCUGGACUGCGGGUCACUCUGCACUCAACUUUGAUCAAAGGUUGUAUGUUUCCCAUUUGGUGAGCGGACCAUCAGAGAGAUCACAAAGAGGUUGAUCAUUAGCUGAGCCUCCAGCUCUGCACUCCCUCUGCUAUUGAUGACAGGACUCUGGAAACAGAGGGAGCACAGAGCGUGUCCCACCAGUUAAAGAUUGGAGACAUUAGAGAAUGUGUUUAACUUUUGAAUUUCCACAUGUAUAAUUAAUCUUUACUACAGAAUCCUGGAGUGAGUUUGGGUUUCGUCUCUAAUGAACCACACCAUAGUUCUCCUGGAGGCAGACCAACACUAACAGCUCAGUUUGCUUCGCUUAGUCCACCUUAAGACACAACUGGCAGUGUGACCUGUGGGCAGAGGACUGCCAAAAAAAGAAACAAGGAUUGGCUCAAAUGCCGCUGGAUUAUUGCAAGUUGUUGUACAGGCUCCUUUCUCAUCAUCGAAAUCACAAGUGGAAAUACAGAGUGAGUCAUCUGUGUUUUGAAAAGCUGUACUUUAUAUGUAGCCUGAAGAGUGGGAUCUAUUUCUCUAUACAAAAAAAGGUCACCACAGUUACUACAAAAUUGAGUUGAGACUUAAAAUACAUAAACAACUUUUUAUUUGAUCAUGGAAUAGAAUAAAGAGGUAAGUGUCUUUGAGAAACUGAUGGUUUGGUUUUAAUGUGAAGAAUGGUCCAGGUUUUCUUCAUGGGUAAGAGGUAAGACAGGAAAGAAAAAGAGUUGAGAAGGUGGAAAGGUUUGAAGAUGAGGUACUGAAAAUGUAAAUGUGAAAAACCACACAGCGUGGCUCUAACUAUGGACCGUUAGGCCGGAUAUCAGAGUGGAUGUUUAAAGGAUAGACGUCUGACAUGCCUUCUCUUCAAGCGCCCAUGCAUUACUGAGGGCUGCCAUGAUAAGAAAGGUUGGAAAUGCACGUUUGGCAGGUAGUUUUUCUCUUUCUGAAAUUCUCAGUUUUGCUCUGUUUGGUUCCAUUUUGCAGUUUUUUGACCUGUUAUUUCCCAGUCGCUGUUUUGCAUGCACAUUUUUUACAAGGAUGCAAAGUUUUCAGUGACCUAAAACUCCCUUUGCAAGAAAUCACAGACAGCUGUGUUUCAAUAAGUACCUGCGAACAUGAGGACUUUGUCAAGGACUAAGAAAUGAGUCACUCCUCAGCAGGUCAGCUCCAGAAAAUGAUGCAGUGUUUGCUCGGUGGAGCUGUCAGUUUUUCAAAAAGUAGACUUUGAAUGAAUAUUAACUAUGACAUGUUAAUGUGAGGAUAUGUUUGAAUUUCGCAGUCCAAUCAACUAUAGCCUUUUUGAGGCUCGCCUUCAGCAAGUGUGCUGCCUUCAAAAAGGAAAUCAUACAGGGUUGGACACAUGUUGCUGUUGCACUAAAUUACUUCCACACUGCUUGGUGCUUCGUAACUUGUCCAUUUCUUCUACUUUUAUUGAGGAACUUUCUGUACUAGUUUACUGAGAUCAAGAGGGCAUGGAUUGGCCAGGUUACAAUGAUAGCGCCCCCUGCCCGAUCAAACGGCAAGCUAUGUCAGGCUGUCUGUAUUAUCAUAACAUUACAGUCGUAAUAUGAACUUUUGAACAGUAAAGGUUGUUACACAUCGGCAAAUUCGUGAAGCGAAUUUGGGAAGCGAAUAAUUUGCUUUUUACACAACCUGAUAAAGUCAAUGCAAGCUUCUACACCCCCUACGAACUUUUGCAGAAGGAAAGUGUACAAUUUUUUUGCCCCUGUAGCGAAUUUUGUGAACAUUCAGAGGCCAACUGUUAUAUAAAUUUAUAGCCCAGUAUAAAUGUUACCUCAGACGUGGCAAGCUGUUGCUCUGGAUCAAUUGGCUCUCUGUAAUUUGUCCUUUUCUUCUGCAAAUGCGGAGUCGGCUGAUGGAGCAGUUCUUGAAAUUGUGCGAGGGACAUUCUAAUGUAUUGUAGGAAUUUCUCGGGAUACAAUUUGAGCUCCUGGAUUGUUGUGUGGAGCUCCCCCAUCUCCUGUAUCAAGCUCAGUAAUGGAUGUACCCAGACACUUUGAUUAUUUUCCUUUUGGUAUUUACUAGGCUUACAACCAUGACCAUGUCAUCACCACUUGAGGUUGUUUCUCCCUCUUCUCUGUCCUCCUCUGUUCUCUCGUGGCGUAUUUUUAUGCAAAUUUUGUUAUAUUUUGCAUUUUUGCGUCACUUUUUUGCGUCGCUUCGCGAAUUCACCAGUGUGUUCCAAUCCAAGAGUUCCAAUAAAGGUUUGCAUUUUAGACAAAAAGUGACAACUCUAUUUCUCACAGCAUGGAAAACAGACACAAUCCUGCAAACAACUACUUAUCAACAAUUAAAAUUGAUGGCAGCUAACUUUGUUCAAGAUAUUUAUGUCAAAAUAAAAUCUGUAGAUUUUUGCUCCCUUUCUCUAAACCAUGGCCAAAUACCAAGGUCUGCUUUUGUAAACCAUAGGCUGAUUUUACUCUCUACCAGUUCACCUGAUCAUCUCUGUUAAAUGUCAUCAUCUGAGAGAGAAUGAUGACACAGUAAACAUCAAAGGGUUCAGAUGAUUAUAUCAUGUGACAUUAAGUAUAUGGAAAGUAAUAAGCACAAAAUGAAAUACCCUCAUAGGCUUAUAGACGGACUGUGUUUGUGUAAUCCUCUCGUUUCUCUCUUUAAAUAUAUGUGAUUCUCCGUCUAUUUAUGAGGUCAAUUCUGUAAUGAAGACUCCUGAUUACUGUUUUGACCUUUUGACACCAUAACUGUAGUAACUGCACUCUUUUGCAGCAUUGCUAUUAGCUGCAUUGAGUCAGUGCUGAGCAGAGUAUGGUGACUAUAUUUAUGUGGUCAAAGAUCAAAUCAGCCUUUGUUGUAUUUUGGAACAAGUGUGUCUUCUUUUCCUAUUUUGGUUCUCUUUCGUUCCAGCUUUGUUUUUUCUUUGUGUUAGUUUUAUUGUAACUUUUUGUCUAGUUAACUUUUAAACCGCACUCUUCCUUUCCUAUCCUUCCUGCUUAUCUUUCACCUCCUUUACUCCCACUUGCUCCCUGUCUCACACUCUUACACAUUUUUCUGUGUGUGUGUGUCUAGCUUCUAAAUAGAUGCUUCACACCUCGAGCUGUGAACUGAAUUGAUUUAUAUGCAGAAGCUGCCUGCAGCAGGGGUGACGUACGAUAAUACAUUUGUAAGCUAAUCUCCAGUUUGGCUCAUGGCUAGCAGCUGCCGUAUUCAAUUAUGCACCUUGUUAAUAAUUGAAAGUAUUUUUCUUAACAUUUGUGAUGUGUUUGGCCUCUUGUCUCUUGCAUUUUCUCAUUCUCUCUUCUUCUCACUCUGACAAGUUUUUACCUCCUAUCAUUGCCUUGAUUUUAAUAACUUUCAAACAACUUAAAAAAUGAAAUCAUAAUAUUACGUUACCAUCUUUUGUGUCAAGUUUUGCUAAAGGACACAGGUGGUGGUGGUGAUACUUUGAGUUGAAAUGGCAAAGUUUUUGAUGAAGAUAUUGACAUUUAGCACCAGCAUGACAGUACCUGUAUGGCAGCAAUAUAGGAAUGCGACAAUAAAAGUAGCUCACAGUUAAAGAUGAUUUUCCAUUUAUGGUCGAGGUGUUUCGGUUUGGUUUCCACUGCCUAGUGCACCGUUUCUUGAGAACAUUUUUGCACUUAUACCACGUACAGGCUUAAUGCUUUAACUGUUGCUUGGUUUUAGUGCUCUGUACCAUAUUUUACUCCACAUGUGACCACAAUGAGGUGCUUGGAUGUUAGGAAGUAGAGCAAAAUAGAACUAAUAACAGUUGAGAAUAUUUUGUCCCUUUCCUAAUCUUGCUAAAAAUACAAAUGUAUCCAGGAAGUAGGGCUGCACGUUUAAUUGAUUUUAAACCCUGAUCAGAUUUUUUGAUUUUGACGUUAAAAAAAUCGUUAAAUUGAUUUUCCUCUCUAUUCUGUCUCAUGCCUCCAGGCCACCAUAGGCUUCCCCUUCCCGGGGGAGCGCUCCCCAAUUCCCACACACACUAGUGUAAACAAACAUGGUGUUUGCCACAGGACGCAAUAAUUUUGUGGAUAAAUCAUUUGUGUGGAAUUGGUACGGCUUUGCAGUUUUGUAGGAAGAGUAAACCACUCCUUGCUGUAAAGUCUGCGUGAAGGCGGUAUCAACUCGUCCAAACAGGUAAACGCAAAAGUUUUUUGUUGCGUCAUCUACACAGAAAUGGCUUUUCGGCUGACUGUAAAUGAUACUUUCUGAAAACGGGUACAAGAUUUACAUAAAUCUGUAAAUGACUACCAUUUCGUCUCUGUGUGGAUGCCCAUCUGCAUCUCUCAAAAUGAUUAUGUGACACAGCGUAACUCUUUUAUGGCGCCUGCGUGUGUCCUGCCUAAAUAACCUUUACACGCAUGCUCUGUACUCUUAUUCUGUCUUUUGUGUAUUUCCUCGGCAGCGUUACAGCCCCACUUACUGGCUUGGCAUAUGCACUACAGUGUUUUCAGUGGUUUCUUUUUAAAGGUUAAAGAAACAUUUAUUAAAGUGAAGUUUGGUGAAGUUAUCAAUGAAAAAAAAUCGAAAAUCGAGUUUUCAGAGAAAAAAAUUCAGGAUUUAAUUUUUUGGCCAAAGUCAUGCAGCCCUACUAGGAAGAAAAACAAAACGACAUUUCCGCAUGUUAGCAAGGACAUAAGAAGUUUGUCCACAGUGGUCAGCAAUAAGGGCGGAAAAUAAGAUCUUCUUAGAGUCGCUCUGAGUGAUAAAACACAGAAAAACUACGGAUAUUCAUUGACACACAUCAGUAGAGACAAAGACGGUUAAAUAAAUGAGGGAUAUUAAAAGACAAUGGCUUGUAUUCCCAAAAGAGAGUCACAAAUAUGAGCAUGUAAGCUUCAGUCAGCCUCUGUAUUUGUCUGUGACUUUUUGUGUGUGUGUGUGUGUGUCUGUGUGUCUGAAGUCACGCCUGGCUGCCUGUUAUCUACCAUAGACUCUCAGGCCCCUAGAGGGACACCAGAGGAGUCAUCUGAUUCACUUGCAGUUUCUUCUCUGACUGCAAAUUAAAACAGGACCAGCACACAGAUAGGGAGGAGAGCUGUGCUUUUUAAUUAAAUCCAUUCUGUCUCUGCUUAAUCCCCGCCAAACUGAUUCUCUUUUAACAUGUAAAAUUAACACAUGAACACUUUCAGCCGCUCUUUUUCACCUGCAUUAACAUGUGGCAGCUGCGGCUUUCACCUGGCAGUGGAAGUAUCUCUCCCAUCAUGAGUCGCUCGCUCUUUGUCUCUCUUCAGUUAAGGUCUGUUUAUGAAACACAGACGAUCAGCUCUGAUUUGAUUUGGCGUUCAGCAGCCCUGAUAAUUAUGAUGAAUCUUCCUCUUUCUCUGUGUGAAUGUGUGUAGAGUCUCUUCACCUUUUUGUACUGGCGCUGCUUUCAGCGCUGUUGAGCUAUUAGUCAGACCUGGGACAAAAGCGACUGCUUGAUUGGCGUUAAUUUGCUGUGUGCACCAGAUGUGUAAGAUUUUAAACAUUAGAUUGGUUCAAAAGUGUCUGGCAGGCUGUCAAUCUCAGAUUUUCUCUGCAAAGAAUAAACAAACUCUGUUUGUUGACUGUAAUAAUCUGACAGCAGACCCAUCUGGUGUCCAAAUAACUUUAAGUCAAACUUUUUCUGAUGUUGAUUAUUUUUUUAUAAUGUGAGCUUUUGUCAGAGUUUGCUAAGAUGACAGUUUCUUGAAAAACACCCUGAGGCAACAGUGUAAGUAUUUCAGCGGCGAUGCAAGUGAUGAAUGGUCUUUGCAUGAUGGAUGUUUCAACAGUGAUAAGAUAAUGACUGGAUACAUAAUAUUUUCAGCCAGUGCCUUCCUUCUUGGUAGAACCAGGGAUUUUUGUUUAAGAACUCUUGAUAGAGAAACACAUGGGUAUUAUACAGAGUAAGUCUGUUAACAUUUGAACCCCAUGAACAUUAACACAGGUUGGCAGUUGGACCUGAUAUGUGAUAUUAAAUGAAAUUGUAGCCCCUACUGACUUUGGUUUGAACUGUAAAUUUGGUACCACAUCUUUGAAAAUGCUGCCCUUUAAAGAGGUAACUCUUGACAAAGUAUAUAGUAGUAAGAGGUGUCACUUCUCCAUCCAGUUCAUUACCCAGGACCAAUACGAGCUCUGUACUGUAGAGUGGAGAUGCUGAUUGUACAUCUCUACAAUUAGACACAAACUGAGAGCUGUCUGCAUGGUAGGGUUGCUCAAACAAGGGUACCUCACAAUUUGAUUUGAUUUCGAUCAUUGGAGCUUCAAUUCUUCGAUUAUAUAGAUUUUUGAUUUGAUUAUUGAUGUCACGAUUCUUCGAUUAUUUCCAUUUUUUAAGCUUUUUUCCAUACAAAAUAGAUUUUGUUUUUAUCUGUGGCUACAUUUUUAAAUAAAUAGCCUAUCAAUUAACUCAGUUCCUCUAAAACUACACUUAAUAAGUAAAUAAGGUUUUUUGAACAUUUGACUUGUAUUUUUUGAAGGCACAAAAUAUUUUAUUUUGCGACUGAAUGACUGUUAUGUAAACAUUUGCACUUUGACCUACAUAACUUCAAGCGGGAAGUUUGGAGACAGUCUCCAGGAUGGUCCUCUGUGUGGCGGGCACAACCGGAGGAGUCCUCUCUGUUUUGGGAUGAAAGCAUACAAGGUGCUGCCUCAUGUUUGUGGGGUUGCUGAGGUACUUUAUUUUUGCUUUGCAAAUCUUUCAAAUCCCAUAGGUCUUGUCAGUGGUCUUGUUUGCGCUCUCACGAAAUCCAAAGUACUUCCACAUGGUUGCAGGCAACCCUGGUGGCGAGAGAAUCUGUCGCUCUUUGGAGGCUGCUGAAGCUGUUGCCAUUUUGCAAAGAAACUAACCUGCUCUGUUUGUUUUGGUCCCAUUCACUAAACAGUCUGGGCAGUGUGUUAAGGUUCCGGUUAUGUUUUUUUUUUUGUUCCGGUCAUGCAGCAAAGCAUUGAUGUUAUUAGUCAUUUGUUUAUUUAUUUUAAGCAUCGUCAUUAAUUUAGUGAUGCCACAUCGUCAUGUGAAGCAUCGCGAUGCAUCGUCGCAUUGAUGAAGCGGCAAACCCUUUAUGGUUGUGUUUGCACUUUAAAACUACGAGCAAAAAACGCUUUGAGAUUGAGACUUUGGUUCAAAGCAGAGCAAUAGGUGCACAACUUUUGGUGUGAUUAGCCAGCUGUUAAUGAAGAAAACCCUCUGAACUUUUUUGGCUUUGCAAAAAUACAGAAAAUUUGACUCAAUAAUUGCAACAAUAUGAAUAAAUAUGUCAAUAAAGUUGAGUAUUUGGCCUGAAAUAUCCUCUCAAAGUGUAUUAUACUCAGUAAGUUUUUUGUGUCGUGAGUUCCAAAGUGUGACCAGUCAUGUUUCAGGUAAUGCACCAAAAUAAAUCAAUAUCAGUUUCAAGUAUCAUUUUAGUAUUGAGUGUUGUGACAGUGCAGCUAUCGUAGUGAUAAUAUGUAUCCUGUCAUCACUAAUCUGAAUAUCAGUUUAUCAAACACCAGACUGAACCUUCUGGUAGCUGCAGUUUUGACAUCAUAGUACAGUAAGACGUUGGGAAGACUCCUGUUUCUAACUUCUGUCUGCUGUGUUUUACUUUAGAUAAUGACUCAAGAAAGCCUUCAAAUGUCUGAUGAACAAAUUUAAUGCACAGUGUUUGGCUUCCCCUGCCAUUCACCCUACCAUGAAGCUGAGGGUCUCAACAUGUAAAAUUAGUUCGUAAAAAUGAAGGACAUGAAAAACUGGGCAGAAUAAAUGGCUGUAAGGUAGGUUGAGUUUCUCUGAGCUUAGCACAAGUUUGAGAUUUGUUCUUGUGUGUACAUUUUGUGAUACCGGCGCUCAUUUGAAACCCAAAUAAGGCCCAGUUUUAUGUGGAAACUUGAAAGUUUUAGGACACAUGGAGAAAAGAGUUUUUAAACGAUGAUUUCUGCAGUUUUAAAAACUUGGCCAAAAAUCUUGAUUAUGCAAGUUUUUUUUUUCCUGCAGCAAGGUUCUUGGUCGAAGAAAUUAAUAGAAAAUAAAUUGAAUAAACAUAAUUUCCAUGUACUCCCUCUGGACAUUUGUUCUUUGCUGGCUUUACAAAUACAAAACAAACAUUCAAACAUAACUAAUUUUACAACUUGGAGCUCUCUUAUUGAUUUGGUCGGCUAGAAAAAAGGUCAGAAAAGCUGAAAAGGUUGCAAGUCGACAUCACUGUGCAUCCUCCUUUUUCUGAUCACAGAUCCUCUGCUUUUUCUCCUUUGCACAUCUUUUACUGAACCUCUGCAGUCUGCAGAUGAGGUAGAAGCCAUGGUAAGCUCCUCAACCUCCGUCACUGUGUCCAUACCUUCCACCUCACUCCAUUCUUGUUUUAUUUCACUCUCACUGAGGGUCCAUAAAGGGAUCUCACAGUUAAAAGAUUGGUCAGUGGUUCUAAGGUUAAUCCACUGGAAAUCAAGAGAAAGUUUGAAAGCAGUUUGGAGUUUUAAAUAAGUUUAAAUUUUGUUUUGUGUGCUUUUUUACGACAAUAGAACCACUUUUCUCUUGGCCAAGUUUGAUGAAAAACAAUAAUAUGCUCAGAUGAAGCAAUUGUACAAAAAUACAAAAAUGAAAUAAAAUAAAUUACAGCUGAAGAUUAGAUUUAAUCUCUAUUAUCCCAGCAUGAUUCUGUCUCUGCGUGUGACCAAUUUACUCUCCUCUGACCAUUUUUCCUUUCCUCUCAUCUUCCUCCUUUUUACACUCCCUGUAAUUCCCUCACAGAUGCUGUUUUUAUUUUCUCCGUCAUUCAUCCAUUGAAGUGUGUUUGCAUGUGAAUGUAAGAGCCUUCCUGCCAGCACGCUGUCACGCACCUGGGCAUGUGCAUGCUUGUGUGAGUGUGUGUGUGUAUUUGUCACCUUCAGUGCUUCGUAACUACUUCAGAAAAGAGUGCGAUCCACAGCGAGAUGGUGUGUGUUAUAAUUUUCUGUACCAGCACAGACACAGGCGCAGUGAAAGGAUGGAGGUAGAUGGAUCGAUGGGUGGUUGAAUAGAGAAGGACGCGAGUGGAAAGUGAAGAUUUUCAAAGAAGUGUAAUUUGAGGGUUGUUGCCUGCUGUUUGUGGUUUCUUUCUUUUUCAUGCUAUGCAGCGUCUUUUUACUUUUUGCACUUUAACUUACUUGUUUGCAUGGUCAAAAAUACCUGUCACUGACAUGGGAUGUGUGCAUGCGUGUGAAAUCUCGUUUAUAUGCUUUGUCCUUUUUUUGUUAUCUUGUUUUUUCAGUGGUGUUUUAACAGUCUCAGGAUGUUUAUAUCGUGGUUUACAGAUGAUCUGUGGAUGACUCUUCAUUGUCUAAGCUAGGGUUGCCAACCGUUCCUUGAAAAACAGAAUAAAACAGAAUUAUUCCGUAUUUAGAAACAAAAGUAUGUGUCCUGUAUUGAGCUGAAAAGGGACACAUCAACUUAAACUGUUUCACACACACACAAAAAAAGCGUCAAACAUUCAUCAUGCUGGAAAGGGUGAAGGCAGUCAGGUUGGCCGGACCUGCCAGUGAGGUGUCCUGCAUUUUUUAAGGGAGUUGGCAACCCUAGUCUAAGCUGGUGCUGUCAAUAUUGCAAUAUUGGGUGACCUGCUCCGACCAUCUAUAUGUUGAAUCUGCUACCAUAGUGGCCAUGUUUAUGUGAUGCCCUACUCUGAGUGUGGCAUCAGAUAGUUAUAUAGUUAUCUCUGGUUAAGGAGCAGCCACACAGACUUGAUACACAGGUGAUCAAGAGAGAAAUACACAUUUGAUUACUUAUUGGCUAACAUCAAAAACCAAGGAUCAUUAUCAGUUCAGGUUAAAUUUUAAGUUUAAAAAUCACAGAUCUGACAGGAAAGAGAAAUGUUUUCUCAAUCUUAAUGAUCAUUUACAGAUGACUACUUCAGGUUUUUUUAUGUUUAUGCUGCUGUUUAUUUUUACAUCAUGCUAGCGAGCCAACGCUGCAAAAGUACAAAUCGGUGCAUGUGUCUUAAGGUCCUUACACACCGGGACCGUUUUUACCGUGUGAUUAUUUUGGACGUCAGUAUUUUUUUUCAAACCGGUAUCCUGUCAAUACAAGCGUUCACAUCAGAGACAUUUUUGCGUACUGCGAUAUUGCGGCAUUUAUCUUUUCGGAUCAUGGUCAAUUUCUCUAAAGUUACGCAUACUGUGUGACUUCUGACCAAUCAGAUUGGGUGUUGUUGCAACGUCUGAUUCACCGGUAUAUCCAACAUGGCCGACCAGCUGAUUGUUAACAUGUUGGAGAACAGAGUGCUUUUUGAUGAAAGACACAAACAUUACAAAGAUAACAACCUGAAACACAAUUUGUGGUUUGUGUGCUUUAACAGUUUGCUAAACGUCUUUGUUUAACUUUCAUCUGUGCUAACAUAAGCUAACAGUUGUUACCAUAGUUUCAUGUGUUUAUCUGGUACUGGCCCCGACUCAGUACAUCCUAUCAUGACAGAAAGCAUCUCAACACUAGUGUCUAGUGUCUAGUCCCCUGCCUCUUCAAACUUGGAGCUAAUUGUUUUAGCAGAACUUCAAAUUGUCCAACGGACAUCUGAAAAUAGGUUCUGAAGCGACUGUGGUAGUUUCAGUUCCUGAAUCAAGCAGUGAAACUCACCAAGUUCUCUUCUUUUUUGUAAUAUUGAGUGCACCCAUGUGCUACGUUUCUUUUGAGAAAGCAAAAGGAGUACCAAUUCACCAUCACUUGAAGUUGAACGGUUCCACCCUGACGCUGUAGGAUGGUAAGAGAAGGUCCCGCCCUCCUUCGCCUCUGAUUGGCUAUAAGCGCUGACCGUUUGGCUUGAGCGUGUGAUGACGUUUCCAGCUUUUCUAGCCAAUCAGAGGCGAAGGAGGCACGACUUUUCCCGGGAAAAGUUUUCCCCGGGAUGCGUCUUUUCCCCCCCAGAAAAUCGCAAAAUUGCAUCGGGCUUGAUGUGCAUAGUCAGGCUCGUCACAAUUCGCCUCUAAAUAUUUCGCAAUUUUGCGUCCUAUAUUUGCGUCGACCCCGGUGUGUAAGGACCUUUAUUUGGAUCAUGGGAUUAUUUGCCUUUCAGCUGCUUAAUCAGGACUUCAGUACUCUUGUCCUGAAUCCUAUUAUUAAAAUUUAUUAUUAAAUUAUUAUUAAAAUCUACCAUUUAUUGAUUUAUCUUAAAUAUUUUGCUGGCACAAGGUUAAGAUUUCUUAUUGCUCUACUGGAUCAAAGUUUAUAAUGAUGAGGGUAAGACUUCUAGUGUUACAGUUUUACCAGCAACCCCUUCAUAGGAACUUGCAGUUGAAUGAAAAUGUAGUUGUCAUAGCUACAGGCUUGUAAUCCCCAGUUGGGGUCGCUAUGUAUAACUAUAACACCAAUCUCAACCUGUACUGUACUUGACAUCGUAUUGUUGGCGGGCAAAUGUAAUGUAGGAACAGGCACCAGCAUAAAUAUUAGCCCUUCCUAAGAAGUCAACUGUAAAAUUUUCUGUAUGCGUAGGCAAAUGUUUGCCUCUUUUCCGGUUGUAUCUGUGAUUUUUAAUGUUAAUGUUCAAUUGAAACCAAAUACAGGUUUCCUUUUCCAAGCAAAGCAAAGACAACCUUAGCUGGGACCUUGCUGCAAUGAAGCAGUUUGUUAUAAUGUUUCCUGGGAAUAGACAUGGAUUUCUGAUACUCAGGGAAAAUCCAAGUUAAACAGCAGGGUGAUAGAAGAACACAGAGGUAAAUGGUCUGUAAAUAGUGCUUUGUAUUCUUCCAAAAGCUCAAAGCACUUCAACCCUACAUGCCAAAAACACCCUUUCACACACAUUCACACAGUGAUGGCAGAAGAUGCUAUGUAAAGUGCCCAUCAGUAUGAACUAAUCCCAGUCACACUCAUUUACUGUACACACUACUGGCUUCGCCACUUGGGAGCAAUUUGGGAUUUAUUGUCCCACCCCAAGGAGCUGGGAUCAGACGUCUGGCUGAAAUAUGAGCCAUUACGCCAGAGAGCCAUAGCCGUCUUCUUCAGUGUUGGCAAAAAUGGGAUUCUAACCAGUAACUUAAUCAAAAAGAAAUCCUCAAACUUCUUCUUUGUAUGAAUAAUUUCUAGAUGCCUGAAAAUGCUGGAGAGGCUUAGAUUUUUUAAAGAGUUUCCAGGAAAUGAUAACUCUAAAACACCACCAUGUUUUCCAGUAUUUGACUGGAUCUUGGCUUGUAGGUUAAGAUCAUUGUGAAACAUAUGCCAUAAUUCAAGCAAAAACAUCAAUAUUGCUGUUGUUGAUUUAUAUAUAUAUUUAUAUGUAUAUAUUUAUAUGUCCUUUUGAUCUGUUCUGGCUGUCUGUGAUACUGUGAUUGCUUGGGGCACACAGCCUUUUGAGAUGUCUGAGGGUUGAUUUGUUAAAAUUUGGUUUUACUGCUCAUUGAUAUCUGCUAAGCACAUGUUUACAUUGUGGUAUUUUCAUUCAAAUUCUGUUUACCAACCAUUUUCUGACACUGAUAUGUGCUUUAUGCUCUCCUCAUUGUUAUGCAUGUCUGUACUGCUUGUGGGGAUAUAUGUUCUACUGUAUGUGCAGAGUGCCUGAAAUCCAUUUUUACUGUCUCUUUUUAUUUAUUCUUUAAUAAAUGCCCCACCCCCACCCCCCACUGCAUGCUGCAUUAUUGUCAGGGUAAUAUUGAUGGGAAGAAGUCAAAGGGGUCAAUACACUUCUAAACAAAUUCAAUGGCCUAAGGGAGAUCAUUGACUCACUGUUGUUCUUCAUCAUACUGUAGUUUUAUAACAGAAUAUGAUCACAGUAAUUUAGUAAAUAAUCUUAUUCUCAUAAUUAAAAACAUAAAACAAAGUCAGAAUAAGUAACUUUACCAAUCUCUAAAAAUGAAGUAAGAAAAAACAGCAAAACCACUCUUUAAUCCCCUCGUCUGUGUGUGUUUCUGUGUGUGCACUCUUUCAGGCUCAGAAGCUACAGAAGAAAGAUUCACAGCUGAAAGCGCUGGAUGCUUUCUACAAGGAGCAGCUGGCACUACUGGAGAAGAGGGUACAGCAUUCACACAGACACAGACACAGACACACACACACACACACACACACACACACACACACACACACACACACACACACACACACACACACACACACACACACAUACAUACAUACAUGCACACACAGUAUUCAUUAGAGGCACCCUCAGACUUCCACAAAGUUGCACAUACAGCACACACAAAAUGAGAUGCAUAAGCACACAGAUUUUUCUAAAGCCCCCCCACCCCCAAAAAACAGCCACACUAUUUCACAAUCACAGAACUGCAGGCACAGAGACAUUUCAGUUUUCCAAAUGUGCAGAUGAUAUGUGCAAACCCACUCAGUCUACCAUGGCUGUGUGACAACAAAAAGAGAAUAGACAUCAAUGUUUCUGUUAACUGUCAGUAUGCAAAUUGUUCAACAUGAAUGGAAAAGUUGUCUGAAUCCAGUGGAGUUGGUUCACUGUAAAACUGUUCCACAGUGAAACCUGGUUCAAAUCUGAGUGAUUCAGUUCAGUUCAGAUCAGUUUAGUUUAAUUCAGUUCAAUUGAAUUCAGUUCAUUUUAGUCCAGUUCCAUUCAAACCAGUUCAGUUCAACUCAGUUACACUGAUUCUUCAUCCUUAUUCAAUUCUAAUUAAUUCAAGUUAAUCCCAUUCUGAUGGGUCAUGGACCCUUUUUCAGUAUGUCACAGGCAUGUACCUGGGUGAAAAAAGGAAAGCAAUUAAAUCCUGUGCUUUUAUUUUGAAGGGCAUUGUUCAUGCAGGGGACUGUUGUCUUUUCACACUCCGGAAAUGCAGGUGGCGAUAAUACCAAGUUAUGCUGAUUCACACUUACAACUUUACAGCAUAGAAGAAGAGCAGAAAGUUUGAAAAUAUGAUGCUGACUACAUGAGAUAUGGGUUUACUUACAUCAAGGACAAAGAAGCGCAGAAACCUCCAUAGUGCAGUAUUGGUUGUUAUAGAUCCACUGAGUGAGUAUUCUCAGCUAAAGCUACAUAACUUGAGUCUUUUGAAAUAUUUCUCAGUAUUGGACUUUUUGAGUUUGAAAACAAACAGAUGCUGUCAAAAAUGACUGACUGAAAUGCUCUGUUUUUAUGUCAGCCUUAUUUUUAAGGUUCAGUGUUUUUUAAAUAUAUUUAGUGAUUGGGUACUCAGCCAAAGCUACAUAGAUUGAAGUGAUUUUGAAACUUAUCUUAAUAGCUGGAGUUUUUUCAUUUCAUGUUUGUACAAGAAAGCAUCUCUGAGUACUAUGUUAAAAAGGGCUGAAGCUAGCUACAAUAAUGCAUAUUGUAACAGCCUCAUGAUCAAUAGUUCUACUUAUUCAAUAUGAGUAACAAAGGGCUGUUCAGUAUUGAUGCACUCUUGAAACACAGUGUCCUUAUGAUUCACUUUUUCAUUUUAUUUCAAAUGCAGCCGAUUGAUUGUAAAAGGGUACAGUUUCCUGACUUGCAAGUUGAAAAUUUCCUCGAUUUGGGUCACAGCUUGUCAUAAAGGGUGAGGGUGGGUCUUUAGGCCACACCUGUUGAGAACCAGACCAGGUCUGUAAAGAAAAAUGAAAACUUUGGGUACUCGAUGCUUUCGAUUCCUCUUGAUAUGUCACAGACCUAGUGUGCAUCAGUAAACUAAUAACGCUCUAAUAGCCACAGCAGUUACAGUAUAGCAAUUUCAGUGCACAAAAACAAACAAAAACAAAACUUGUUGGAGGAGCUCUGCACGGAGUGUGUCUAUAAAUGUGAUUUAGAGGGGAACACAGAUUUAAACCAGCUCCUGAGUCUCUAGAGAGCCCUCAUAAGCCCUUUCUGUCUCUUUCAUCUGUCUGACAUUUACCAGGCAGAAAAGGUGUGGGAGCUGCUGGGCUCGAGUUAAGUCUCAGCUUCACUAGACAGCCACACAAGAAGGACCUUUACACAGGUUCUCUUGGGGUAGUUCUCCUCUAGUGCUCAGAUUGAAAGACCUUUAUAGGACAUAAUGUGUAAAAUCUAAGAGCUUUGUUCUGUUUACUAUGGCUAAUUCAAGAAAAUCCUACAAAGGGAAUUCAACUCUCAUGAGGCAGCUGUAAAUGGGAAUACCAUCACUAUAGAGUGUUACAGUUUCCCCAUGUGGUUCAUGUGUUUGAAGCUGAGGGAAAACUUUAUUCACUCAAUUUCCCUUAACUAAUUUAUCUUUGUCAUCCUGGAAGAUAGUUGACUACUUAUCAAAGUUGUUGGGAUAUUACUGAUAAAAGUCUUAGAUAUUUGGUUUAGAAGGUAAAAGAAAACAAUAUAGUAUGGAUGUGUGCAUGUGUGCAGGGUUCGUAGAGGUUGUGUUCAGUGCCUGCAAUAAGAGGAUAGAGUUCUUGGUGGCCACUGACUCGAGCAAUAAGCCUUUUUUCUGUUUGGUUAAGCUUUUUAGUCAUAGCAUGUCCAAUCCUGUCCUGUGAAAGAGGAGACAAGAAAAUGGGCUUCCUUUUUCCCUCUUUUCUCACUUUCUUUCACCUUACUCCCUUCGUUUUCUUUCUCUUUGUUUUGAACAUGCUGACAAAAAGGAAUACUAUGUAUGGGCAUACAAAGCAUGUUGCAUAACAGCAUUUACUCUCUAUAUGGACACCAUUAACGCCUGAAAACUAGGGCUAUUCUUUAAUCCAUUCAACAAUUUAAAUUUAAUCAGUGUUGUUAGGGGGGUUUGGACCAAUCAGAAUCAAGUGCUUAGCACACCUGAGUAAUGAGCAAGACAGUCAAGUAAUAACAUGGUGUGUCAUUCUUUGAUUAAUAAUCAGUUAUUGUACAACCACUUAAUCAGGAUGUAAUUAUUAUCAGGGGCAAUCAAUCCCGUGUCAUAUCGUAUCGGUUCGUAUUGUAUCAUAUCAUAUCGUAUCGUAUCGUUUCAUAUCGUAUCCAAUUGAAUCAAAUCGUUUGGUAUCUUUCCGUUUGCAUGUACACUCACCGGCCACUUUAUUAGGUACACCUGUCCAACUGCUCGUUAACACUUAAUUUCUAAUCAGCCAAUCACAUGGCGGCAACUUAGUGCAUUUAGGCAUGUAGACAUGGUCAAGACAAUCUCCUGCAGUUCAAACCGAGCAUCAGUAUGGGGAAGAAAGGUGAUUUGAGUGACUUUGAACGUGGCAUGGUUGUUGGUGCCAGAAGGGCUGGUCUGAGUAUUUCAGAAACUGCUGAUCUACUGGGAUUUUCACGCACAACCAUCUCUAGGGUUUACAGAGAAUGGUCCGAAAAAGAAAAAAUAUCCAGUGAACGGCAGUUCUGUGGGCGGAAAUGCCUUGUUGAUGCCAGAGGUCAGAGGAGAAUGGCCAGACUGGUUCGAGCUGAUAGAAAGGCAACAGUGACUCAAAUAACCACCCGUUACAACCAAGGUAGGCAGAAGAGCAUCUCUGAACGCACAGUACGUCGAACUUUGAGGCAGAUGGGCUACAGCAGCAGAAGACCACACCGAGUGCCACUCCUUUCAGCUAAGAACAGGAAACUGAGGCUACAAUUUGCACAAGCUCAUCGAAACUGGACAAUAGAAUAUUGGAAAAACGUUGCCUGGUCUGAUGAGUCUCGAUUUCUGCUGCGACUUUCGGAUGGUAGGGUCAGAAUUUGGCGUCAACAACAUGAAAGCAUGGAUCCAUUCUGCCUUGUAUCAACGGUUCAGGCUGGUGGUGGUGGUGUCAUGGUGUGGGGAAUAUUUUCUUGGCACUCUUUGGGCCCCUUGGUACCAAUUGAGCAUCGUUGCAACGCCACAGCCUACCUGAGUAUUGUUGCUGACCAUGUCCAUCCCUUUAUGACCACAAUGUACCCAACUUCUGAUGGCUACUUUCAGCAGGAUAAUGCGCCAUGUCAUAAAGCUGGAAUCAUCUCAGACUGGUUUCUUGAACAUGACAAUGAGUUCACUGCACUCAAAUGGCCUCCACAGUCACCAGAUCUCAAUCCAAUAGAGCAUCUUUGGGAUGUGGUGGAACGGGAGAUUCGCAUCAUGGAUGUGCAGCCGACAAAUCUGCGGCAACUGUGUGAUGCCAUCAUGUCAAUAUGGACCAAGCUCUCUGAGGAAUGCUUCCAGCACCUUGUUGAAUCUAUGCCACGAAGAAUUGAGGCAGUUCUGAAGGCAAAAGGGGGUCCAACCCGUUACUAGCAUGGUGUACCUAAUAAAGUGGCCGGUGAGUGUAUAUAAUAUAGUAUGCUCGAUCGUGCUUAAUCAUACUAUGUUGUAUAAUAUUGUCCACAUAUUUCAAUUCUUAUCCCUGCUGUUGAAUGGUAUUGAAGGUUUUUUGGACCUUGUUUUCCAUUUUCAGUUUUUCAUCGUGUCAAACAUUAAGCCCCUGUCAUUGUGAAGCUGAAAUUCCACACUGGUCUGAAAUGAUGUUUUUCUGAACAUACGCAUUCCUCUUCUAUAGUGUUCAUUUUCCUUUGUUGAAAAAGAAAACAGAGGAUACUUUUUAACUUGAUUUGAAUAGUUUUGAAGCUGACAUGUCCUCACCAUUCAGUGCGUUCAGUUUAAUGAAGAGUGGGUUUGUUGAUCCUUCCAGAGUGAAUUUAUUCAUGAUUCUUUGAGGCUCUUUUGCUGAGGGUUGAAGAUUGGGUCUGUAUUUGUUCCUUCUCUCUCAAGAUCCUGUGGCUUUCUACUUUAAAUGACAUACAAAGAACGAAACAAAGAGGGUUGAAAUUAGCAUGCAGUGAGCUUAAAACCUUUCUAACCUAAAUGAACAGUUGGGCACACAUCUAAAAUACAAGCGUACACAUACACACACUCAGGUCUUGGUGUCAGAUGCUGGCUAUUUGUGUUGGUUUCAUUAAUAACUGGUUGGGUUUACAGAGGGAGCAGAAGACUGGCAGGCUGACACAUGGGAGGCGCAAGCUGUGUUUGCAGUUGAGCUUUGAAUGUUUGUAGAAAGACCUUCAUGUGUUGGUAUGUAUGAGCCUCUGUGACAGAGACAGAAGGAGAGAGAGGGAGAGAGAGAGAGUAAGAGAGAGAGAUGAGUGUGUACUGUAUAUUCAGGUGUACUGUAUAUGUAAAUGAGUGAUUCCUGCGUCUAUCUGCAGGAUCAGUGUGUUUGCAGACUGCACCAGAAGCCUCCUAAUGCCUUGGGUUUAGUCUGUUUGACUGCUCAAAAUGUUCUCACUGCUUGAGGUUUACUUUUUUCACACUGCACAGCUGAGCUGAUCCAAGAUGAGUCAAGUCAAACUGAGCGAGGCUUAUGCUAAUGUUGUGUCGCCCUUUGCAUUAACAUACGUCCUGGAUUGAGAUGUAAAGAAAAGCAAAAUCUGUGAAAAUAUGAUAUGUGCAAUUAAAAGAGCAGUUUCCAAUUAAAGUGACAGUCCAACACCUGGAAAACAAUCUGGAUGGUACUUAUUGUUCACCAGUCUUCUCUGAGUAAAAAUAUCUUUUUGGUGAUAUAGAGAAAUAUGAUCGAAUUUAGAGGGAUGUAGGUCUGCAAAGCUUCAGUGCGAACCAGUUGUUACUCCAAGGAAUUUCUCAGAUUUUCUCUGUCUUUCCACACGAUUCCUGGCACAUAUAAUCUUCAUAUUAGCUCGCAGUUUCUCUGUCUGCUUUCUGAUUUUGCUGUUAAUAUUGAGAGAGUAUUAAAUAUUGAGUGAAAUCUAGAAGGACAGACACAAACUGCAAGCUUCUUUAAUUUUGACAAUACAGUAGCCCAUCUGUAAUGCAUUUAAUCCCCAUUGUAACCUUUUUUGUUUUAUAUCAUUUCAUGAAAAGUUUUUACCAGAGACAUACAUGAUCAGCCAUGCAGUUAUGACCACUGAUCGGUGAAAUAAAUAUAAAUUAUUAUGUUAGUACAGUGCACCUGUCAGCGGGCAUUAAAUGAAGAUUUGGUCCUCGCAGUUCAUCUUAAGGAGUCAACUUUAGAAUGAGUUAGACUGACAGCAUCCAAUCCAGGAGCAUAUCUUCAGAGUCCAGUCUAGUUCACGUGUCUUUAGGUCAGAGAGCGUCUGCACGAUAUUAGACAUGUGGUCAUAAUGUUAUGUGAGAUGAUAAAAUUCAAGAAGGAUUGAGGAACAGCACCUCAAAGAUUCUUAACUGUGCACAGAGGGAGACACAUCACAGUUUGCAAGAAGAAGAAUGAUAUAAUGAUAAGAAUAGUAAAAACGAAAAUAAUGAUUAUCAAAAUAUGUAUCCAUCGUAUCACAUCGUGUUGUUUGCACUGCAGAGAUACAUUGUUUAGUAUCAUUAGUAUUGUAUUGUGUUGUGUUACACCGUUCUGUACCCUGUCAUUCAUUUCAAAUAAGCUUUAUUUGUCAAUUAUAGAAGCAAUCAGAAUCUUGUAUUAUAUUGAAUUAUAUCACCAUAUCGUGUCUUACUGUGUAGUAUUGUAUCACAUAGUAUCCUACCAUAUCCUAUCGUAUAGUACGGUAUGGUAUAGUAUCAUAUUGUACUAUGUUAUAUCAUGUUAUAUAGUGCUGUGGAAUUUUCUACUUCUGAAACUUGAAGUCUUUGUUUAAAACUAGUCCUUACAAGCAAAAACUAGCGUCCGACUUUAUUUCAGUGUUUGUAAUCAUGGAUUUUUGAUGCAUCUUCAAGCUAGCAUCAGUGUCAGUGUCUCACAGAUUUCUUUUCUCUAGCUCACUUCAGAGUACAACCCCUUGCAGUCAUAAAUCUACUGAUGGGUGCAGGAAUAACACCAAACUGAAGAGUGGUAGUCCAGGUAGAUAUCAGAAAUGUAGUUGAUGUGGGCAAGAGCACUCCGGACUUCCAAAUACACAUGUUAAUAUUGUUUUAUUUCCCCUUUUGUCUUCUACUCUUGCUCCCUCUCACUGACUGGUCUCUCACUCUUACACAAACACUCCUUUCAUUGUAGAGGAUAGUUUGAAGAUAGAGGAAAUAGAGCGUACAAAAGGAGAUAAUAAUCCUCCUCCAAGUCUGACAGGUUGCUUGACACGCUGUCAGCAGGGGCCUCCACGUAGUGCACCAAAAAAGAAAAAAAAAACAAAAAACUGCACACUACACUCAAAAACGCUUUUCUCCAAGUAUUGCCACUGGCAGUUUCUUUUUUUUUUGUGGCCAAACAGACUGGCAGAGGACUUUGUUUAUGAUGGCAUGAAAGAAAACACACAUACUGCACACACCACAGGUAAAAAUUUGCAUACACACAGAUUAACAGUGCUGUAUCAGUAUUCAUGACAUGUUGGCGCCCUCUCAAGUUUUUAAAUACUUUGUUAAAACUCCCACUUUUUUGCUGUCUUGCACUUUUUCAUGCAAUACUCUGAGGGCCCUGUGCAGCUCGAGUCAAAGUUUAACACUUUCAUCCUGUGAAAAGCUAUCUGCUCAAUAUGCUGCAGAGAGAGCUUCAAGUCUGCUUAUUAGUUUAGCUUGUUAGCAGCUUUUCCACAGAGGCUGCGCCCAUCUGGAGAUGAAGAUAUGAGUUUCGUAUCAUUACUUAACACUGCAGGAUUGCAGCUUACAUUAGGGUUGCCUCAUUAUUUUGCUUGUCCAAGAAAAGUGCUUGUGUACUUUCCUAAAGAGUUGUAAACAAAAUCAACUGGCUACAUUUAAUUUAAUGCUGCUGUUGAGAUUUUUAACAGUUAUGAAACAGUCUUCAAUUAAUUCUGAUGCCUCGAGAUGACCCCAAAAAGCAAACAGACCAUCAGGGAGAAAAUAGACAGUUUUUCAAUAGACUUCUUAAAUUCCUUUUCCCACUGCCUCCAUGUAAGUGUCAGACGAAUAUAUUAGCAGUAUACUGCUGAAACAACCUAUAUUUACAUUUUUCACUAACAGUGAGCGAUGCAGAGACGGAUCAAAGGCAACGGGACGAUUUUUUGCAUAAGAACAAGACAAGAUCAGCAAUGAGAUAAGACACAAUGCUUUGUCAUCAGGGACAUAAAAAAGUCACAAAACUAAACUUGCUCACAGUCUCUGAAGGUGCGAAAUUUCCGAUCUUUGCAAGAAAAUAUGAUCCAUCAAAAACUGGAGAUGUACAUGUAGAGUAUUAAAACUGUCACCGUCAGCAUCAGAAUUGCCAGUUGGUUUCACUAAUUAUUAAUGUUUUUAUUAGUGAAAGCAUGAACUGCCAGUCACAUGUUGUGUCGAAGCUCCAGCGCAGCCACCCACCACGAGCUGGGGCUGUAGCUUUGGUUUGUGGAUACAGCCACAGUCCUAACAUGCUUUAUUACCUGGAUGUGAACAGUCACAGAUCACAGAUGGCAUCUUGGAGCUCUGCAAAGUUUGACACUAUUUUGACAGAGAAAAAUGAAAUCAAGAUUUAUUAAGUCUGUGCUGAGUGAAACUGGCAUAUAACCACUUGUUGACUUUAUGUUGACUUUAAACUGCAAGGAGGUCUCAGCCACUGUCUUCCAACCAGUUUAGUAUAAUUAACUCAACCAUUCUGUGAGGGUAUAUUUAUGGGGUUAAAUUGUCUUCAUAAAACUGCUCUUCAUAAAUGUCACUUGAACUUGCAUGUCUCUGAUCUCUCUCAGAGACAGUAUAUUAUUCCCACACUGCCAACAUUUCUUUCUAUCAUUAGUUAGAUGUGCUUAAACUGAUGCAACACAACUGAUGAAAAAGGGCAACUGACAAUGGUUCAUAUCACAUUAAUUCUUAAGCAAUUGGGCUAAUGUUUGCUGAAACUUAAAAUGACAUCUGUCCAUCUUUACAUGUCUUUAAAAUUUCAGUAACUUAAAACCAAAUCAAAGGAACCUUGAGCUAAUCUUUUAGAAAACUGAUUGAUUGAUUGAAGGAGAGUCACUAUAGAGAGAGAAGUGAAUUGAGAGUUGACUCUUUCUCUGUGUGUUACAGACUUCUGUCUGAUGAAACAGUGACAGUUAAUGUGAGCUUAUUGGAAAUACCCAAGACAUAGACAAGUGAUACUACUAUCAAGUCUGAAUGUUAAGUAGGAUAUUCAAGUAUUGAAAUUAGUGUGUGUAUAUCAACAUGUAAAUUUGUGUUGUAUUGUUUGGUGACAUCUUAUGUCAGUAUUCAUUAGUCCAUUAGUGACUACUGUGACCCUUUAGUAGCUUCAGUACAGGAGAAAAAUAGAAGGUAUGCAGAAAGGAGAAACACUUGAGGAGGACAGACAUAUGUAAAUACGAAGGUGCAUAGGAUGUGACACUUAGAGCUGUCCCUUUCAGCUCACAUACAUAUUGUGUAUAUACACAUAAAGACGGGGUCAAUGGUGUUACACCAGAGAAAACUCUUCUGUGUUUUUCAGUGGAUGUAGCCGACAGUGUUAGGUCAGACUUAAAGGUCAGAUGGAGUAGGAGUGUAUGUGGGUUAAAAGACUGCACCUUUUUCAUUUGGAUCAAAGGGCGUGUGUAUGUGUGUGGGUGCGUGUGUGUGUAUGGGUUUAGAUGUGUUUGUAUGUGUGUGUCUGGAUUUUUUUCCACCCACCUGUGGACCUUUGUGUGUGAUGUCUAAUAUAAAAAAAGACAUUUUUGGCCUUGGCAAGUGCUCGUGUUUCAGUAUUGUGCAGUGUGGAAGUCUGACUGAAACAACCUUUUCAGCACUAAAGCUGGUCAACUGAAGAGUGUGAGAGGCAUGAAAUCCUCAUCUUUAACCUGCAAGUCGUACUUGUUGCUGAUUCAGUUACACCUACAAGUCAACCUGAAAUCAAUCUGUUGGAAGGAGUUCAAUUUCACCUUACCCUGUUGACACUGUGGCAAGUUUCUGUCACAGGCUGGUCUUGAGAGUCAGUAAACAAUCACCCUGCUAAACGUCACAAAUGUGAGAGGUUUUGCUCACCCUGUUAGAAUUCUAAUUUCUGCAAUCAUCUGCUUGCCAAACAUCAUCCCUUGCUUAGUUGGAAUGAGUUUUGGUUACUGCAGAGGAUAAUAGAGGACUGCAGAAGAGGAUAAAUGUUAGAAAAUAUCUGCAGAUAAACUCACAGACAUUGUGUAUGGAUAUGAGGAAGCUCACUGUCAAGAGGAAAAAGAUGUGAGUGUAGUAAUAAAGGGCAAGGGAUAAUGGUGACAGAAGCUUUGGUGUGAAAAGUAAUAAAGUAAUUCACUGCAGAUGACAGUGCUGGAUAAGAAACCCAGCAAACACGCCUAAUUCACUGAUAUCACCAUGGUAACUGGUGAUGCCACCCUUAUUCCUUUGUUCCUUUGUGUAAUCCAAAAGACGGUUUCAUUGAAAAGCUCUUUGAUUGCAUGUUUCUGGGGUUUCAUGUUCCUGUGCAAGAUUGAGACUUAAAAUGUACAUCCUGGAACUGAUCCUGGAGUGUGUGGGCAAUCCUGGGCUAAAAAGAAGCAUAAAUCAUGUAAGCAUACUCAUACCAAGAAGAAAUUAAAUAGAGCAACAUGGGCAACACUGAUGCAAGAAAUGCAAAAGUAUUAUAGUGGUGAAAUUCACAGCAAAACCAAAGUCACCAAUUGAUGCAGAGGUAAAAUGAAUGUUUUUGUAAAUGGCAGCUUGGAGGAGUGCAAUGUCGCUUAAAUCUGCCCCAUGCUCUUUUUCUGUUAUCUGUUGAGCUGGUGGCCUGAUUAAAGCACACAACAGAUAACACAUAUCAAGUGUAGUUCAAUUCAACAGCUCAUCAGCAUUCUAUUAGUGGUCUAUCCUGCUAGCGUUUAUGCUAACCUGCUGUGUUUUGUAGUUCUUGGAGAGGUCUGGGUGUUUAUCUCUGCUGUUUUGUAGCAUCUUUUGCACACAGGUUUCAAUAAUCAGUGGGUUUUCCACUGGAGUUGGCUUUUUAGGCAAAGUACUCCCACAAGAGAUUUCAACAGCAGGUUCUAUUCACCAGCUCAGGGUGAGGAAAAUAUCUUACCCAAUUUUGGCCAAAACUAAAAUCCAGAUUUUUUCUCUCCAAAAACUAGAUUUCUGAUUUCGAUUUUUUAUUCAGUGACAACUUUACCGAGCUUCACUUUAAUAAUAAGUUUUUCUAUCAUCUCUCGCAACGAAAACAUUAAAAACAAUGUAGUGCAUAUGCCAAGCCAGUAAGUGGCGCUGUAGUGCCAUCAAGGAAAUGCACAAAAGACAGAAGAAGAAAACAGAGCAUGCAUAUAAAGGCUUUUUAGCGGAACACACUAAGAGCUGUGUGCCACGUAAUCGUUUCACAAGAUGCAGAUAGUCAUCCACACAGAGAUGAAAUGGUUGUUGUUUACAGAUUUAUGCACUCGUUUCUGUGUGGACGGGUUGAUACCGCCUUUGGACAGACUGUGCAGCGGGGAGUGGUUUGCUCGUCAUAUGAAACUGCAAAGCUGUACCAAUUUAAAAUCGAUUAAUCGUACAGCCCUACCUCCACCCUUCUUCUUUGAUCACAUUUUUUUAUCUCAGAAAACACAAUUUUUGAUUUCAAUUUUUUAUUCAGUGACAACUUCACCAAACUUCACUGAAAUAAGUUUUUCUAUCAUCUCUAAAAAAGAAACCACUGAAAAUGAUGUAGUGCAUAUACCAAGCCAGUAAGUGGCACUGUAACACAGCUGAGGAAAUGCACCAAAGACAGAGUGAGAGUACGGAGCAUGCGUAUAAAGUUUGUUUUGGCAGUGCACAGGCGACAUAUAAGAGUUACAUUGUGUGUAACAUAAUUGUUUCAAGAGAGAUGCAGAUAGGCAUCAACACAGAGAUGACAUUGUACUCAUUUACGGAUUUAUGCACUCUCUGACUCAUUUUUCAAAAAGUACCGUUUACAGUCAGUGCCGAUACGACAAAAAACACAGAAUUCGUUUCCAUUUCCGUGUGGAUGGGUUAAUACCGCCUUCAGACAGACUUUGCAGCAGGGAGUGGUUUGCUCUUCAUCCGAAACUGCAAAGCCGUUACAAUUCCACACAACUGACUUGCUCUUGCCCUAUUUGGCCACGAAAUUAUCGCCUUCAUUUGAAAUGCUAUGUUUGUUUAUUCUGGUGUGUGUUGAAUCUGGGGAACGCUCCCGCAGGAAGGUGGAGCCUACGGUGGCCUAGAGAUGCAAGACUUGAUAGAGAGGAAAAUUGAUUUGACGAUUUCAAUUUUUUUAAUAUCGUCAUAAUCAAAUAAUCCAAUUAUGAUUGAAAAUCGAUUAAUCGUGUAGCCCUAGUCGUCAUAGGUAGUGGACAUGUUUGGGCAGGGGCAUUGCUUUUCCCUCUCAGUAGAAGAGAAGGCUCACGCUGUACAAAGAGACGGACAUAGACAAACAGACAGACACAAGUCAUUAUCAGUAUGAAAUGCCAUUUUAGGUGAUGCUGCUGCCUUGUUGAGAUGCAUGUUGUGAUAUUUAAUCCUCUCAUUCCAGAAAAGGUGUCUUUCUCAAUCACCUACAUCAGAGCCACUUUGAACCACUUGACCUAAAAAGUAGUUCAAAUUGCUGCAUAAAGUACUGCAUGUCAGGAAAUUCUAAUAACAUACUGUUUAUGAUAAAAAGCAAAGAAAAAGUACUUUUAUUUCAGUAUACCAUGCAUCGCUUCUGUCAAGGUGUCCCUGUGACUUUAAACAUCAUAAUAACAUAAACAUAAUAAUAACAUAAAGGGCACGUUAAAUAUCUUUCAAAACAGCAGCCAAAUACAGCCAUGACAUGACAGAGUUAAAACAGAAUACAAUCAUCUGGAACAGUUUAAAAACUUUUGAAUCAUUUAAACCACAUAUUAUGUACAAAUACAGUCCAGGGUUAAAACUUCCUUCACUGAACGCAGCUCUUUCCUCAUAUGCGCUAACAAAAUUUGGACUAUUUUUGGCCCAAGUUGGAAGAAAUGUAAGGGCUUUAAGUCCCAUCUGUCUACGUUUAUUCACAUUGUUAGCCAACUGUGUUUAUUAUCAACUCCACAAUUGCAAAGUAUAUUUUGUUCCACUGUUGGUUUUGGCGUUUAACAUAAUGGCUGUAUUUGGCAGCCGUUUGGAAUGAUAUUUAACCUCAAUUGACCGGAAACAUUGUUGUGGCUGCACGUUUCACAGCAGCUUCACUCACUCCACUCUCGUCUCAUUGUCCCACAAAGGAACGUUUUGCUUUAUGUAAAUGUUAUUUCAGACGUAUGUUGCUUUGUGUUGUAAAACCCAUUCUUUCCUCAAUUACAUUCAAAUUUAACACCCCAGAGUGAGCUAUAGAGUACAUCUGUCACGGGCAGAACUCCUUUUGUAUCUUGCCUACUUACAUAUACGCGUACGCUCACUUAUCACACUCUCUUCUCCCUCAAUCCUUCUUCUCUAUCCUCUCAACUCUCACUGCUGUGCCUUCUGCUGCCUCUUUUUCUUGAUUUUCCUCCUACCUCCCUCUUUGCUUUUUUUCGUCUUUCCCUUCCCUGUCAUCCCUCCCUCCCCAGCUGGUACAGUUUGCUGCUUAAAUAUUUGGGGGGAGAUGCCGAGUGCUGGAAGGCCUAAGGAGGAUCAGCGAAAGGAAAGGCUGCAGUUGUUGUGGAUUAGCUGCUUGUUUUAUCAUAAUACCACUGCCUGCUUGCUUGGAGUUUGGUGCUCACCGGGCAAGCUGCAAUAUCACGAUUUCUUAAAAAAAAAAAAAAAAAGAUAUGAGUAACACAACUCAUGACGACUGCGCUCCAGCUUUGCUUGAAGAGGCAGGAAGCUCAAAGUUGUCCUUUGAUUGAAUAACUUGAAAACUUCUCUUUUAUGCUGAAGGUUUGGGUUAAGACUGAGAAAGUACAGAGCUGUUAUUGACUCAGAGAAAUUUGUUCCUCAAAGAAGUCAAGGAGGCACAAAUUUCAAGAAAAGGAGAAAAGGGGAUGUGAAAAUAUUGAAAAGGAAGACAAACAGAUUGGCAAAGACAUUGGUGGUCAUAUGGGAGGAUUUUUAAGAACUAAACUAAAAGACACACAUUAGGAGAAACAGAGGGGUGAUGGAUUUAAUGCUAUUUUGUUGUUUUUACUUUCACAGUGUAUGACAGAGUCUCUGUUGAAGUAAUAGCAUUAUGAAUUAAUACAGUUUCCAGGAAGUGAAAGUUUGAUUCGCUGUCAUAAGAAGCAGUGAUUCAUCUGCUAGCACUCCAGGAACUCACUUGACAGCUAGUUCCAGUUCAGUUUUCUAAAAAUGGAGGAUGAAAACAGUAGUUUACCUUUAAAUGGGCUUUGGCACUAACUUUGGUCAAACCUACUUUCCCCCCAGUUUCCAGUCUUUAUUCCAAGGAAGGAAGGCGCUGGCUGUAUGUUUUUGUUACGGACACAGACAUGAGCAUUUAAGACUAUUUCCAUCUAACUCUUGGCAAACAAGCACAGUUCCCACAAUCCUUUACUUUUCUUCAGGUUCAUUAUUGAUGUUAUUUAAAAUGUUUGACUCAGUGCUUCAGUAAUGACUGUGUUCCUGAAUAUCAUCCAUUACAAUCACAACAUAAGUAAUUCCAUAUUUGUUUUUCCUUACAUUUGGUCAACACUUUUCUAUACUUUGACAAUUUCAGUUUGCUUUUGGUAUCUCCUAAAUGGUAUUUGGAGCAUCUUGUUCCCACCAUGUUUUAUGAUCCACAAGAGCACUUUCUAAAUCGCUACCUUCCCCAGUGGUUAAAUGUUUUCUUGGAAAGGCUGCCUACUAUUUCAAGAUUGUUCCAGUGUCCUAGGAGAGAACAAAAAUAUUGACUCCUUGAGGAACAAAUAUUAUCCUGCCUUUAUUGCUGGGACAAUAAGACACCCCAAAAAGUUCAUAUGGAUUUUUUUUCCACAAUGAAAAUACACAUAAUUCCAGCACAUUGAAUGCAACGUGCUGAGGUAAAUCCUUCAUCAUGCUGGAUGCGCUUCCUCCAUUGCAAGAAAGCUCUUUGUUACUCAUGUCAGGCUUAGCCAACCUUUGUGUGGUUAUUUUGUGCGGUCCACAGCAAUUCUCACAGCUCUGUUGAAGUACUGCAACAUGAAAAAAGCAAAGUUAUGUUUGCAUGUUUAAUCAUGAAAGGUUUAUGCUGCUGUCAGGAGCUGAAGAGAGAAAGGUGCCCUAUGUAAUCCAUAAACCUCGCUUAGUACCAAUACGCCCAAGCUGAUUCAUAAGUAAAUGACAGCGUGCGUACGUGCAACACAGACACUGUUGGUAUGGGUAGUUGGAACAGUUACUUUUAAACAGUAAUUUGAUUACGGAUUACUCCUUUAAAAAGUAACUUGGUUACUUAAGUGAUUACUUGAUUUUAAAAGUAACUAAGUUAGAUAAUAAGUUACUUUUUAAGUUACAUUCAGCAGCCUCAACUUAUAAAUGACAACCAUUUUCUUUCCAACACUCACUUUAUUGGAAGUGUCAUUUUAACACGGAUGUCAAAAAAAUACGUUUUUUUUGUUUGUUUGUUUUUUUUUGUUGUUUUUUUUGGAUAGUCUGUCUUGGCUGACAAACAUUAACAAUUUAUUUUUAUAAGAUAUAAAUAAAGACAUCUUUACUGACUUACAAAAUCUAUUUUUUUUAUUGUUAUCUUUAGCUAACACAAAGUCUGGCUGUAUUUCCAGCUUGAGAACGCGCAUCUCUCUCCUCCCACCAUUGUUGUUUAUGUUUGUUCUGUCUCGGCUGCUUUAAGUGUGUGCACAUGUAAAAAGUAAAGUACACUGUGACUUGGACAGGUAUUUUAAAUCUAAUCACUGGUUUGGAAAUAGCAACGCGUUAGAUUACUCGUUACUGAAAAAAGUGGACUUAUUGGAGUUACUGGCGUCACAGGUAGUAGUCAGAAGCUGCAUAGACCUCUUUUUACUGUUGUAUUUGUGGCCCAAAAAGUCUCAAUGUGACUGUAGUAACAAAAGAGCUGUCCCCUGUUUACGCUCACUCUCGAUCAUACAAGAUUAUAAAGAUCAAACUCUCAGACACUCAUGAUGAACUGGGAGAAAAACUCUAACAUGAUGUGUUUUUUUUUCCUGUCUGUCUUUAGAAUUUGGAAAAAUAUGAACAGAGCAAGGAGCAAUUCCACCAAGCUGCCUCCGAGGCUGAAGUAAACGUGGGGUAAGACACGCACAUACAAUACAUACACUCAAAUGCAACACAUACACACAAACAGAGUAACACAUAGGCUAACUAAUUCACUGUUCUAAAAGUGAGAAGAUAUUAUUCCCUUGGGCCCUGGACACCCACUGCUGCCUCACACGUAUAUUUGCGCACACACACACACACACACACACACACACACACACACACACACACACACACACACACACACACACACACACACACACACACACACAGCAGACUAAUAAGCAACGACAGAUAGUGAUCUGCUCUUUUCCUCAUUUUUAACCAGUUAAAUGCAAAUGUUCUCUGGAGCACACCUGACUAAUGUGAUAAGUGUUUUAAUUGGCUGCUUUAAUUAAGCUCAAUUUAACAAUACUGUUUCACUAUCCUUGUUUCUCACUCUAGACUUGUAAUGAGCCCCAGCUAAGGAAAAAGGUAGCUAAUUAUGGCCACUGCUGUCUGCAAAACCUCCUACUGAAAUCAACAUUAGAAACCAAACCUCGACCUGCUGCUAUACCGGGUUUAUGUGUGUAACUCAGAGGAGAAACAAGCAAUUAAUGCAAGCUUAUAUGGGUUAGGGCAAAACACACAACAUAGGUGUUUGUUGUGUGUUAGUAUGUCCUUAUUCCUGACCAGAGUCUAGCUUUGUGCCAGCUUUUUGCUGUUAAAGUUUUCAGUAGUUUUUCUUAUGUUGGCAUGAUUGCAAACUAUAGUUGGAAUUGUUUUAUUACAAUCUUCUUUGUCAGGCUCUUAGAUCUUUACUAAGACAUGUACUAGAUGUGUACAGGAAGUACAGCAGCAAAAAAAAGCAUGCAAAAGACCAAACAAAUUUAACACGUCUCCAGGUUAGCCAAACUCGUUUCGAAGCAAAGGUGAAGGUUUAAGUUGGUAUCAGUAAAGUCACUUACAAAUGUCAGAGUUCAACCAGUCUUUAUUAAAAACAAACUUUUUAUGGACAAUAAUGUUUCAGAAAGGGUUUUGAGUGAAAAGAAAACACAUUGAUAAUAGUGUAAACUUGUGCAUGUACAAGAUAAGAAAUUGUUAUGAUACAGGAACUGAUGAACUGUUUACUGUUCACGUACCAACUUCUGUUUAUUUAAUCUGCUGCUCUUAUUUCAGAUGGGUUUUUCUUUGCCUAUCCAAUAACAGACUUUGUACAUGCAUUGUAAUGUAGACAGAUAAGCCAACUUAAGUCAUUUAAAGUGUUGCUUGUAGUUAUCAAACUCAGUUAAAAAGAGACUUUAGCAUUGAGAGGCUAUAUUAACAGUAUGAUAGUGGAUAGUAGAGUGGAUAUUGGACAGAGGUUUGUAGGUUGCACUCUUGAUGACUGCUCAUGAUGGUCAUUGUUUUAAGUUCACCACAUAACAGAACAAAGCAAAUGUUUUGUGUGCAGCUUAUUUUGCAAACAUUCACAUUUGGAUGAACAACCUAUUUUUUUAAAUCCAUAAAAAAAGGAUUUCCAUUUUAUUUGAUCAGAUACCUGCUUUGACAAUUUCAGUGUCAAUGUGCAGUUCUUUAAUGUCCUAGCUCCUUCUGCAUUUUGACCCAGAGAGGCAACCUCUAGUCUUAAAAAUCAAAACCAAUGCAGGAGCUGUAGUUCCUUUAGUGUCCACUUGAGGCUGUCUCCAAAAGUCCAAGAGUCUGGAUUAAGGCGCCCAUUUUUAGAGCAGAAAAAAAGACAAAGAUACUAAGUUGGAGACCAAUGAAACAUCUUCUGUAGGGACUGGAAGAUAGAAUAGUUUCUACAAAUUCACACAAAUCUCUACAUUGUUUUCGCCGCUCCACACAGCCCAGCUUUGUAGUUCACAUGUAAUCUAAUUGAAUGCUGUUAUCAGCAGUUUAGCAUUACAAACAGCCCAUUACAGUCAGAUUUAAAGCAAUACUACCUGAUUUUGAUCUUUGCUAAAAAAAGAGGUGACUGUACCCGAGGGUAAUACUGUUAAUCCUCUGAACAUGGUUAGAGUACUGAUGUAUGUAUGUGUGUGUAUGUUUGUGUGUGUGUGUGUAUAUGUGUGUGUGUGUGUGUGUGGGGGGGGCUUUAUAAAGAAUGGUUUUCUUUAAUCGUAGAGGGUAAAGUGAUCUACUUUUCCUGUAUGGUAUUACCUGAACAAUCAAUUAUAUGCUGCUUUUACAGCUGUUAAGGAGUAGAUUAGACUCUCAUUCAUUCUGUAAUCUGGUCUGACCCUGACCUUGGGUAACUAAGCACUGUGACUUAAAUGAGUGGAUUAAAGUGUGAGGAUAAAUGUGUGUGUGUCUGCUAUCUGAGUGUGCUUUAUAAAUGGAGUGUUUCAAAAAUGGACCAGUAGUGUGUUAAUGGCAAAAGCAGUUUUCACUGUGAUCGUUGAUGACCAUUAUUGUUGUAACUCAUCGUGAAUAAGUCAUACCUCGAUUGUGAAAAAAGGUUUACACAUUAGUUUAUAUGCUGAAAGACAUUCUGUAUAUAUGAAUUUAAUUCAACUUAAAUUCUAACACAAAGUAACUUGAAAUUUUGGAUUUUAAACACGUAUAUGAACCAGAAAUAAACUAAAACAUUCUCUGAGAUCAAAGUGGGAAAAUUACAAGAAAAAAAAUCAUAAAUGUACCGUCAAAAAGAAUACAAUUUUUCUUAAAAAGUGGAGUCGGCUUUAAAAGUAAGAGUAUUUCUCAGAAAAAGUACAGCCACAAUCAACAGUUUGACUACAAGCACAGCUGCAAGGUGUUUUUUUUUUUUUUUUUUUUUUUUUUCAAAGUAACUACAGAAAAAGAUGGCAGCAUUUCACGAGCACAAAAGUCCCGAUUUAAGAUAGAGAAGACAAUUCAUGAUGAAAAAAACUGAAAUAGGAUUUUGGCAGGUAAAUAACAGACAGUAAAGGUUCUCAUUGAACUAGAGUAAACAAUGUUUUUUAUCGAUUUUCAAAUGUCUUACAUGCACAUCAACUUUGUGCUCCAGCUUUACAAUGUCAUUAUUUAAAACAGAGUUAGCCUUAAAAAGACCAGAAAACAGAGCCAUGUUUUUACAUUUCUAUGUGUUAAAACUGUCGAGUAAUCAGUCAGAAACUUCAGACAGACUUUGGUUUUGUGUUAUGAACUGUUGGAGUGAAGCUUCUCUGGGUGCAGAGCUGUAGAACAAAGCUACUGUAAAAUAUGAUGUGGGUGACUUGAAUCCACCCCCUGGCUCCACCGUCUGUGUCAUUCUGUAAAAGUAUGUGAGUGUGUGUCUGUGUCUGUGUCUGUGUGUGUGUGUGUGUUCUGCAGUAAUCCACAGUUUAAUCCUUCGAGCAAAACAGAGACUUUUGCUGCCAGCACUCUGAAGUUUGACAGAAGCAGAGAGCGUUCACUUUAAUGUGUGUGCACAUGUGCAUAAGAAUGAAGGAGGAAAAUGAAAGAAGCCAGGCUGACAACAACCUGUAGCUCUCAGAACCGUCCAACCCCAAAGAAAAUCAGAAAAAACAACCUCCCUAACUUUUCUAUCACUCUCUUGCAUCACUUUAUCCGUACUAACUUCAAAUUUGCAGGAACAAUAUUCGUUUCCAAAUCCUAAAGUUCAAUAACCACCAGAUAUCUCAAAGCUGUUCCAUAUUUUUGGAAGGAAUGUCACAUUAUUUUGCUUUCCCAUCGUUAUGCUUCACACACAACGAAAAGUGCAUGAAGUUAAAUAUCAGAUAAACAAAAAACUGCACAAAACUUGGAGGAAAAAUGUUCAGUGAGAAAGAAGUUAACUAACCUGACAUGUUGAACACAUUCUCUUAACUGUCAACUAUCCUGUAGAGAGAACAGGUUUAUACUGCACAGCUGGGAUGUCCAACCCUGCAGAGACCUGGCUGAUCCGCUUCACCAUAGCUUACAAUCAUCAAACACAACAACAAAUAAUUGGCUACCAGACUGAACUGAAACACAUUUCAUUCUUUGGUGCAAAGUUGAAGGUAUAAAAGUCCAAAAACAGACCACUCGUGGUGUCUCUGAAUGUCAGGGUAUGACAGUUAAAAAUGUUUAUCCUUUCAGAGUCACACCUGACCAGGCCGAGUUCAUCCAGUCUUUUCUACUUGCUCUGAGGCAGGACAGCUGCACCCAAACCACAUUUAAAAAUGACAUUUACCUGACUAAAAACUGUGAUUAUUUUUACUCUCAUAAUUAAUCUAAAAUAAACAAAGUAAAUAAAUGAAAAACAUACAUAUUUUUAUGUGAUAGUCAGGUUAAUUUUGAAUCCCAGCACUCACGAAAAGAUUUUUUAAAACAUCAGGGACCUCGGACAUGACAACAAAUGAUGACAGAUUUAACCGCUUUGUUCCUAUGCAACAACGCGAGAAACAUAGCACACCACACUCAUUAAGACUCUGCAGCUUGAAAAGAUCAUCAAAACUGGAUAGCACAUCAAAUCACACCUAAUCAGAGUAAACAAACAUGGCGGACUGUAGGAGCUAAUGUUUACUAGCUGUGUAGCUUCCUGGUAUAUCCUCUGCUGUAGUAAUCUCUCUUCAUUACCCCCGUUGUCAUUCACUCAUGUUGCUACCAUGUAUCAACAAGUAGGUUUAGUAUUUCUAACUCCCAUUUCAGUUUAUGUUUCGCAUAUUUAUCUUUGUUCCACCUGGCAAUGGACAAAGUGCAAAGUGUAUUUCUGGUUGCACUAUUAAUAUUCAAUGUUUAUAUUUUCAAUUUAAUUUUGAAGACGCUCCGUCUGUUUUUUGCACAGAUCUGAAAGAGGACAAAUCACUCUUAAAACAGCUCACACCCAAGGAUAAUCUGGCAAAACACAUCCAAUAAUCAGGCCUCUGCUGGCUUCUGUUGUAACUCAACCCUGUUAAAGUGAGAGGCAUAUAAACAAAAAAGAGAAUUCCAGUAUUAUUUCACUGUCAAUAUUUUAAACUUUAAAUUUCAAAAUUUUGUAAGGAAGAAAAAAAGGUAAACAAAACUGAUGAGUCCAUUUGACCCUGUUUCUCAGAGGACUGCCCCCUCUUACUAUAAAAGUCCCAUCUCAUAUUGAUAUUCUGCAGUCCCAUCCACAGCUGUUUGUUGUUCCCUGUACCUGAGUGGGACUCCAGCAGCUGAAAAACUGAUAGACUGCCUUGUGAUCCACAUAAAUGUGUAACUCUGCAACAAAGUAGAGCCAGACUUUUGCUAAUAGUUCAGCACAGCUUCUCGGCUCAGUGACUGGUGUGGUGUCACAAGAGCAGUCAACUUCCCCCCAAAACAGAAGGUGAAUCUCAACAGUCGCCUUCACUUCUAGGCCAUUAUAAAACUUUCCAACUCUGAAUAUGAGAUAAGACACACACAUUGGUAACUAAACAGGCCGUAUGUGGGUAUGGAAUCAGAGAUAAAGUGAAAAAGACAAGAAAAUAGAGGCCGUUUUCUUUUGAGUCCAGGUGCGUUUUAUGUAGGGAGCGAGGGAGACAGCCUCGCCUUCACAGCUGAAAGAGAAAGAAUGAUAGCGAGACAAGACAGACAAGGCAGAAACCUGUGUCUUUUCUGCUCAGGUCAGAAUCCGAGGCUUUUUAACAAGGCAAACUGUCUGUUGUUGUAGUGGUACAUCUAGCCUUAAUAGCUGGCCUUUGUCAGAUCCUCCCAGUCUGUGUACCAGCCUACGGAUAUCACUCAGUGAAGAAGUCGGGAACACUGACAAGCUCAGAGCCAAAAGUUUCAAACGCAGACCAAGAUGCAGCACUUGUUUUUACUCGGUGUGGUUCACUGAAUAUGGACCCUACUUUUCCUUUUUAUACAUUUCAUGACACUAAACGUUCAGCUCUGUGGUAGAGGAGAGCAGAAAUAGAGCAGAUUUGGAUUGGUAUGUCGAUGAGGCCACACAGUGAAUUUGAUCCAAGUGGUGCAGUUUGUUCCUGUCACCUCCAAAUAGCUCUACACCCUGUUUUUACUUACAGCUGCCUUGCUUGUGAGCUAAUUACCAUGUGUUCGCUGUGUUUAUGCAUGCAUUACUGACAAGGCCAAUUACCAAAUUAAAUAUUGUUACAACUGGAGCCAAUAUGAUAUCAGCGGCACAGCACCGGCAAAUACAACACAGCUGCAUGUCUUGUUUCUGGAAAAGGUGAGGCAUCGUGAGCAAAAAUACCGUUCAGCUGUCACCAGCUAGUUAACCGUUGAUCACAGCUGCCCAAAUCCUCAACAGAGUGAAGCACAGGGUUUGUCGUGUCUCUGCACUUCACUGAUAGUCUGCAUUUUCACAUGAAAUAUUUCAGCAGUUAAGUUGCACUGCCAGUCCUCUUCCUGUCCAGCACCUAUCUGCCCCCCCCCCCUUUUUUUUUUACCAGUAUUCUUCACCUCCACCUAGGGCUGCACGAUUUUGUCCAAAAGCAAAAACCUGUUUUUUUUUCUCUGAACACUCGAUUUCCAAUUUUGAUUUUUUAUUCAGUGACAACUUCACCAAACUUAACUUCAAAAUUAAAACGUUUUUCUAUCAUCUCUCAAAACAAAACCACUAAAAACAAUGUAGUGCAUAUGCCAGGCCAGUAAGUGGCGCUGUAACGCUGUCGAGGAAAUGCACAAAAGACAGAAGAAGAGUACAGAGCAUGCAUAUAAAGGUUGUUUUGGCUGAACACAUGCAGGCGCCGUAAAGGAGUUAAGAGUGUCAUAUGAUCUUUUCAAGAGAGCUGCAGAUAGUCAUCCACUCUCAUUGACGGAUUUAUGCAAUCUGACCCUUUUUCAAAAAGUACCAUUUACGGUCACCCGAAACUCUGUUUCCGUGUGAAUGAAACCCCGAUGUGACAGAAACUUUAGCAUUUACUCCUGAAUUUGUUUCCGUGUGGACGGGUUGUCAUGCCUUCAGACAGACUUUGUAGUGGGGAGUGGUUUGCUCUUCAUGCGAAACUGCGAAACCGUACCAAUUCCACAUGACUGAUUUACUCUUGCCCUAUUUAGCCGCAAAAUUAUCGCCUUCUUUUGCAAACAUCAUGUUUGUUUACACUGGUUUGUAUGGGAACUGGUGUGCCUACGGUGGCCUGGAGGCACGAGACAUGAUAAAGAGGAAAAAUUUUUUAACAUCAUCAUAAUCAAAUAAUCCGUCUAUGAUUUAAAAUCGAUUAAUCGUGCAGCCCUACCUCCACCCUUCUCCUUUCAUCAAGAGCCCAAAAACACCUGUGAGUCUGUAUUUGAAAGGGUUUUUAGCAACUGCCGAGAGUGUGUGUUUAUUGAAGCUGUAAAACUGAAAAGGAAUAUAGUUCAGCAGUACAGCAUUCACAAAGACGUGGUUAGUGUGAGAGACGUUGAGCGAAAGAGCUUCACCUCUGUGUCACUGUUUACAAGAGCCGAAGUGAAGUACCAGCACAUGGAGGAGACUCUCUUCCUGCUUGUAUUUGUGAUAGGGAUGGAGAGAUGGAAAAGUGAAGGAGUGUGGAGAUACAAGAUAGGGGAGAAGUGGAUGUGUGCCCUCAGUCAAUUGAAAAGCUGUCAGGGUACAGGUGCAUACUAGCUACAAGCAAGAGAUAAGAGGCAACUCUGUCUCUCUGGCUGUUUUCCUCUUCACCUCUCCUGCCCUUUUUCUCACUUGUUAUCCUCUCCCUGCCUCUCUUUACUUCUCCUCUGCACCAGUAUUAAUCAAACUGGUAAUGUCGAAGCAGAGCGUUCAGUAACUCGGACUCCCUGACACGUCAAAUGUCAUUUCCAACCUCAACAGAUAAGGAUGGACCUGUUUUCCUCUCUUCCACUCUUUCAUCCUCACCCUGCAGAGCAUUGAGGUUUUUUAGGGUGAAAGAGACUCAUGCACACUUCUUUUUCUCUGUGUCUCGGACAUAUUGACUACGGAACCUAUGUGCUUUAUGAAAAUGAUUGAAGAACUGCAAGAAAUCCUAGAUAUCUGCAUUUCUAUUAUUUGGAAUGAUGUUAAGAGAAAAGCUUUAAAAAGAUAUUGUGGAAGACACUGAGCACAUAAUUCACCAAAUAUCAGAGUUAGAGGACAGGAUUGAUAGUUUGACCUAUGACCAUUUUUCAUUUUGAUUAAUCCUGAUUUAUUUUUAAAAUCAGUGCCAGCCAUUAGAUAUAACAGGCAUUUGUGUGCACUGUUAUGUACGGAAGAGGAAUAGGGCCACUGGAAAAAAACAAAAACAAACAAACAAAAAAAAAAAAAGCUCAUAUAUAUAUAUUUUUAAUUAUUAUUCUAGAAAAAAAAUCUGAAUUCUGAGAUUAAACUCAGAAUUCAGACUUUAAUUCUAACUUUUUCUCUGAAUUUUGACUUUAAAUUCAGAAUAACUAUUUUUAAAAAUUAUAUUGGUCCUUUUUUUUCUUUGUUGUUUUUUUUUUUAUUUCCAGUGGCCAUAAUCCUCUUCAGUAGUUAUGGGGAAGUGAGGCUGUGAAUGCUUCCUUCCCGUAUUACUUACAUUCCCUUUCUGUAGGUGGCCAGAGUCUGGCAAUGUCUGCAUGAGGAUGUUUUUGUUUUUUUUUUGUUUUUUUUGUAUCAACCGGUCUCCUUCAGUUCCCCAUUAAAGACAGCAGGUUCACGUCACUCUUGCUCUGGCUUGACAUUUAAUUUAAAUGGCAUUACUAUUGAAUUAGUAUGAAUAUGACUUAAAAAAUGGCAAUAACAAAGACAACCAAAGCCAGGCUUUUAUAAUAGUAAUAAAAAAAAAGUAGAGGACAAACUAUCGAACAUAUGACACAACACACGCCUGUGUUGGCACACCAGCCAGACGUUGCAGACUUUCACUGAAACUGUAUUGUAGCCCUUAAGUCAGUCACAUUAAUGGAUUCUCCUCAUUUUUUCCCCACUGGCGCUUUCUGCAAGAUGUUAACAAGAUUUUCUAAUUAGCUGCCUGAAACACAGAACAGAUAGCAACACUUUGUAGUUGACAAGAUGGAAAUAAAAUGGCAUGCAGGACAAACAAUGUUUCAUAUGUAUAGCCAAGGCUAUUAAGGAAAACACAAAAAAACAUCAGUCUAACUCAGACAGAAGCGUGGUUUAGAGGCGAUAAAAGCAUCUUCCUUAUCAGUCCUGUAGCUUUGCCAGAGGCUUUUGUAGUCAGCGGUGUGUUUUGUGUCUUUUCCAUUUUCCAAUUUCUUUCCUUUCAUUCCUCUCCCGCUCUUUGUCUCGGUAAGCUGGUCUGCGUGCUCCGCAAGUCUGAGGCCUCUGUGUGCAGUACGCCUCCGCCUUCGCCGACGGAGAUUAAAAAUAAUGGGCAGCACCAUUAAUUAAGCAACUAAUCUGACUGUUUAUGUUUUGUCAUAUUUACCGCUCAUGGAUGCGUGGAAAACUCUCCCAAAAAUGACUGGGAAUGUUUUCACGGCGCCACGCUCACAUUGAAAACAAACAGCAUCCCUGUACAUGGCUCAACAGGCUGUCAGGGACACUGCUUUACCUCUUUCCAGCUUAAAAACGCGAGAGCUCCCCUCCCUCUCACUCGCUCUAUUUUUAUUUAUUUAUUUUGUAAGCGGCUCAGUUAAUAUUGUUGAUUUAAAACCUCACCUUCAAUUUGUCGUAGCAUGUGGACAGAGCUUGAGCUUUUGCUGCGGCUGAGCCAAUUUUCUGCUUCAAGCGCCUUUAAUAAACCACGCAGCGCUAUCAGGAGGCUUCGGCUUCCCUGAUGAAGGCCAUUUAUUUCAAAUUAAAGGAGAGUUCCUUAUCUUCGGCAGCCUCAAACGGAGAGUGAGAUAAAGAUGGCGCGCCUUGGUGUCGUCCUCUCUGUGUUGUUAAUGUGAUGAGAGAAAAGAAAGAGGGGGAGAGCGAGGGGAGAAGUGAGAAAGGAGACUGAGUUUGAGAGAAGACAGAGACAAAAAGUAGACAGAUUAAAGAGGCAAGAUAAACCACUGGAGGUGGUGUGUGUGUGUGUGUGUGUGUGUGUGUGUGUGUGGGGGGGGUUAAUCUGAUUGGCUGUCAUCUUCUUGAAAUGUUCCUGUGAUACAACACCAAUGGAUGCUUCGUUCCUUCUCCUUCAUCUUUUUAUCUCUCAUGUUUCCUUUAUAUGUUUUUCUCUCCGUCUCCGUUCGUUUUUCCUCUUUAACCUCCGUCACCCCUACGCAGAUAAACUCCAUGAUACUGCUGCUGAUGAUGAAUGGCAUCUGUGUGCAUGUGCGGAUGUUGAUACGCUGUAAUUGAAACGCUGAGGUCAGCUCUCCUCCGCGAAUCAAAGCCAAAAAGAGCCUUUAAUUCGGCUUUCAAUUAAACCUGGUGUUAAACGCUUCUCGCUGAGAAAGCGUGUACGCAGCACAGUGUGGAGGAGAACCGUGCGCGUGUGUGAACACUGUUUACAGUCUACUACAAAGUAUGUAUGUGUGGGGGUGUGUACAUUUGUGCAUGUGCCUUUUCCUACCUGCGUGGGCGAACGUAACAGGCUUGUCUCUGCUUCAAUCAGUCAGAAUCUAUUACAGAGAGGCACCCAGGCAGCAGGCCUGUCAUAGUUAACAAUCACACAGAUAGACAGGCAAAGACCAAUUAUAAUACAGCCCACAUAUCAAAUUAAGCACGGCUGAUUCAAUCUCUCAAAGCUCACUUUUCUGCUGUAUUUGAUCAGAACGAUCCUGCCCACUCAAUUAAAUGCGAUUUAGCACUAAUUGCAUGAUUUGCAUUGAAGCACAUUCUUUGCACGCCACAGCUUUUUGAACAGGUUGGUGGGAGUGAGGGUAUUAAUUCUUCUUUGGUUUGUCUUGCCUCGUUUUGUCAGACCACAAAUAUCUGAUACUUUUUGAAAAAAUAAUCUGUCUUUCACUUCUUUGUUCGCUGCAAGAACUGAACUCGACCAGCAAUCCACAACUUAGACAAUGUCAUGUCAGGACCACAUGCAUAUACCAAAGGGCUGGACAAUUAUGGCAAAAAUAGUUAUCAUGGUUAUUUUGACUGAUAUUGAAAUCACUUCUGAAGUUGUCUUAUCUUACUUCUCAACCAAAAACGGCCUUCCUGCCAUGUUUUUAAUCGCGCCUCGUUUUAAUGAUCCACACAUGUCGCACACUUGCUGCAGCUGCACAGAACAGGGGUGCAUUCAAGUGUUUUUCAAGCACAGGAGCUAACAUACACGCUGCACCGUGCGGCGCAUUAAUCAUCUUUCUUCAAUUAUAAUGUUUUUAUGAUCAUAAGAAUCCAAAAUCGAAAUCAUGAUUAAAAUUUGAUUAAUCGUCCUGCACUAAUGAACUAUACCGUAGACUAAAACAAGAGCUUUCCCCCAAUUAUUAUGUUUAAUAAUUUUUCAUGCAUUUAGAAACAUGGAUAUGUUGUGGUGAUUUUUUGACAGUGUUUAGUUGGGUUGGGAGUUGCAGAGUGACCCAGUGAUAAGAUGCUAAAUGCAAUUUUUGCACCUUGAAAAGGGCCCAACUAAAAUGUGUCAACAUGAAUUUGGUCUUUGGAUAUUAGGAUAAAUCUUGCUUCUCCAUGCUUUCUGAGUCCGUCUCUCCAUAUAAACUUCAGAAUCUAAAUCAAAAAGUCUUCUUUGAUCAAAAUGAAACCUCCUCUCUCUAAAAAAAUUUGAAUCAAACCCUGAGAAAUCCCCAAACUUCACUUAUAUUUGCAAAAGAAAAGUCUGCGGUGUAAUCAGGAUCUUUGUGUUUGAAUUAUCUGGUUCUUCUGAAGCACAUUUUAGAAAUGUUUCUUUGAGUGAUGGUGAAAAAAUGAGACUGACUGACUGCAUAUCUGUUCACUCCACUAAUUGUUGCAUCUUCCUGUGUGUCCUUCUCUCUUUUUCAGGCAUCGCAACACCCUGCCUGUGUGUGCUGGCGUCCAGGCUCAGAUUUUAUCCUGUUACCGAGCCAACAGAGAUCAGACCCUAAAGUGUUCAGACCUGGCCAAAGAGUAUAUGAAGUGUAUCGAUGCUGCAAAGAAGGUGAGAGAUUGUUCUUUGAGUCUGGGAAUAAUGGGAAGUUGAAAAUCAAGGGAAAGAUCUGAAGAGUUAAAGAGUCCACAACAGGAAAAAAAAUAUAUUCUGCUCUGUGAUUUGACCUUUGGGAUUAGAAAUGAUUUCUCAGAUCUCAUUCUGUAAAUCUUUGUUAAUGAUAAUAACAAUAAUGGUAUAAAUGAUAACAUCAUCUUGUACUUCACAUGGCCCCUCAAAGACCUUACACUCUGUUUUGAGUGAUGGCGUUUGAAGUUUUCCACGGAGAGAUGUGCUGUUAUUUUUAAAGCAGCACUCUGUAUGAUGUAAAAGAAAGAAAUUCAUUUUUUUCUCCUGUUCUCUCGAUUAUUCUGGUGUAGUUAGGAACAAAAAAGGAGUCAGAUUGAUAGGACUUUGAGUGCUGUCACUUAAGGUCUUUAGACAAAGAGAAAUCUUGUCAUUAGAAGCAGCUUUCACAGUGAUUGUCUGAUGUAAAAGUGUGAAAUCCAAGUUCUCCAGCACGACCAAAGUUGUUUUCCAACCACCACUGAAAGUGACACCUUUUCAAAGGCAAACACUCUUCAGGCCUCUUUGAAACAGAUCUUCAUUUGAAGUUCAGCUUGUCAAUGCAACCUUCACCAUUAUGCUUCUUAUUUUAAGUCAUUAUUGGCACAAAAUCAUUGAGUGUAGGCAACAAAAGAAGGAAGAACAGGGUGGCAUGUGAAAGCAGGCUGUUUAACAAGGUUUCUCCCCAGACAGCAUUAAUAUCAUGUUUGAUAGUCCCUGUGUCUAGCCUUGCACUGCAGCACACUUCAGAUACACUGAUAUUCAUCUGUUUCAUCCUCUGACAAAUAUAAAAUACUCUUCAAAACUGAGGAAGAUCGUUGAGCUGUUGGGUUUCCAGGCUCUUCCAGUCAACCAUGUGCAUAACGUCUGCAACGCUAAUUCAAGGAGAGUUCAGAGCUGAAAUCUUGCAGCGUACGCUGCAAACAGGAUUAUGUAAUCUCAAGGCCAGUUUAAAGCUUCUUUCCUGCUCAUUUGCAUCCAAAAUUUGCAUUUAUUAAGACUGCAAACUCAUGCUUUCAGUCCGUCAUCAAAGCAGAGAAGAAGACACACUGCUUGUAAUGCUGUUUAUGUAAGCCAUAGUUUACUUUACCUUUGAGAGUUGAGCUGUGCAGCUUAAUGAGAAGUUUUAAGCAACAGAUUGCUGUUUGACUUGUAAAUGUAACAAGACGGUGCGAGGAGACAAAAACAUUCAGAGCAGACUUUGGCUGUCAGGGCAGAAACGAGAAAAAUACAAUUAUGCAUGCUUUAAUGGAGUCCUUAAAUUGAAAAGUGGCAGAAGAAGGUUCUGAGAAAAGGCACCUGGGUGUUUGGGGAGUAUAUUAGGGUAUAAAAAUCGAAAAUCACAGAUCUGUAUAUGGGCUGUCAAAAUUGUUCCAAAAUUACGUUGGAAUAUUUGCUCUAAAAAUAACACAUAGGUUCGAACAUAUUCAAAUAUCUAGCUUACACAGCUUGCACAUAUCUUUAUCUCGCUCCCUUUUUUUUCCAUUUACCGUGUCUGCCCAAAAUCCGAAGAAUUUACAAAUGGAGCUUCUAAAGUUCGUUGGCGUCCAGACCACUCUCUCCAAGUUUGGCUCUGAAAACAUCCCUCCAUCUCUCUCUGCAUGAGCCAUGGAUGGUUUUUGUUGAGUCUCACUGCCAGUACAUCACCUGUGACUUGUCCCUGACCUGUCAUCAUAGUGCACUCACUCACAAAGAUACCACUGGUUUUUUUUUCCCACUCAGUUUUUUCCUGCUCUUUGAUAUUAAUUUUCACAUUUGAAUCCCGUUUUUUUAAAUAUUCAAAUAUAUAUUUGAAUAUAGAAUAUUGGUUGACAGCCUCACUGUAUACUGUAUCAAUGCUUUUCAGCAUUGUAUUAGAAAUAAAUGAAAGAUAUCUUUGCCUUUUUACCCGUCGUUUUAAGUGCAGCAUUGACCAAACUGAUUUUUUAUGUUUGUAGCAUAAUAAUAAUUAAAAAAAAAAAUAGUUAUCAUCAUACCAGAGAUCUGAACUGACUACGUCGAUGGUUACCCCUCCAGCUCCUGGCUGUAGUAGACAUGAUAAGCUGAACAUAACUCUGUCCCUUCUGUAAAUGCUCUGACUACUGUUGGAACUCUCCUCCAUCCUGUCAAGUUGUGCCAUUGUUUUCUGAGUGCAGCUGGUUGCACUAGCUGUAAUCCUUCUUGUUUUGACACCAAAGGAAUUAACAUCAAGCUUCCUCUUUAUGCAGCGCCACUGCUGUGAAAACAGACCAUAGGUAGAAGAGAAUGAAAUCUCAAGAUGUUUUGAUUUUUGACAAGGUGGUGUGGAAAUGAAGUGAGAAGGAGUAGAGAUAAGGAGUGGGUUGUAAAAAAUUAAUACAAUGUUUUUUUUUAAUCAACUAUUUUUUUUUACCAUCAUUGUAUAUCUAUUAUUUUUAUAUUCAUCAUUUUAUUACUUUCCUAUUCCUUUGUUUCCAGUUUUAUGUUAGAUAAUAAAAUAAGAAAAACAAAGGCACUAGUAAUAAAAUGAGUUGUUGAAAAGUCAAGGAGAAAAAAAUGAAAUUUUUAUAUUGCUUCUUUUUUUUUUUUUUUACAUAAAAGCAGAACUUUUCCACAGAGAAGUUGCCACAUUAAAGUGUCACUCUGAAGUCACAGGGACUGUUUAUGUCUCUGAGCAGGUGAGUCAGAGUAAACCUGUUUUUUAUAAGAUGUAAGAUCUUACUUUUUUCUCUUUGUCACUUUUUUGUAUUUUAUUCUAAGUUGAAACCAGUGGAAAACCACCACUUCAGUAUGCACUCAGUCAAACCUCCCCUUUGCACUUUUUUCUUAGCUUUUUUUUUUUUUUAAUUCCACAUUCCUGAAUCGGCUCCACGACUGUAUUAUUCAAAAGCAGAGACAAGUUCCUCUGCUGAAGCGUGUGCAUCUCUGCAGAGGUUUUUCAGUUAUAAAUUCACAGAAAAGUGAGAGAGAGAAUAAGUGAGGAGGAGGGGGAGGCUUGAGCACAGGAUACUGGAAGCUUGCCCUUCCAAAGUUUGCACAGUGGAGACAUUUGAAGGUGCAGGUGCUCAUCAUGAACCCCAACAACGUAUCACUCCGCCUGAUGCUGCUCUCUGCUCACAUCUCCUCUGCAUUGCUCAGGGGCACUGAGGCUUCCCCUGGCAUACAGUAAUACAGCAUGUGAUAAUCAGUGCGCUGUAACUCUAUUCCUCUGCGCUUGUAGUCCUCUAGUGUGUGUGUGAGUCUAGUGUGUGUGGCUGCCUGUGUGUGUUCAAAAGCAUCAGGAACUUUGUAUCUGUUGUAUAUAAACCCACGAAGGCACAAAGGCAUAAAAUAUACACACAGCCAACUCCGUGUAUGUUUUUGUUCUUGUAUUCCUAUGCUUAUGGGGUCUUGAUAGGCCUGGCAUUGCAUGUGUGUGCGUGUGUGUGUGAAAGUUUCAUCCUCAUAUUAGCUGGUGUGAGAUAACGAGGAGUGAAGUGAAGACUCUUUGAAGACUGUCUUUAAAAGAGCACGGCAGAUCAUACACAUUGUGGGAGCCGCGCGCGUGUGUGAGUGUGUGUGCGUGUGUAUGUGUGCGUGUGUUUAAGUAGCUUGCCACAUUUCAGUCUGCUUUAACUUACACAUCAAGGUCUCGCCUCUUGAUUAGCCCCUGAGGCGUCUCCCUGACUUUCACCCUGUAUAUUUGAAAGUUUACAAAGUUCUUCCUCCAUUUGGUGUCUUUAAAAGCUGUCACUGUUAGUUUGCUCAUCACUGAUAGCUCUCUUUUUUUUCUCUUGUGGAGUAGAUACUGUGUAAUUUGAUCCAGAUUCAGCAUUGUAUUUAGCUGAUGCCUUACAGUGAAAACUAAUCAUAACUGCAAACUUCAUCUACGAUAAUCAUCUGUGUCUUCAGCAUCCACUCAUCUGGGCAGAAACUUACAUAUAUCAAGAUUUCUUAAAGAAUGAUUAAACACUGUAACCCUUACCAAUCAGCACCAGAAUUAACAGUUGGUUGAAGUAUCUAUCAAUAUUAUUAAGAUAAAGAACACGUAAAAGCUCUUGAGUUACCUUUAAUUCAUUGUUAAAAGCAUUUAUUCCUUUAAUAAUUGUAAUGCAAAGUCGAUAAUUUGAGAAUGUUGGUGAUAAAUCUGUAGUAAAUGACUUAACAGUCGUAGAGUACGGGCGUGUAGAAUAUAGUGCUAAUUUGUGCUUUAAAAUAAAUAAUUAAAAGCUAAAAUGCUGCUUAUAUACAAAACCCAAUUCCAUUGAAGUUGGGAAAUUGUGAUAAACGUAAAUAAAAACAGAAUACAAUGAUUUGCAAAUCAUUUUCAACCCAUAUUCAUAUAAAUACACUAUAAAGACAAGAUAUUUAAUGUUCAAACUCAUACACUUUAUUUUUUUUUGCAAAUAAAAAUUAACACAUGACAAAGAAGCUGGGAAAGGAGGCAAAAAAUACUGAGAAAUUUGAGGGAUGCUCAUCAAACACGUAUUUGGAACAUCCCACAGGUGAGCAGGCUAAGUGCGAACUUUGUGAACAACUGCGUGAGCAAAUAGUCGAACAGUUAAAGAAUAAUGUUUCUCAAAGUACAAUUGCAAGGAAUUUGGGGAUUUCGACACCUACGGUCCAUAAUAUCAUCAAAAGGUUCAGAGAAUCUGGAGAAAUCACUGCACGUAAGCGGCACGGCCAGAAACCAACAUUGAAUGCCCGUGACCUUCGAUCCCUCAGGCAGCACUGUAUCAAAAACUGACAUCAAUGUGUAAAGGAUAUCACCAUAUGGGCUCAGGAACACUUCAGAGAACCACUGUCAGUAAAUACAGUUCGUCGCUACAGCUGUAGGUGCAAGUUAAAAUUCUACUAUGCAAAGCGAAAUCCAUUUAUCAACAAUAUCAGAAAUGCUGCCAGCUUCUCUUGGCCUGAGCUCAUCUAAGAUGAACUGAUGCAAAGUGGAAAAGUGUUCUGUGGACUGACGAGUCCACAUUUCAAAUUGUUUUUGGAAAUAGUGGACGUCGUGUCCUCCGGGCCAAAGGGGAAAAGAACCAUCCGGACUGUUAUCGACGCAAAGUUAAAAAGCCAGCAUCUGUGAUGGUAUGGGGUGCAUUAGUGCCCAAGGCAUGGGUAACUUACACAUCUGUGAAGGCAACAUUAAUGCUGAAAGGUACAUACAGGUUUUGGAGCAACAUAUGCUGCCGUCCAAGCAACAUCUUUUUCAUGGACGCCCUUCCUGCUUAUUUCAGCAAGACAAUGCCAAGCCACAUUCUGCACGUGUUACAACAGCGUGGCUUCAUAGUAAAAGAGUGCGGGUACUCGACUGGCCUUCCUGCAGUCUAGACCUGUCUCCCAUUGAAAAUGUGUGGCGCAUUAUGAAGUGUAAAAUACGAUGGAGACCCUGGACUGUUGAACAACUGAAGCUGUACAUCAAGCAAGAAUGGGAAAGAAUUCCACCUUCAAAGCUUCAGCAAUUAGUCUCCUCAGUUCCCAAACAUUUAUUGAGUGUUGUUAAAAAGAAAGGUGAUGUAACACAGUGGUGAACAUGCCCCUGUCCCAACUACUUUGGCACGUGUUGCAGCCAUGAAAUUCUGAGUUACUUAUCAUUUGCCAAUAAAAAAAAAAAAAAAUUAUGAGUUUGAACAUUAAAUAUCUUGUCUUUGUAGUGUAUUCAAUUGAAUAUAAGUUGAAAAGGGUUUGCAAAUCAUUGCAUUCUUUUUUUAUUUACGUUUAUCACAAUUUCCCAACUUAAAUGGAAUUGGGUUUUGUACAUGUUUACAAGUAACACAUCAAUAGUUCCCCGAUCUGAAGUGUUACCUUUCUAUUAUUGUCGGCCUGAAAUGUGGCUUAGUGUGUAUAAGCUGCUACAGCUACCUGCCACUAGGGUCACUAGUGCAACAUAGACAGCCAUACUGCAAAAGAGCCAGCGCAGAUGACAGACAGCAUCUAGUAGUGCAGUGUAGUUAGGCAGUAUUUUGAUCUGGUUGUUUGUAGGCAACAGGAACGUUAUGUUAUGUUAGACCAACUUUUCCCAAUUUUGACUUUUUCUUCAACUUUCUCUCCUUUAGAUAGUUGACUGAUUGAAUCUAAAUUCCCACAAUAAUAACAGAGAAAUACGAUUUUUUUUGGACCUACAACUAUCUACAGAGAUCAAAAUAUCUCACUGCCCCAAAACUGAUUUUAUGAUUCGUUUUCUACACUUGCUGAUAACAUUAAAACAAAAUCAACAUGAAAUUGUAGAAGUUGUCUUAAAGUGAUAAAGUUAUGAUACAAAAGGAGCCUGUCCAAUAAUCUUUUAUUCAGAUCAUCUUAGCCAGUAUGCCGAAGGUAGCAGUGUCACAUGCUUCUUAUAAACUUCCCAACUUACUACAUAAGAGAAAUAGAUUCCCCUUAUAAGCUGCCAAGACCAUGAGCCACAUACUGAGUUGUUUUUCUGUGUAUCAAUCAUCAGAGCCGUUACAUAACAGGAGGAUGUAGUGACAGAAAACAGUUGAUCCUGAUUUGCCUGUACAGCAGUUUGGGAACUAUCCAGAUACCUACAGGAAACUUUCAUAAGCUUCUGCAGGAGAAAACAAGGCCUUACCUCUGAAGCUAGUGUCAUCUAUUCUGCACUUAAGACUUUUUAAUUUAAUCUACUUAAUGCGAACUAACAUAAGCACAAAAACCUGUUCUUUAAUUUUGGCUAAUAAUAGCAAAAUAUCCAUUCAUUCAUCCAUUUUCAGUACUCCCUAUUCCAUUCAGGGUCUUUGGGGGGAUGGACCUAUCCCUAUCCCACCUGCCACUGGGUAAGACAUGUUGCAAACCCUGGACAGGUUAACAGUCCAUCAAACUGCAAACAAAGUGGACAAGAAUCUGGAUACACUCACAGUCAGAACCACAACCCAGAAACCAUGCUGUUGGACUGUGAAAGGAGCCACCAAGAGAGCAUUUUUUUUACAACACACACACACACACACACAGAAAGAAAGAGCUUUUUGUUGUCACCAUGCUGUCCCCAUUUCCACAUCGUGUUCUGGAAACUGUUAAGCGUGCAAGUCUGAAAUCUUAAUGACUUUUAAAGCUUUGCACAAAGACCUUUUUUCAGUGUUGGGUUAUAAAAGAGGAGCACCAUAACAUUCUUCUUCUUAAUUUUAAUCAUUGAAAACCUAAAUGUUUGGGUUCAACAAACUGUAGGGAAAUAUUGACAUUGUAAUAGUUCUUCUGUGUGUGUUCAAUGUUUGCCAACUGUCUUUUACGCCUCCCCUUUUUGAUGCAUUUUUAAUGACUGCAUCUGUGGAGAAGUGCUUUGAGUCUGAGGAAUAUUUGUUUACUUUCCUUCUAUAUUUCAUUCAUAAGCUCAGUUUAUCCUUGUGAAUAUACUUACAUUUUAAAAUCAAAGACUUCUGUAAGAGAGACUUUUACUUUUCUAGUUAAUAAGGGAUAUGAAUGAAGUGAUCUGAAGAAGCACCUGAAGAGGGGAUCAAAAAGAUGACAACUUUUCAUCCCUAAGUUCCAGAAGUGUGAGACAGAGGAGACUUCAGUGGGACUGUUUGCAGUCCAGUUCGUGCUUUGUCUUCCCAGUUUCACAGAAGCGACUGUGAUGUGUUUUGAUCAGUGUCACAGCGGGUCGGUGCACAGGCCAGCAUAUCACAGACGUCUUCCUGCUGGUCACACCAACACAUUCAUAUGUGUGCGUGUGCAUACGCGUGUGUGUUUGGUGGCAAAUGAGGAGAGGAUCCCACAGAGCCUGCAGAGACAGAACAGACAUCCUCCAGUCAUUAUCCUCUGGGAGGCUCAGCCCGAUGUGGGCACAGCUACGUGUGACACACACACACACACUGCCCGGACACUCAGUGGGAUUUUCCAGUCAUUUAUCUGCACGCUCAGAUGCAAACACACACAUGCGCAGUGUCUCCAUGCCUGGCAGGAUUUUAGAGUCAUUUAGCACCAAUCUCAGAGAGAGCCUGGCUUUGAUUCGGAUCAAUGUUUGAGGCUCUGCUGGUGAUGGAGGGAGGACAGGAAAAGGCCGUCCUGAAAGUGGAAACAGAUUUGAAAUAUCUGGGCAAAGAUGUGCAAGACUGACCAGUGUAAGAGUGAAAAUACCAGAGUGGAGAGCAAAACAAGCAGGUGAAAGAUAAAAUGGGAGUAAAGAGGGAACUCUUAGAAAUACUCCAGAAAGACGUUGGUGCAGCAGCAGCAGCACGUCAGAUCAGCGAUGUAUGCAGAGGAACAGCAAGGUCAGGAUCUGUCCAGCUGCUAGUUGAGACCUCUGAAACUUUAAAUGCUGUUAUUUUCCCCUCCAGCAAGGCCAACCACUGAGGCGCACACACACGCACACAGACGUAUAUAUCCACAGUCUCACUGUGGAGUACAGGCAGAACGGGCUUUAGGUCUAAUACCAGGGGAGUUACUCCUGAAGUGAAAGUCUGUCCGUCAGAGUAGAGAGAGGGAGCAGAAGAGUGAAACAGACUGAGAGUGAAGAAGGAGGUAGAAUCUGAGAGGGGAGCAAAAGUGAAGUGAAAAGUGCUGAGAAGCAGCAGAGUGAUUGACGGAGAUUUAGAGACAUCCCUGCUCCUGUGUACCUGAGCAUUUUCCUCCCUUUAUUCAUAAAGACAGUCCUCCACCAUAUAGAGCUGCACCUGUAUCCUCUGUUUUCUGGUCAUUUUUGAAUCUAAGUGUCUAAAAUCAUGCCAUUUACAUGCUUUUGUCAGCUAUUCAAGCUGUUGAACUCCUCAGCCCCUGUCAGCCUACGGAGGCAGUAUUAGUGGGAGGACUUGCUGAUGAGAUGUCAGAUGUCAUACUGUAAGACCCUCCAAAAUUACCCUGUGCAUCAAGAUUGACAGUCCUUCUCCUGCAUGAAGGGUAUUAAUUUACACUUUUUACUUUAGUGGUUAGUCUAUAAUUUGGGACUUUGGUCUCUUGAGUUGCUGGCAGUCGUGACAUUUAAGCCAGUGAGCUGGAGCCUGGACUAAGGUCCUUUCUGCUGUCCAUCAGUGGACAGUUUACAGAUGAUUAAGUGCUGGGUUUUUACAGAGUUUGUCUAAUGGGCAGACGACAGGGGGUCAGCCAAUCCAGGGCCCAUGAGCACAGUUAAAGUAGACAGUAACAUGUAUGAGAGAUGACGUACAUAGAUGAUUUAAAGCUACUAUGAGGAGUUUUUUUUUUUUUUUAUGUUUAUGAAAAAGACUGAAAUUCAUAUUGAAGCCUUUUCAUGAUAUCCAAAGCAAACAAGACCGCCAGAUUGAAGAUAUUUCAAUCAUCAUUUUUCAUACCUGAAAUCAGUGCGAGGGCGUAGGCUGCUGUCAGCCUCCUAUUUCCCUUAAGUUUAACUCAAAGUAAGACCCUGUAUUACCUGAUAUUAAAAUGUCAACUCUAGAGAGGUCAACAUAGUUGACUUUUUUAUUUAGGAGUGGAUAGAUGUGUGAUCUACCGUCAAGUAAAGGCUAACCAAUGCAUGAAGUAUAAUAAACCAUUAAUCACUCUUCACUUGAAAGGUGGUUUGACUUGCCUAAAGAAAUUUUUUCGAGAGGGGUCUGGCUGCAGACCUCCACUGUGAGGACCCGAAGUAACGUUUUUUCUCACACACUCCAGUUUGUAUGAAGUGGUCAUCCGGAUUUGUAUUUUCUCUUUGUUGAACACAUAAAUAUACAAAAAAAAUCAUAUUAAGAUUUUAUACAUAAAAUAAAGCCCCAAGAAAUAAAAUAUAUUCACACAAGACAAAAAAAAAACAUACGUCCCAGUUUAAUCACUUUUAAUUUGAAAGGCUUCAAAUCAUCUUCCGACAAAAGAAAAAUGUAUAUUUACUUUUAUCUUUUUUAACUCUCAUGUUGUUUAUUCUUUUAUUUUCUCUCUCUGUAUCUGUACUAUGCCGCUGUAAAUUUGAAAUUUCCUCCCAUGGGACUAUUGAGGGAACAUCUUAACUUAUAUUAUCUUUAUUUUGAAAGGCUUCAAAUCAACUUUCAGUCUGCUCAGUGGUGGUGAAUCCUCACGGAGGAGGUCUGCAGCUCGGCUGUCUAGGAUUUUCAGAUCCAGUUUACAUUAAAAAUGGUUCUUUGGUGUACACUUUAAAAUAUCAAAGGUUUUGAGCGGACACACACACACACACACACACACACACACACACAAUAACAUAGAGAGGAGGAGGGAGGGAGAGGAUCAUACUGGAAUAAAACUCGCAUUAACUAAUGUCAUUUAAAAAUUCAAAAAUUAAUGACAAGAAACAAUUACUUAAAAACUGAGGGCAUAAAUAUCAAAUGUGACUCUUGAACUUACAUUUACAUUCUGCAUUGAACUGAGCGCAGUAUGAUUAUUCUAUGUAUUGUGUAUUUCUGAUAUAUUGCAAAGUGAGUAUUUGAAAGGAUUAAUUUACACAGGUCUGAUUUCUUUAUUCUGAAAGUUUCAGUAGCUUUGGUUAUUAAUUUGUUUUACAGAACAAAAUUUCUGUCUUGGCACUACCUGAUGUUUCUGUCAGGCUCGUCCUCUAGUUUUCCCCCUCGUGUGAAAGUAUUUGAGUGAAAGUCCUGAAAAAAAUCACAGUAAGUCUAAGUAUCGCUCUUGCCUUUCAGAAACAUAUAUCAGUUACUUGUGACGAGGGAGAAAUGUUGGACGGCACGUUUAAGCAGGACAGUGCUGCUCUUGAUUUAUGUAGCCGUCGAUUUUUGUAGACUCACAGAGGGAUUGCGUCCCAUUUUUAGAAACUCUGUUGUGAUUCAAAAAUGUCCGAGUUUUAUUGAGCAGGAGCCUCUGUGCUGAUUCUUUGGCAUGCUUAGUGUGCAAGUUUGAUUCCCUGCAGGCAGCCGGCGAGAAGAUAAGACAGAGAGAGAGAGAAAAUAGUUUCAUCAAGUUUUGAUAAGUCCAUUCUGAAAGAAAAAACCCUAUCGACAGCAGUGAUACACUGAUAAUAAAUCAGUCUGUUGUAGAUUUGAAUGCACACUGACUUUUGCUGAACCAGUGAAUCACAGCAGUAUAAAACCUCGUAUUGAUUUCUUUUUCCUUUUACCUUCAGUCUUAUUGUUGAUUGAACAGGAGUCAUGCCGGUACAAAGAUCACAGCGGCUCGGCUACUCAGCCAGCAGAUAACAAUGUAGAUAAACAAACUGAAAGAAAAUAAAAAGAGAAGGCUGAGGACAAAAGCUUGCAUUGAAGAACAGAAAAAUAAAUAAAUAAAUAAAAACAUGCUGUACAUGUACAGACAUCUGCAGGCUGUCAUGAAAGGGUGUUAAAUGUGAAGGAUAGCGAGACGUAUAUGGGAAGACCUUGAUAAACACUGGGCAUAGAAAAAGCAAAAUAAAAUAGAAGUUAAGUGGAGGAGAGAGCUGAAACAUGACUGGAGAGCCAAGAAAGGAGAAAUGAUUAGGUCUAAAGUGAAAGCUAAGAUUAAAUGUUGACAUGUAGAAGCAAGGGAUUGGUGCAAGUCAAACAAAUAAUGGAACAGGCUUCCUUGAUAGGCUGUAUGAAAAGGAAAAAUGAGCCCAGGUCUGACCGACGGUGCGGAGCUGGAGAGACUUUUCAAGAAAACAAACCAGGAAAAUGAAUGAGACACAAACAGAGGAGGAAAAUCAACUGAAAAUAUGAGUAGUCAGAGGGAGAAGAAGCUCUGAAAACAUGAUGGCGGAUGCUGAGAAAUUGAAAAAGCGAGGGAGAAAAUAAAAUGUGGGGAUGCGCAGAAAUGAGGAGGAAAAGAUGUAGACGAAAGAUUGCAGCUUAACAGAAGAGGAAGAACGAUGCUGGAGAGAGAGGAAAGACUCAGACGGAUGGGCAGGUGAGAGAUAGAGGGGAUGUGUUGUCAGAAGGGAGGAUCUGGAGGGAAAGAGCGAAAAAGGCAGGAUGUGUGGAUCCUGUGAGGAGAAAAGUGGUCAUGGAGGAAGGGCUGCAGAUGGACAGAGGAUGAAAAGAUGCAGAGGGAGAGAAAAAGAUGGCAGGCCCCUCAGUGGUCAGCACUAAUGAAGAAGAAUGAGGGUCUUCAGCUGCUCUCUGGACCUGUUACUGACCACACACAUUAACACUUUAUUCCACUUAAGGAUCCUUAAUUAUAAGGCGAUGAGGAAGUAGUCAAACUUCACUUUCACUCUUUGCUAUGCUUGAAUAACAUCACAAAGUGUGGUGGAGCUUCUUUAAACCAGAGCUAAUUAGGGAACAGAGUUUUUCUCACUUUUUAUAUUUGUUCUAAAGGGAAAUGUCUCAGAUUAAUAAAUCAGGCAUGGGAGUUACACAGCAAGCUUCUGAAUGAGUGUGGGUUGUUGCUUUAAUUGGGGCUAAAGUCAUGCAGUAUUUCCACAUCCUCCUUCAAAGUGCAAAACUUUUACUCCAAAGCUGAUGCGCCACAGAGCAAACAGCGCUUUUCAUCCUUUGACAUGCUGUUUGUGGAUCCGUGCUUUGACUGUUUUACCUCUCUGCCCACUCGAGAAAACAGGUACGAACCUCAGAAUAAGACACACAUACCAAAAAAAAAAAAUAAUAAUAAUAAUCUAAGCAAAAUUUUCAGGGUUAGUUCUCUAAGGUUUUUUUUUUCUUUUUACAGAGAAAUAGUUUAAAAAGGUGACUUCUGUUUGAAGCACAUUUUUGUCAGAUUCUUGUUUCUCUUCUUCUCGUAGUUGAAGGUCUGUUUGUGCCUCAUUAGCUGUGACUGCCUACAGACAAGGAAAAAAAAAAACAUCUGAGGAAUGCUUGAACUUUUCUUCCACCCCAGCUCACAGUGGUGAACAAAAGUUGAUUAAGAUUUGCAAGCACACGCAGUGGUAUGAUAUAUAGCUUAGUUUUAAACUAGAAGUUUGGAGACUGUUUUUUACAAAGUUUGUUUGUCAGCAGUUUGACAGAAAAUGACUGACCCAGUUUUGAUGAAAUCUUGUGGGUGAAUGUAGCUUAAAAAUAUCUGAUCUAUUCAGAAGUUUCAUCGCAAUUUAUCUUAAGAGAAGCCAUAAUAUGCCACACCAUAGACUGUACAUACUAUGGACAACUUGGCUCCGCCUUCCAUCAUUAUAUGAAUUUGAAGCCAAAUUGCUCUCUGCAUUCCCUGGAUUUUCUCCACUUCCUGAAACCAACAUUACACAGUAGUGUUGUACACACUCCACCACUUGCGCAGUAGCAUUGUACACAUUUGGCGGGAGAGUCGCCAUGAGUCGCUGUGAUGACGCUUGGCUCAAACAACGUAUCUCCCUGGUGAGCUACGCAAUCUUUGUACGCCCAUUGGCUAUAUCAAGUGUCAAUCAUAGGGCGAGAUAAUGGAAUAACAAAGUUAGUAGAUUUAUUCAACGGCUCUGCCUUGAUGUCAUUUAGUUAGUUGAGACCUCUCAGAUUGAGAGAGCUCUUUCACUUGGCCUAUCAUCAAUUAAAAGUUUCAGUGAAUUUGGAAAAAAAAAAUCUUGCUGUAAGUGACAAAACUGGAAGCCAAAACUGGAUGAUUAUGAUCUGUGGUCCCUCUGGAGGCACUGCAUUAAAAACAGACAUGACUCUGGAGUGGAAAUUACUGCACGGGCUUCAAACCACUUUUAAAACACAUUGUCCAUGGACUAAAUUAUCAACGCAUCCACAAGUGUGAGCUAAAACUGCGCUAUACAAAAAAAGGAAACCAAAGAUAAACAUAGGCCAGGAUUGACCCAGACUCUUCUGAACCAGUUUUAAAUGGACUGAGGCAACAUUGGACAUUCUUUUUUCAGGGAAUACUGCAGAAAGUGGUAAAAAUCUUUGCUGCUUUUAAAAGGUCUCAAAUUUUUUGUUGGGAUAGGAUAUGUGCACUUUGUCGUCGACUGAAAGUGUUCUUGGAUAUUGAGUUAUUAUUUAAGCAUCCUGGCCUUUGCCAGUGUAUUUCUGUGUGUUUGUUGCACCUACUGAAGAGUUUGUCCAUGGUUUCUGACUCACUGAAAAACAGACAAAUUAGAGAGAUGAAGUUUAAGUGGAAAAUACAAACACAUACCUGGGCAAGGCCAUGAAAACUCAUAUGAACCGGUGUGCGCCACAGGUAAAAACGUCACAGUUCCAAGAGCUCUAAUUUGUGUCCUUGGGCAAAAAUGAUUUAUGAAAGAAAUAUUUGUGGUUCAUCAACAUAGACGGGAAAUGGGCUUUAACAAAGUACACAAAAACACUCAGGAGGGGUGUUGACUGAAAAACUGUCUACGAUGAAGAAAAAUUGUUAUUCUGGAAAUCUAAGGCUGUGUGUCCAUUGGUUUAACGUGUCACUGUUACAUGCACACACAUGUACGUCAGGACCUAACUCAGCACUGAGGGUGUUGUGAAAAAGUUAUCAGUUGGUUUAUCUGAUUGUUUAUCAGUUUGUUUUUGCUGUUGCCUCUUUUUUUUAUCUAUCUUUAAUGAACCUUCCAUCAUCCGUCAAUUUAGUUUUUUCUGCCUCUGCUUUCUGCUUUCUCUAAACCAACACCUUUCAUCUAGCUCCAUGUUUGUUUGUAACACUCUCUCCUUUGUCUCGGUCUCCUCCACUCUUUUUUGUCUCUCUUGUUUCACUCGCUCUUCUCCUCUCUUGUUUUCCCUCUUCAAAACCCUUGUCUUCUUUCUCUCCGCCACUUCCUUCAUUCCUCUCUCCCUGCUCUGCAGUUGACUUAUUGAUUUCAUUUUCAUACUGUUGGCAGUUGUUCCCGCUGUCAUAAACCAUCAGCGUUGCCUCCUUUCAAACAAGCAUUGAUCGUUGUACGGCUGAUCACAACCAAUCACCACCGAGCAUCAUUAUCUACUCUCUGUCUCGCUCUUUUGUCGUUUGUCUGUGUUGUGUUGUUUGCCGUGUUGGUUAUAGUUUUUAAUCUUGUGAUUCUGUCCUCCUGUAACAAAAAAAAAAACAAGCUUGUAUAUUUUGGUCGUGAAUGAAGCCUCUUCUUUGUGUUCUUGGAAAAACAGCUCACUCAGAGGGCUUUCAAAUAAAACUGCUUCGCAAAAAAAUCAUUACAAAAAAAUCUGAACAUUUGGGCCUUUUGUUGCAAAAAAAAAAAAGAAAACACUAUUAUUCUGUUUUUUUUGUUGUUGUUUGUAAAACUACUUUGAAAGUGAAUGCACAAACCAGAGGUCUAAAUAGGCCCAGAAGGAGGCAUCAGCACCCUGCAUGCAUUUGACAUAUUUAUUCCAGAAAGCAAUUUAGCAACAACAGAAAUGAUAAAUACACAUGCCAGGUACCAAUCAGAGAGGAGACGCAUUUAUGGACUUGACAAUUGACAUAGUUAACAGUAGAGCAGUUUCUAAGGCCAGGAACAAGAUUAUUACUUUAUCUGUUGUACUCUCUUUGAUAUUUGAGCAUGAUUCAGGGUCUAAAAUGGACGUGAGUAGGUGCUGCAAAGUUUGAGUCCCUCACCGUCAAUUAUUUUUUUCAGUUUUCUUCUCACUUCUACAGUCAACAUAAUCUAAACAGGGCUUUUAAGUCCCACUUCAAUCAUGUUCUAUUAUUAUUUCAAAUGUUCUCAGUGGUCUUUAAAUUGUGAUUAUGAAGUUCUUAGCCAAAAUCAUAUUACCUGUGUCAUUUUCAAGGGCUUUUCUUCUGCAGAGCUUCAAUAGAUCAUUAACAAUUUGCCUCUGAGUCGUGGGCAGAGACAGUGCUGCUCUGCACACUCCUCUUCAUGCUAGCUUGCAGCCUAACGUUGCCAGUGUAGUAGAAGAAGCAGGUAACAUAGGAGCUAUUUAGCUCUCAGACACUAAUGUCUUUGGCUUUCUUACGAGCAUUGCAAUCCACUACUGCACAUGCUUGCUCAGUGAUUGUCCUCUCUACUCUGAAUCUGGCCUGCAUAGUGAGACGCUGGAGUUGUAACAUAGGAAAUCUCACUGUGUCUGAACCUGCCGUUUGGGUCUGCCAGAGAUUCACAGCGAUUUAAAUGCAGAAAUACUCAGAUAUGCAAUUUUGCUCUUAGUUUUCUCUUGAUAUGUCCUCUCGCGUCAGAAAAAUGCCACAUGAACAUGUAGACAACAAGAAAAACACAAUUUUCAUCAGAGUGGGUCUUUAACUUGCAACUUCUUCGGACCCAAAAUUUAAUCUGAGACUUCAAAUUAUAUUUGAGAUUAUUAAUGUGAGUGUAAAAAAGUUCUUUUUUAUUUUUUAUUUUAUUUAUUUAUUUUUUUACACAUAUGCGAAAACAACCAACAACAUUAAUGUAAUUGUACACAAACUCACACAUCUUACUCAAGGAUACCCCUAGAGGGUGCACCAGGAAGCUCAGGCAGUAUUAAGUGAUGCAAACCAGGCAUGUCAGAAGUCAGGAAAGUUACUGUUAUACUAAUUCUGGGUCUCAAGUGAGCAACAAGUUCUCGAGCCAGCUCAGGCGGCUAAGGCAGUCAGCUAGAGCACACCAUCAGCUUCAGCCCUGCUCAAUUGUACCAAAAAUCUCCUCCAUGCUGAGACGUAACAGUCCCAGACAUGUUCAUUAAGUUUGGCAGGUUCCCACAUCAACUAAAAGAUUAAAUUUAUCCAGCAUAUAGUAUGUUGCUUAGCAGUGGCAGUGACACAUAGUAAAGAUGUGGGUAACUGCAGACUCAGUGCAUUGGUCUUUAAGACUUUCAGACAUUGUUACUGCUCCUGUUCAUUUAUUUACACACUGCUCUUUGCAUCCUGGUUGCUUUAGUUCACUGAAAUUGAGGAGUGUUAGUCCUGGCAAGUCAGACAGUCAAGCCCAACCCACAGUAAAUUAGCUGAUUCUGAAUCAAGCCCAAUCAGCUCACAGAUUGUGCACAUUCAGUUGGCAAAUGUAUAAAUAGGUGCUAUUUUUAAGCUGCUCUCUCUCACUGCUUCCAUUUCAGUUCUAUUUGCAACCCUCCUCCACUCCAGCUCCUCUUUUUUAUGCUGUUUCUAGUUUUACUCGAGUCAGAUGUAUUGUCACCGAUGCUCUCAUCUGUCUCUGGGGUCCAUGCUGCUGCUCUCCCUGCCUCAGCUUUUAAAUUAUGCGCAUGAAAUCCUUCCAUCAGACUCUGGAAGUCCACAUACACAUGCGCAGCCAGGUGUGGCACGUAUAACUUUGUUCAACAUUAUUUUUAAAAGAUUUUCAGAGACAUCACUUUCUGUGUCUCUGUCACCUCUCAUUUUGUCAGCCCCCCCCACUCCACUCUCCCCCUGUCCCUCCAUUAUUUCUCUUGUCUGGUCUUUUGUUGCAGUGCAGUGUUCGAUCGAACAGCACAACAAGCUAUAUCUGGAGCCUCUAUUCCCUCUUCCAUCUGGCCCGUAGCCCUCGGACACCUUAAAGCUUUCAACUGAGGGGAGAGUCAGGGGGUAUGAAGACGUGAAGGAGGAGGUGGAGUUCAGGGUACUAACAACUGCAUUUUUGUGAGCUUUUGUAACCCUCCUUCGCUGUAUCCUGACCUUUCUGAGCACCUCCACGCCUGUCGGCUCGCGCCAGGAGACCCCCUGCUCUCACUGCCUUUCUGCGUUCUCUGAUGGGGGUCCUGAUAAUAAUCCACCUCGGCCCUGUAUUGUGUUCUGUUGAAAGCCACCACGGCUGCAUAAGCAAUCGACACUCUCUUUAUUUCGGGCACAUUUCACAGUGAUACUCAGGUCAGCAUUUUAUCGCCCUCGCUCCCUCGUGCGCUUGCAAGAGUUUUUGUGGAGCCCAGACCACCUGCUGGGAUAAGAGGGGGACCACAGCAGUGCUCGUAGGUGGGUUUUAUACUGGCUUUUGUUGCCAUGAGGCAGUCGCAAUAUUAUCGGAACAGUCCACUACUUAGAAGCUUCUCUUUUGUGUCCCAUCCUCACUCAAUCCAUGUGUCCCCACCCCCUCUUUCUCUUCAUGAGUUGAGGCUUGCUUCUCCUUUGUGCUCUCUCUCAUUUUCAACCCGCACACCCAGAGGGAUCGAUUUUUUUUUUCUUCUCUGGCCUUUUUGUAAAUAAAUAAAUACCAUUGUGUUAUUGCCUGCUCCCAGAGCUGUGAUGACAAGUUCACUCCACAUCAAACUUUAAAAAAGCUUUUUUUUAAAGCUAUACUUCAGUUAUUCACAAUAAUUUACGUGGCAAAUGCUCCAAGGGCAGCUACUUAUUUGUUUAGCUGCUCCUGCAACACAAAGUACAAACACCUGUUGAUGAAUUUACAGAGAGAAAAGAUCUCGAAAGAUCUCUGGGAUCAACUCCUUAUAUACCUUGUGGACAUCUGAACCCUUACAGCCACUAUGCUUUGUUCUCAGUCUCUGUUUUGUCCAUCAGUAUACCCUUCAGUUCAGGUAUGAGGUUUUUUCAUUCAUCAGUCCAACUAAGAUCUCAUCCCCAGACUGGAUCUGCCGUUGCCUGUCUAUUUCUGUAACUUUGUGCAACCAAUUACCUGACAUCCACGGUCGCUUCACACUGUGAAUGACCUGUUUUCAGGAGGUGAGAGAGCAGCCGGGGUUUGAGACAUCUCUACUCCUCCAGUUGUUUCUAAACUACUUGUGACUCUUGGAAAGUGAUCACUUUACAGGUUCAGAAAUAGAGACUGUCUGAAAAUGUGCACUGUUGACACCAGAUUGAAACAAUAUCAAAUCUUCGCUUCUCUACAAAAGGAGGUUUCAUCAUCCACACACAGAGGCUUUUGAGCUACUUCUACCCCAGUUUCCCCCCAGUAUAAAUCAGUAAUUAGAAUGAACAAGGGAAUUUACAUGUAAUACUUUUCCCAUCUUAACCUUUAAUCUUUUAGAUAAUACAAUAUUGCGUGGAAAACUUUGCUCCACCACUUUAACUCCAUGGUAUUAACAUAAAUGGCAAAGCAAGGCAUAGUAGUCCCAUCCUGAUCAAGUGGUAUGGGAGCCCCAUUAAAAUGUAAUCGGUUUUUCCUCAAUUUUGAGUGUCUAAACCAUGGACUGUAUAUACUAUAGACAACUUGGCUUCGCCGUGUGUCAUUAUACAAAUUGGAAGCUGAAUUGCUCUCUGCAAAUCUGGUAUUUUCUCAAUUUCCUGGAACCACCACUUGCGCAGUAGCAUUGUAUGCAUUCAGCAGGAAAGUCACUGUUAUGGUGCUAGACUCAAACAGCAUAUUCCCUGGAUGAGCUAUGCAAUCUUCGUAUGCUCAUAGGCUGUAUCAAGUGUCAAUCAUAGAAAACAUGAACCCCCUUAUAACUUUUGAAAAUGGAGCGGCACAGAAAAAAAGAGGACUUGAGCACAAACUAAUCUUACAAUAACUACAUGUCAACAUCGCAAGCAGGGGGGAGAGAAAUUUAUAUUCUGUGCAAUUUAUUUCUAAAGUUUGUCCACAACUCCAUAGGGGUUGCUGGAGGAGGCAGGAUUUAUGACCUAUACUGCAGCCUGUCACCAAAGGGUGCUGUUCUCAGGGUGGCUUCACCCAGCGAGGAGGCCAACAGUGUCCAUUUUAUAUACAGUCUGUAGUCUAAACAUGCACAAAACCUCACUAAAAUGGACACAGGAAUCAGGCCUGGAGAAAUAAAUACAAUAAUGGGAUCUAAAUAUAAGUUGGCCAAAUUGGUGUUGUAGUGCACGCAGUUCAAAAAAUUCAGCCUCCAGAGGCUGUUACACCUACAGACAUGCAAGUUGGUACUCAUAUCAGGCAUUGUGAAACUUUACAUAAACAGCUCUUAAUGUUAUGGUGAAACGUCAACAGGAAGUUUAAAAAGUUGGAAAGAAAUGGUGGAAAUUUCUAUGGCAAGCCUUGUUGCGUGUUUCGUCAAGAAACAGGGAGUUGUUUGUUUCUUAGGUGUGCAUUCUCCAACUGGACUCAAACAUGACUUCUCUGAUUUAAGGGUCCAGGGCUGAACACAUUAACAUGGUAAUAUCCCAGUUGUAGCGCCCCCCAGCAGUAACAGAAAAAGGCUGUACUGUCACUCAAUGAGCUAUAGUUCUGAGACCAUUUCACAAAUUUAUGCCACAUUCGCUUAGAAACCUUUGACACAUCUGUCUUGUUGAGAACCAAAAUCAUCGAGAACCAAGAUCUGUGAAAUUUGGAUAGAAAAAAAUAAUAAAAAAACAUUUCAUCUCAACUCUCAGAAGUUCAUUGAAGAGCUUUUAAAAUUGUCUUCGCAGUAUGUAAUGCGCAAUUUUUUUUAAAUUCUGCAUUUAUAUUAUUUUGAUUACGCUAAACCAUAAAUCCUGAUCCUGAAGUAUGUAUAAAAUAUAUCAGCUUUCAGGCAAAUUGAACAAUAUUUUAACUAUGCUUCCUGCUUGUGCAACAAAAUCAUUUCCUGCUAACAUUUGCUUCAAAUCACCUCAAACCGGAUUUCAUCGAUAUAUGGUUUUUAGACUAAUUGAAAAAGUAUUAACAGAUGAACUGAUGAUAAACACAGUCACCAUUUUAAUUUCAGUUUAUUUGAUUGAAGUGGAAGGUGAUUAUCAUCUCGGUUGCCUCAUUUGAACCACGUUUGUACAGACAAUCUGCAGUACGUGUUCUCCACAUUCCCCUCCAUCUCCAUCCCUCCAUCCCUCAGCAGUGGAGUGGGCAGGCCUAUCAACCACACAGCCUCAGCCUAUCACCUAGGAGCCCCAAUUGCCUGCCAGUCAUCAGAUAAAAUGGAUUUCCAAUCGAGUCAAGGCUCUGAUGCUGGGUCGGACAGAAUGGAGUACAGGCAGACUUCUGCGCUUUCUUUACCUCUCCUGAUUCUCUGUUUGGUUUUUGUUUUUCCUCUUUUAUCUCCUGCUGUGUUCAGACCAUCUCCAGCUUCUUCUCUCCCCACGCCCCUCACGGGGUCUUCAUGAUCUGCUGAUCUGUCCCACAUGAAAUGAAAAUUGGCUCAUUGUAAAAGCCCAGAUACCAGUACGUUAUCUCAUAAGCAGUGUGGUGCAACCAAAGCAAGUCCUAAAAGCGAGUGACUGCUUUACCUCAGGAUGGAUCUUCAAUUAAAGCAACAGGUGAAAAUCUAUUACUUGGCCAGUGUAGGCUUAAUGAGUUGUCACUAGUACUUUUCAAUACUGCAGAGUGCAUGUUUUCUGUUUUCACAACCUGUUAGAAAAGUUUUUAAAAACUUCUUGAAUGAAAAAAGGGUAUUAGUAUCCUCAUAGUCGCUAUAACUUUGUGAGAAGUGAAGAAAGCUGAGUUAGAAUCAACUUUGCCAGAUGACAAAUAUAUCCUAUUAGACUUCUUUUAUGUUCCAGUCUCAAUAUAUGAAGCCACAGCAAAAGUUUUUAAAACUGUAGUUGCUCAUGUGUCCACUUGAGGCUGGUUCCAAAAACACCAGAAGCUACAUACACCCAUUAACAGAGCUCAAGCAAAAAUCGACAUAUUAACAGCCUGAUUUGAAAAAACAUUUUGGUCUGAAUGUACACAGUAUUGGCAGCUAUUUAGUUUUGAAGACACGAGUGUUCAAAGUUUUGUGUAACUAGGGUUCAGCUCACAGACUAAAAGGCAAUCUCAUUAUAGCUGUCAGCAUGGACGCUAAAGGUCUGCCUCGAAUCCACUUCUCAUCUCUCACUACAGUGAUCUCAAGUUAGGUUGAGGCAGCAUUUCUGAUAUGGUAAAUUAAGAGAACUAUAAUAAACCAACGGGUGAUGCCAGUGAGACUUAUUUGUAAUGCCUUUAAAAAGUAGUUUUUACAUCAAAGUGUUGGAUUGGUCCACAUCCCGAGAACUUCUCCAAGUCACCAGGGAUUGGCACGCCCAGGCCUACUGCCUUGUCUGCCACAUGGCAUUGGUUCAACCCCCCAUACCUUUCCCUGCCAGUGGUGGGCUCACAGAGUGACCUCCAGCAGGAAUUGGGGUUGAGUGCAAAGGGGCCGGGAUGAGAGUCAGCACGUCAGACUCUGGGGCCAUGGUCCUCUGACAGAAAAGGGUGGACUGCUCUCUCUGGCUGUCUUUGUGGACAGGUGGAUUGGUGUGGCAUCAGCAGUACUGCCAGCGUUGCACUGUCCUGGUGAAGAGGGAGCUGAGCCAGAUGGUAAAGCCUCUGAGUUACCACUCAAUCUACGUUCACCUGUAGUUAUGAGCUCUGGGUGGUGAUCAAGAAAUUAAGAUAGCGGAUACAAGCAGGUGAAAUGCGUUUCCUCUGAAGAGUGGCUAGGCUCAGCCUUAGAGAUUGGGAUAAAAGUUUGGACACCUGGAAGGAGCUCAGAGUAGAGCCACUGCUCCUCCAUGUCUGAUAAGGAUGCCUCUUGGACUCUGGAUGGAUGGAUGGAUAUUAGAUUUAAACUCAAAUGUAAACCUCAGUUGUGGAAUCUUUUGGUCUACUGUGGAGCCACUUUGACAUUUAAUGUGUCUAUUCAUCAUUCAUUUCUGUGGCUUUGCAGUUGUGAGCGAUAUACCCCCCUUUUAGAGAAGUGGCACCUUCAUUCAUCCUGUUGAGGACAAAUGUCGGCGUUCAAACAAGUUGAUUCUAAAUACGAGUCAGUCUCAUUUUUUAAAUCUUAUUGAUGGAAAAAACAUUCAGUGUUUGGGUUAGUGCAAUAUGCACUUAAAGAUCUAUAGGUCAACAUCGAGCAAAGGAAAAAAGUGAUGCCAAGGAAAGCAUGUAAUUCAUUCUAAUGAAGUUAGUUCCACCUGUGCGAGUAUAAAUCCUAAAGGUUCAGACACAUGCCUAUUGCCAAAUAAGGACUUCAGGGACCCCAAGGGUCCUGUAGUUAUGCUUUUUGAAGAGUAUUUUCAUAUCUGGAAAAAAAGGAAGAAAGCGGUUAGAACGUACAGGUUUGAGAUGUAGAUGAAAAGAGAAACGAGAGGAGGAAGGGGACAGAGAAAAGAGAGGAAAGCAAAAGAGUGGGAUGAGCAGACAGCAGAGAGGAGCUGUAUUGAUCAGCCUGCUCUGGGAGUCUCUCUGUGGUUUUAAUGGUUUGAGUUUCACAGCUGGAGUGAGCUCUGCAUUGCUCAGAACAGAUACUAUGAUGCUGUGCACUCACAGAUGCACAUGCAGUACACACACAAGUGGUCAGCCUCUAUACCUGCUGGGCUCAGGUCAAUGCACGCCAGCCACCAGUCAAUUUAGCUCAUCGCAUCGUUCCACAUGGACUACCGGAGCUGUCGGACUUCAGUGAGACCAGUCGUCUUUCUGAAAUAAACCUCCUCCCUGCUGCUGACCAGCCUCUGGAGCCGAGCAUAACUGAGAAAACAACAGCAAAGCUCCAAAAUAUCACUUUAUGACAAAGAAGCUGGAGUCAUUUCUAAUAUGAACUGUUGUUGUAGAGUUGAGCACAGUAUCUCUGUUAAGGCGUACAGGUAUUUAUCAAAAUGAGAAACAUUGUCUGGAAAAAGCAGAGACACUUAGCAGCUCAACUGUCUUGAGAAUCACCUGGUGUCAUAAGCUCCGCCCUCCUCCUUCUAAAAUAUCCUCGUAUCGGUUGUGGUCAGCUGACUGUAUCAUCCAGCACAGUUAGAGCAGAUCUACAAAUUGGUUUCACAACUACAGAGUUUUCUGGAAUCACCAUGGAAACAAUUGCAUUAUGUGGCCAUUUAUAAUCCACAUAGGGUGUAGAUAGGGAUCAGCCACCUUUGCAAUCUCAUCAACACAGCAGCUCUACCUUCACCUCUUAAGAGCCGCUACAUUUUCAGUUUUUGUUGUUACGUUAGAAAGUUGAAAAUCCAUGUUUAUAUUUUACCUUCUUUAAUGUAUAUCCAGAUUUACAACUAGGGUAAACUAUGAUACAGCUUCCAAUACGAUACCGAUAUUGUAGCCUUCAGUAUCGGUCGAUACUGAUAUCGAUCACAAACUUCUGCAUGACAAGUUUUGCACUCAUCUGCAAUGUCUUUUUCAGACUUUAAUGAAAAAUACUGCCACACAGCCGGCAUCACUCCUACUCCUUGGUACUUUGUUUGUACCUUGUUGUUGUGAUCACAUGGGCUCUGCAUGCUAGCUAGAGGUGCCGGAGUGGAGUCUGAAAUGGACUGUUUGUAUCGGAGUGCUGGUAUCAGAGAUUUUAGUUGCAGGCCAAUAUAAUCCGAUAUUUGUCAUUGGCUGAUAUCAGACCGAUAUCCAAUAUCAAUAUCUUAUCAGGACAGCCCUACUUGCAGCUACAAAACAGUUACAUAGACAUUUUUUUCCCCAACACCAAUCCUCUUCAUAGUAUAAAACUGUGUGAGCUCUUUCUUCAUAUACAGUUCAGAAAUUGUUCUUUUUCAUAGAACAAUUGCUUGUAGUCAGUAGGGUAACACCUGAUCAGUAAAGUGGUUUUAUAACCACACUGUGUUAACAUCUGUUAUUUGCAAAACACUUUCUUUAAAAAGCUUACUGCAGAAAGAGGUUGAGAUCACAAAGAUACACUGAGAUUGCAAGGAAACUGUGAUUCCAGCCUUGUGCAGCUGCAUGAUAAUUACACCGCCUGUAAACUGAGUUGAACGUGUCGCUUAUUCUCUGAAAAAACAGGCAGAUCAGCCUUUCUUCAUCUGGCCUUCCACUCAUUGAGAUUCUGUGUGGGAGGUGCAGUUGUCAGGGUCAGGCCUCCCUGUGGUAAUUAGCUUAUGCAAUCAUUGCUUAAAGCUGUCUUUUUAGAUAUUGUCUCUCUUGGAAAGCAUUAUAAUAACUAAUAAGGCUUCAAAGAGUUUAUUGACCUUCUCAUAGAGGCCAAUCACCUACUAUAAGGACGCCCAAGAGCGCCCCCUACUUACUCGAUAAGUCAAUAUGUUGUAAAGACCACCUGACUGACAAAACUCUGAAUAUCGCCAAGCUGCUAUUGAUCAUUUUAACAGUUGGCAUUCAGAGAUUAUAGAAAUACAUUUAGGCUACAGUCUAUUCUAACUGCCUAUUUAUCUCCUGUCUGUAAAAGGCUACCAGCGAAAGGUUUUUAAUUGAUCAGUCAUUUCAAUGGUGGGUGUUGGAUUUGUGUGAAGCCCCCUCACUAGACAAGGCCACACGCUGAAGCUCAAAAUCAGGUAGUCGGACCUGUUAUCUUCUCUCAAGGACUUCCAGGAUUCUAAGGACUUCCUUGAUUGUUAGCAGAAAAACAGAGGUCACACCGCUUGGACCAUUUGUUUGUCUUUCAAUUUUUUCAUUCCUUUUUUUCCACAGCUAUCCUCUGAACAUGCCGAGUAAAUCAGUAACUUUGAUUAAAAAAGACAAUCUUUGGGUGAAUUUCAAGACUUGUAUCAUUUUAUGAAACAUAUAGUAAGGACUUGAGUUAGAAAUGUCUGUCGUUACAUCUCAACAAGGUCCAUUUGAGCCCUUGUUUUCGAGAGCAUGGGCAUACAAACAGAUGAACUUUCUCUUUGAAUAGAUACAUGUAUGUUUUAGCAGUUCCCUUUCAGUCGAUUCACUCGGUACAACACAUAUAGUAUGGGAUAUCACGCCCUCGCGUGGCCUGACUGAAGACACCUUUAUUCACGCCUUUAAGGCAGAUGAUCUGUGGUGACGUCUGGGAGGCUCCGCCUGCACAUAUAUACGUGUAGCACCACAGCCAUCCUUCAGUUCUUACGCUCUUCACCUCGCUGAGAACACCUACACCGAGUCGGGCUAACUAGCUGCUGCUAGCUCAGCCUGGUCUUGUCUGUGGCUAUUGCCUGAUCGUUUUUAGCUUAACUGCCCCUGUUGGUGUUAGCCUACGGCUACCCGCGGAGCGCUAAUUUCGUUCAGCUUCUGCGUCUUGUUAUGAGCGCUGAGCCCAUGAAAGCGAAGGCGAAGUCUUCUGUUCGCCCCUGUCCUCGGGGGUGCGGCUUCUCCCUUCACGAGAAGGAUCUCCAUGAGGCUUGUCCAGUUUGCCUGGGUAUUGUCCACGCCAGGAGGGCGUUGACUGAGCCCGAGUCGUGUGAGUCCUGUCACCGGCUUCGGAGCUCAACCCUGGGAAGGCGGGUCAAGUUUGUGGAGAAAAUUCUAGGAAAAUCCGCUGUUGCGAUGCACGAUCCCCUCCUCUCCGAGUCCAGAGACCCGGCUUCGCCGGAGUCCGGUGGUGAGGACUUUCUGGUCGAAGGCUCAGUUGGAAACUGGGCAGACCAUGUAGAGUGUGCUUACGGGUCAGCUGGAUUUGAGCCGGGCCCGACCGAGGGCGCUGGCCAGCCGCUAUCCGGGCUAGCUUGUUACCAGGAGGACGAUGACGUGCUGGACAUCGGCCUGGACGUGCAAGGUUUUUCAGAGGAUGAGCAGGAGCCGUUGUCUUCGGGUCAGUAUGCCGCCGCUGCUGCGCCGGUUGAUCUGGACGACACAUCCUUCCUCUCACUGUACCGCCGUGCAGCUGAGAAACUGGAAGUAGGAUGGCCCUCUCCUCCACCGGCUCAAAAACCGUCGCGGUUCUCAGGGUUUUUUCUCCCACCCGAACCGACGACUGUUAAGAACAGUUUGCCCAUGUUCCCGGAUUUUGUCGCGGAACUAACCUCGACAUGGGACAAGCCGCUGUCCACCCGCGCCACAGUGCCCGGUUGUGGACAGUUUCUGGACCUGGAUGGAGCUGAAAAAGCUGGAUUGGUGAACCCUCCGCCUAUGGAGGCGUCCCUGGCAGUUUAUCUGGCCCCGGCCCAGAAUCAUGGUGUCGGUAGCCCCAUCACGCUCCCAUCCAAGCACUGCAGGUUUUCAGCGUCACAGCUGGAUAAAAUUUACAGGACACAGGCAAAUACGGCUCGUGCACUGAGCUCCGUCACCAUGCUUCAGACAUAUCAAGCUAUGUGUCUGGCGGAACUCGGCUCGCGUAUGCCUCCUGACAGUCCGCUUUCUCCUCUCCUCGAUGAAGCUAGGGUCGCCACAGAUUACAUCCUCCGUGUGUCCCGCUGUGCAGCGCUCUCUCUCGGUAGAGGCAUGGCUUCCACGGUGGUGGCGCAGAGGCACCUGUGGCUGACUCUCUCCGACGUUCCGGAGAGGGACAGAGCGGUUUAUCUCGACGAGCCUGUGUCGGCCAGCGGUUUGUUUGGGCAGUCCCUCGACGACAUUCAGGCUAAGUUUGAGCUGAGGAAAAAACAAACCGAAGCUUUGAGCAGCAUCAUCCCCAGGCGUGAUGCGAGGCCCAAACAACAGGGUUAUCCGCACAAACCGGCAGAGACGCUGCCGCCCUUCAUUUUUUGCCGCCGAAGAGGCCGCGUUUAAUGUUUGUUCAGGGGUCCGGUCCCGAGAGGCGCUGCACUCCCUUAACACAGUUUUCCCAAGCACAAUCCUCCCUCACACACAUGCCCCAGUAAUGGCGCCUGUUGUUCACUGAGUGAAUGUUACAAAUGUGCGUUCGUUGAAUCAAAUAAAGGUUCCGUUUUGUUCUCAAAACAUCAUAAAUCAAUCAAGUCUGGGCGGGAAAGUAUUGCUGUUCCCAGCCGGCACGCUAGAGGGCGACAACCCCUCCCCCACAGUACUGGAGGUCAGUCGACUGACUGUUCGUCUCCCUCGGUGGUGCGCAUGCGCAGUCUCACCGUGGGUAGAGAGAACCGUUGCCAUGGGCUACCGUUUACAGCAGUGCUGAGGGAAGAAAUAAACAACUUGUUGAACAAGAGAGCGAUACGAGUUGUUCCCGCUUCGGAAACGAACAAGGUUGGUACAGCCGCUAUUUCGUUGUUCCGAAAAAAGGAGGAGGGCUCCGUCCUAUCCUUGACUUGCGAGUGUUAAACAAAUACCUACGAACUUACAGGUGCAAGAUGCCAACACUCAGACAGCUACUGGGCGAAAUCAGACCGGGAGAUUGGUUUACAACUAUCGAUCUGACAGAUGCUUACUUUCACGUAGCGAUUCAUCCAGACCACAGGCACUUUCUAAGGUUUGCAUUCGAGGGCAUAGCCUACGAAUACCUGGUGCUGCCGUUCGGCUUAUCACUCGCCCCCGAACAUUCACCAAAUGUGUCGAGGCGGCAUUGGCUCCUCUAAGGGAGAAAGGUGUGCGCAUCUAAGCCUAUCUGGACGACUGGGUGCUAAUCGCGAGCUCCAGAGAGCAAGCAGCGGCUCAGCUGUCAUUGACCCUAUCGCACAUCCAAACACUGGGCUUUUCAGUAAAUUUACAGAAAAGUUCACUGACUCUUAGUCAACAGGUAUCAUUUCUCGGGCUGGAAAUAUGCUCCGUUUCAAGCCGAGCGUGUCUGUCAGAACGCAGGGUGGCUGCGUUUCACCGCUGCCUUUCACAAUUUCAGUUGGGACGCAAACUGUGUUUCCGGACGAUUUUACAGCUGACAGGCAUGAUGGCAUCUAUGAUCGCUGUAGUGCCGCUCGGACUGUUAAAAAUGAGAGCGUUUCAACGCUGGACUCAGUCUCACCGGCUGUGCGCGCAGCGUCACCUCCAGAGGAGGCUGACGAUAACUCCGUCUUGCAUGUCGGCUCUUCUCCCGUGGAGAGAACCCGGUUUUCUACAACGGGGAUCUCCGAUAGGGAGUGUGUCUUUUCGCAAGGUGGUGUCCACAGACGCAUCCCUGAGGGGUCGGGGGGCUCUGUGCGAGGGCGCAGCAGUGAGAGGUGUGUGGACGCCAGCAUAAUGCAAGCUCCACAUCAAUUACCUGGAGCUAUUAGCUAUCCUAUUAGCUCUGAGGCAUUUUCGUCCGGUUCUGACGGGCCAUCAGGUUCUGACGGGCCAUCAGGUUCUGAUCGGGACGGAAAACAAAACCAUGGUUUCCUACAUAAACAAACAGGGAGGGACAUGCUCUCUUCCCCUGUUAAAACUGUCUCACUCUCUGUUGCUAUGGUGCAGUGUUCAUUUUCUGUCACUCAGAGCCACACAUAUUCCGGGUCACUUAAACCUUGGGCCAGACCUUCUCUCCAGGGGGGUCGUCUUGUGAGAGAGUAGAGAUUGCAUGUCAGGACCGAAAUGUACUCCCAUUUCAAAGUUCUAUUGUGGAUGUUUUAACAUUCCUUCAGGAGCGGCUGGAUAGGGGUCUCUAUUUCUCAACAAUUAAAGUCUAUUUGGCAGCUGUAUCUGCAUGCCAUGUUGGCUUUGAUGGUGUGUCGCCAGGCGCUCACCCUCUUACUAUGCACUUCCUAAAGGGAGUCCGCAGGCUGAGACCUGUGCUUAGACCCAGUGUUCCCUCAUGGGAUUUAGGGUUGGUGCUUGGGGCUCUUGGUGGACCUCAUUUGAGACUGUUGAGUCAGCAGACAUGAAAUUUCUUUCAUACAAAACUGCACUGCUACUUGCUUUGGCGAGUGGGUGACCUUCAUGCUUUGUGCAUCCCUUUUGUAUCCAGUUCACUCUGGAUGGAUCUAAGGUUACAUUGCGCCCAAAUGCAGCGUAUUUGCCUAAGAUUAUCCCCACAGCCUAUAGCUCUAUGAGUUUUGAACUACUGAGCUUCUGCCGUCCUCCAUUUGCAUCUGAGGAGCAGAGGAGGUUGCAUUCCUUGUGCCCUGUGCGUGCACUACGUACUGACAUAGACCACACUCAGAGUGUGCGUUUAUGUUACCAGUUGUUAGUCUGUUUUGCUAAUCCAGCCUAAGGCAGGGCACUGUCUAAACAGCAGCUUUCCCGCUGGAUUGUGGAGGCUAUCUCCUUAGCAUACGGCAGCAGGGGUCUUCCGUUGCCCCAAGGUGUGAGGGCACAUUCAACCAGGGGAAUGGCAGCCUCAUAGGCCUUGUUUAAAGGGGUUUCUGUGAGUGAUAUCUGCACUGCAGCCAGUUGAUCAUCACCGCACAGUUUUUGUUCGGUUUUAUUGUUUGGAUGUGGGACAGCCCCUUCAGUGGCUCACUCUGUCCUUUCUGCUGGGUCUACAGUGCACUAAAGUUUUGGAGGUUUGACUUCGGUUCGGUGGCUGCUCUGUGGGGCGUGUAUAUAUGUCCCAUACUAUAUGUGUUGUACCGAGUGAAUCGACUGAAAGGGAACGAAAUGUUAUGAAUAUAACUUCUGUUCCCUGAAGGAGAGGAACGAGGUACAACACUAGGUUGCCCCACUGCGCAGCUAGGCUCGGUGAAGAGCGGCUAUCGAACUGAAGGAUGACUGUGGUGUUACACGUAUAUAUGUGCAGGCGGAGCCUCCCAGACGUCACCAGAGAUCAUCUGCCUUAAAGGCGUGAAUAAAGGUGUCUUCAGUCAGGCCACGCGAGGGCGUGAUAUCCCAUACUAUAUGUGUUGUACCUCGUUCCUCUCCUUCAGGGAACAGAAGUUAUAUUCAUAACAUUUCGUUUUACACUUUCUAUUGUUGACACACUUUUACAACUUUGCGAAAAAUGCAUUUUUUUAAAGUUCCUGUUUGUGUUAGUUUGGCGCCCCCUGUGGAUAUCUUCUACCCAACAUGCUUAAGGAGUGUCUCAUCCUACUGUGAAAUGUGUCAUUCUUUAUCGCUAUUUUAUGUGGAAAUUAUGAAACAGGGCUGUUUCUUUCGCUGGUUGGCUGACACCUACCCCCUCUGUUGUGAUUUGAGACAUGAAAAAUUAGAAUAUGAAAAAUGUCAGUCUUGUCAUUCACUGCCUUGUCUGCUUUUUUACACUACAAAAAAAGCAUCAAUAUGAAUUUCAGUCUAUUUAAAAAACUUUAAAAACUCCCCACAGGAGCUAUAAGUUUAAGGCGAUUUAUUUACUUCUCUUUUGUUUCACCACAAAUUAAAUUUUCGCUGCUCCUGGAAAUGUCCAAACUGAAACAGAGUUUGUGAAAACCCAACCCAGGUUCUCGGUGUUCUACAGAGAAUAUACUGAUCCAGUUCUGACAGAGAAAUGCCUUCACAGUCUGCAUCAACAGAGCUGAACAACAGGCACAGGUUCUUAGUGAAAAUCUUCAUCAUUUCCGCUCUUGUAGUUGCACUUUGUCGCUCUGUGAAGAAACCCCUUUAUUACUGACAUCGCUCAGAGUAAAUCAGUAAAACCACCUCCUUCCUUCUCUAAGAUAAUCUCUACUAUUACCCGGUCUGACCUUUCUGUUGUGGUCAAUUAAAACUGGAAAACUCUAAUAGUCCAAACACCUAAGAGCAUCUCAAAGGUCACAGGGGGAGCUGGAGUGCAAAUGGACCCACACUUAUUUGUGUUUUUUCUUUUCUUUUUUCUUAGAGUCUGCUGGUCAACCAUGUAUGAAGACAGGGAGGAAAAGGGUAAAACAGUUAUUUGACGAAGACUCUUUACCUUGGCACCAUAAGGGCAGUACAUGUCGCAUUCCUGUUUUGAAGUGUAAGAGAGUUGAUUUACUUUUAGAAUGCCAUGAUCUUAAAACUUUCUUUCUAUGCUAUUUAUCUGAGUUAUCAUCCAUUAAAGUUGCUUUAUUAUUCUGCACAGCUACUUUACACAAGAGAGCUUUUGAAAAAGAAAUGAGUGUAUAUUAGAUUCAUGGCCCGAAGGAGCAGACUUUCUAUUCAACCUUUUACAACAUCAGCGGAAAGAAUUUCUGAUAUCGGAGUUGUAAGGAUCCAUUCAGGGUCAUUCCUCCAUCGUCUGAAUGUGAGAGUCAGUCUGUCACAUCCUCUGCUGCUUUUGUUGGGAUGAAGGAAGGAGAAAUCAUUUCAGGUAUGAAUUGAAUCCAGUGCAUUAGGACCGUCCUUGUUUUGAUCCCUGACUGAAAGAAGGACUGAUCGAGUUUUAUUGCUUUUGAGUUUUAUAGUUUUGUAUUUUUGUAAAGACAGGAAAAAAAAAACUCAGGUAAUCCUGGCCAUGAAAUCACUCCACCAAACCUGUGAUGUAGUGUGUGAUUUUAUUAAAACACUCAUAUCCUUUGACUUUCUCGUUUGUCAAUUCUUUCUUUCCUAUAUCUACUGCUUUAUUUGACUGCAUCUGUAUUUUUCUUUAAAUGUAAAUGCCUUUUCCUUUGUCUAAUUUAACCUCUAUGACAUGCUAU
Messenger RNA from Xyrichtys novacula (pearly razorfish), 95543 nucleotides. NCBI's taxonomy places the organism in Eukaryota, Metazoa, Chordata, Actinopteri, Labriformes, Labridae. The record is from the annotation of a GenBank genome assembly.